Messenger RNA from Solea senegalensis (Senegalese sole), 94924 nucleotides. It is a transcript of the gene ttn.2, whose product is annotated as titin, tandem duplicate 2. Gene Ontology annotation, biological process: protein phosphorylation. Gene Ontology annotation, molecular function: ATP binding; protein kinase activity; protein binding. The record is from RefSeq and is a predicted model, not a curated record. Bases 216 to 93887 code for a protein of 31223 amino acids. Lineage: Eukaryota; Metazoa; Chordata; Actinopteri; Pleuronectiformes; Soleidae. The transcript has 249 exons.
UGGACGCCUCGGCUCGAGGGACUGCUGUCUGUCUGUCUGUCUGUCUGUCAGGUGGACAAACAAAACUACACGGCGUCGACGGCCGGUAGUUUUGUUUUUUGUUUCCUUCGAGGCCUCGGCUCUUUCUCCUCUUGGAUUUUGUAAACUUUUUUUGGUGGACUCAGAGAUCAGCUGACGCAGCACGGGCAUCCUUGCUCUGACAAGGUGCCGACAACAUGUCAACACAAGCGCCGACAUUCACACAGCCGCUCCAGAGCGUCGUGGCACUUGAGGGUAGUGCCGCGACGUUCCAGGCUCAAGUUAGUGGUUCUCCAGCUCCUGAGGUGAGCUGGUUCCGUGAUGGUCAGGUUCUUUCCGCCACCACUUUGCCCGGUGUUCAGAUCUCGUUCAGCGAUGGCCGCGCUGUUCUGAAGAUCCCUGCUGUGACCGCCGCGCACAGCGGAAGGUUUUCCAUCAGAGCCACCAACGGUGCUGGACAAGCCACAAGCACAGCUGAACUCCUCGUUACAGUGGAGACAGCGCCCCCUAACUUCGUUCAGAGACUACAGAGUUCCACAGUGAGACAGGGCAGCCAGGUGAGACUGGAUGUCCGCGUCACAGGAAUCCCCACCCCCGUGGUGAAGUUCUACAGAGAGGGAGCUGAGAUCCAGAGCUCGGCAGACUUCAGGAUCCUCCAGGACGGCGACCUCUACAGUCUGCUGAUCGCUGAGGCCUUCCCAGAGGAUUCUGGGACAUAUUCUGUGACCGCCACCAACAGCAGUGGACGCGCCACGUCCACCGCUGAGCUGCUGGUCCAGGGUGAAGAAGCUGUACCUGCUAAGAAGACCAAGACCAUCGUGUCCACGUCCCAGAUGACCACGUCUCAGGCCAAAGUGCAGAGGAGGGUGGAGUCAGGCUUCCAGGCCACCACCAUGAUGGAGAUGCACAUGGAAGGAGGCGGAAUGAUGACUCAGCACGUGGCUCACAAAACCCCUCCCCGGAUUCCCCCGAAGCCGAUGUCCAAGUCCCCGCCCUCCUUUGUAUCCAAGGUGACGGGCGGACGCCAACAGUCGCCGUCACCCGUCAGACACGUCAAAGGGCCGACGCCCUCAGCUGUCAGAUCCGUCUCUCCGUCCACCAGACUGUCCGUGUCCCCCAUCAGACCCGUCAAGUCUCCCAUCAUGAGCCGCAAACAGUUAUCCGGCGGCACUGAAGUCCUCCCGCCCUGGAAACAGGGCGACUAUGUCGAGGCCGGUUACAGCACCAUGACCACGGUGACCAGAGUCAGCGGCGCCGCACAGAUGCACGUGGAGAAGCACUGGGAGCAGCAGGUCACUGCCACCAGAGAGGAGGAAGGAGGUAAAAAAGCAGGGGCGGUGGCCACGGUGGUGGCCGCUGUAGACCUCGCUCGUGUCCGUCAGCCUGUGCAUGUAGAGGGUGGGCGGGCUGAAGAGGAGGAGGAGCCUGUAGAGGUGGAGGUGAAGCAGCAGCAGCACGAGCAGCAGCAGGUGGUGGUUUCUGCUCAAGCUGAAUCUGAAUCUGAAGCUGAAGCUAAAGCUAAAGCUGCUACGUCUGUGACGUCAGAGCAGCACAGAGUCCAGGUGUCCCAGGUGUCCCAGGUGUCCCAGGUGUCCCAGGUGUCCCAGAUUCAGAGAACAACAGAAAUCUCCGCCCAUGUGGACGCUGGCGUCUCCUCGUUCUCCACAGUUCCACAUUUCACUGUUUCUAAAGUUUCUGUCCCCAAACAUGAACCUGGUCACGAGGUGUCCAUCGCUGGCUCUGCCAUCACGACUCUGCAGAAAGAGUUACGCUCGCCCGUCGCUCCCAGACACGUCAUCAAGCCCGUCAAGUCGCCCAGUCCGUCUCGCAGGGCGGUGGUGCUGGAAGUGCGGGGGACGCCGGAGCCCCUCCCCCCACCGUUCAGAGACAUCAGAUAUCAGAGUCACGUUGACUUUAAGGCGGGCGGGGCUUACACGGCCAGUGAAGAGGAGUUUGAGGACUGGGAGCCUCAGGAGGCAGCAGCAGUGCCCACAAGAGCCCGGGAACCUGUUACUCCUCCCACGCUCAUCGCUGGCCUGAAGAACCUGACGGUGACGGAGGGCGAGUCGGUGACGCUGGAGUGUCACAUCAGCGGUCAGCCCGCCCCCACCGUCAUGUGGUUCAGAGAGGACUACAAGAUCGAGAGCUCCAUCGACUUCCAGCUCAGCUACGAGAAUGGAUUUGCCCGCAUGGUGAUCCGCGAGGCGUUCGCAGAAGACAGUGGCCGCUUCACGUGCACCGCCACCAACGAGGCGGGAACUGUCAGCACCUCGUGCUACCUGCUCGUCAAAGUGUCGGAGGAAAUCGAAAGCAGAGAGGAAAUGGCCGUCACUGAAACGGGUGUCGCACAAGAAAAAAUCGUCUCCAUGGAGCUGAAGGGUCAGGUGGUGACAGAGGUGACGACAGGAGAGUCUGUCGCUCCCUUCUUCGUCAGGAAACCCACCAUCCAGAAGCUGGUGGAGGGAGGAAGUGUCGUCUUUGAGUGUCAGGUCGGAGGAAACCCCAAACCUCAUGUGAUCUGGAAGAAGGGCGGCGUGCCGCUCAUGACUGGAUACAGAUACAAAGUUGCCUACAAGAAGGAGACUGGAGAAUGCAGGCUGGAAAUCUCCAUGACCUUUGCCGAUGACGCUGGAGAAUACUCCGUCUUUGUUAAGAAUUCUCACGGUGAAGCCUCGGCCUCAGCCGGUCUGCUGGAGGAAGAGGCUUAUGACGCUUACAUGAAGCAGUUUGAUGUGACGUAUAAAACUGAAGUGACCACAAAGGUAGUUCAGGAGCCUUCUGUGGUCGUGAGUCAGUAUGAACUGGAACAGAGGAGGGUGACGACCCCCAUGAGCUUCGUCUCAGAAACAGAAUUCUUCAUUUCAGCGUUCGAAGAGAGAAUCAUCCACGAGAUUGAAAUCCGCAUCAUGAGAAUCACCUACAGCGAGCUGGUGAUAGAGGAUGGAGAGGUGAUGGUAACUGUAGCCGAGGACGAAGCGGUGCAGCCGGCCUUUGACACUCCAGUCAAAAACUACAGGAUCGUGGAUGGAAUGGGCGUCACUUUCCACUGCAAGAUGGCCGGAAACCCACUGCCAAAGAUUGCUUGGUACAAAGACGGCCAGCGCAUCAGACCUGGUGGCCGUUACCAUAUGGAGAUUCUUCAGGACGGACGAGCCACCCUUCGCCUGGCUGUGGUCCAACCAGAGGACGAGGGCGUGUACACCGCCUUCGCCAGCAACAUGAAAGGAAACGCUGUCAGCUCUGGAAAACUCUACAUUGAGCCAUCCGGAGUUGUGACACCUCAGCGAUACACACCACAGCCAUCAGUACAGAGGUUCAGAUCCACCUCUCCUCGCUCUGUGAGCCGCUCACCCGCUCGCUCACCCAGCCGUUCUCCAGGACGUUCUCCCGCCCGCAGGCUUGAAGAAACCGAUGAGACUCAGCUGGAAAGACUCUACAAACCUGUGUUUGUCUUGAAACCCUCUUCAAUCAAAUGUUCUGAGGGCCAAACUGCCAGGUUCGACCUGAAGGUUGUCGGCAGACCCAUGCCGGACACUUACUGGUUCCACAAUGAACGGCAAGUUGUCAAUGACUACACUCACAAGAUUGUGAUUAAAGAGGACGGUGUUCAGUCCCUGAUCAUUGUGCCAGCUUUGCCACAAGAUUCUGGAGAAUGGACGGUCGUGGCUCAGAACAGAGCUGGACGGACUUCUGUUUCUGUAAAUCUUACCGUGGAAGCUCGAGAAAGCCUUGCAAGACCUCAGUUUGUUGAGAAGCUGAGGAACUUGACUGUGAAGCAGGGAACUCUUGUUGAACUGGCUGUUAGAGCCAUUGGAAAUCCUCUGCCUGACAUUGUCUGGCUGAGAAACAGCGACAUUGUCACACCACAAAAACACCCACAAAUCAAGAUUGACGGCACAAAAGGAGAGGCCAAAUUCCAGAUCCCGUCUGCUUCAGGCUCAGACAGCGCCUGGUACACAGCGACAGCCAUUAACAAGGCUGGUAGAGACACCACCCGCUGCAGAGUCAAUGUCGAGGUGGACUUCAUGACCCCUCAAGCUGAGAGGAAGCUCAUCAUUCCCAAAGGAACAUACAAGGCCAAGGAGAUUGCUGCUCCAGAGCUGGAGCCACUUCACAUGCGUUACGGUCAAGAGCAGUGGGAGGAGGGCGACCUUUACGACAAAGAGAGGCAACAGAAACCACUUUUCAAGAAGAAGCUGACCUCUAUCAGGAUGAAGCGUUUUGGUCCAGCUCACUUUGAGUGCAGACUGACCCCAAUCGGUGACCCCACCAUGGUAGUGGAGUGGCUGCAUGACGGCAAACCGCUGGAAGCUGCUAACAGGCUGCGCAUGGUCAAUGAGUUUGGAUACUGCAGCCUUGACUAUGAAGUUGCAUACGCUAGAGACAGUGGUGUCAUCACCUGCAGAGCUUCAAAUAAGUUUGGAGUUGACCAGACCUCGGCCACCCUGAUCGUCAAGGAUGAGAAAGGUCUUGUUGAGGAAUCACAGCUUCCUGAAGGCAGGAAAGGUAUUCACAGAAUCGAGGAGAUUGAGCGCCUGGCUCAUGAAGGUCCUACAGGAGUCACUGCUGAUGAUGAAAUUGAAAAGUCCAAACCUGAAAUUGUCCUACUUCCUGAACCAGCCAGAGCACUGGAGGGUGAGAUUGCACGAUUCCGCUGCAGAGUAACAGGUUACCCAGCACCUAAGGUGAACUGGUACCUUAAUGGACAACUUAUUCGCAAGAGUAAGAGAUACAGACUGCGAUAUGAUGGUAUUUACUAUUUAGAAAUUGUAGAUGUCAAGUCAUAUGAUUCAGGAGAGGUCAGGCUGGUUGCAGACAAUCCUCUCGGUACAACUGAGCACACUGUGAAGCUGGAGAUCCAACAGAGAGAGGACUUUAGAUCUGUCCUGCGCCGUGCUCCAGAUUCAAAGGCUGCAGAGGCUGCUCAUGAACCUGGCAGAAUCGGAUUUGACGUUGUAAAAGUUGACCGACCUAGUGAAGCCGCACAGGACAGAGAAGUUGUUAAACUUCGUAAGGCCCAGAGAAUCGUCCACGAGAAGACCUCAGAGGAGUCAGACGAGCUGAAGAGCAAGUUCAAGCGUAGGACAGAGGAAGGAUUCUAUGAGUCAAUCUCUGCUGUAGAGUUCAAGUCUCGCAGGAGGGAUGAGUCUUAUGAGGAUCUUCUGAAGAAGACAAAGGAGGACCUGCUCCACCACCUGAAAGAGAAAGAGGAGGCUGAGCGGAGAAGGCUAGAAGAACAGGGCACAGUCACCAUCCCCACAUUCAAACCAGAGAGGAUCCAGCUGUCCCCCAGCAUGGAAGCACCUAAAAUCUUGGAACGCAUCACCAGCCAGACUGUUGUGCCAAUGGAUGAGGUCCGCUUCCGAAUCAGAGUCGUGGGCAGACCUGAGCCAGAGUGCCAGUGGUUCAAGAAUGGUGUUCAGCUGGAAAAGUCAGACCGUAUUUACUGGUUCUGGCCUGAGGACAAUGUGUGUGAACUGGUGAUCAGAGAUGUCACAGUAGAGGAUUCUGCUAGCAUCAUGGUUAAAGCCAUGAAUGUUGCCGGGGAAGCUUCAAGCCACGCCUUCCUGCUUGUGCAAGCCAAGGUGGAAAUUAACUUUACCCAGCACCUGGAGGACUCCACAGCCAAUGAGAAGGACACGAUGGUGACCUUUGAGUGUGAAACUAACGAACCUUUCGUCAAAGUCAAGUGGUUCAAGAACAACAUGGAGAUCUUCUCAGGAGACAAAUACAGAAUGCACUCUGACAGAAAGGUCCACUUCCUGUCCGUGCUGGUGAUUGAAAUGUCAGAUGACGCUGAAUACACAUGUGCGCUUGUAGACGAUGAGAACAUCAGAACAACCUCAAGGCUCCACGUGGAAGGUGCUCCGCUGGAGAUCAUCACACACUUGGACAACAUUGAGGUGCCAGAGUCUUACGCUGGAGAGUUUGAGGUAGAGCUGUCUCGUGAGGACGCUGAAGGCAGCUGGUUCUUUGAAGGCAAGGAGGUCUCGCCCAGCAGCAAGUACGUCAUGGGCUCCCGCCGUGGGAGACACACCCUGUCUGUGAAGGAUGUCCGGAAAGAGGACAUGGGCAAAUACACAUUUGUGUGUGGAGAUCUGAAGAGCAGUGCCUCACUGAAGAUGAAACUGCGUCCAGUGACCCUCAUGCAGCCUCUGACUGAUCUCACGGUCUGUGAGGGUGACAUCGCUCAGCUCGAGGUCAAGUUCUCCCAGGAGAAUGUUGAGGGAACCUGGAUGAAGAACGGCCAGGCCAUCAUGGCCUCGGACCGCGUCCAUAUCGUAAUUGACAAAGUGGUUCACAAACUGCUGGUGGAGAAUGUCAGCAGAGAUGAUGCUGCUUCCUACUCUUUUGUGGUUCCAGCCCAGGAGAUCUCCACAUCCUGCAAACUCAGUGUUCAAACUAUUGACAUCACAGUGCCACUGAAGGAUGUGUCCUCAAUCGAGGGCACCAAAGCUGUUCUUGAGGCCAAGAUCUCCGCUCAAGACGUGAGUUCAGUCAAAUGGUACCAAAACGACAAACUCCUGAUGCCAAGUGACCGAAUCCAGAUGGUGGCAAAGGGAACCAAGCAGCGUUUGGUCUUCACCAGGACCUACGCUUCUGAUGAAGGACACUACAAACUGGUGGUCGGCAAGGUCGACACCAGCUGCAACCUGACUGUUGAGCAGGUUCACAUCGUAAAGCACAUGGAGGACAAAGUGUGCUCCGAGUCCCAGAAUGUCACCUUCAAGGUUGAGGUUUCUCACUCUGGUAUAGACCCAGUCUGGAUGUUCAGGAACCAGCAACUGAAACCUGGACCCAAAUACAAGUUGGAGACUAAGGACAAGGCUCACUCUCUGACUGUCAUGGACACCAUGAAGGACGAGGAAGGCCAGUACACGUUCCACGCUGGCGAAAAGAUGUCCAGCGCCACGCUCUCUGUCUCCGGCGGUGCCAUCACGCGCCCCCUGCAGGAUGUGACGGUGGCAGAGUCUCAGACGGCUGAGUUGGAAUGUGAAGUCGCCAACGCUGAGGCUGAGGGGAGGUGGCUGAAGGAUGGUCACCACGUGGACUUCAGCGAGAACGUGGUGAGUGAGGUGAACGGAGCCGUCCGGCGUCUUGUCAUCGCCAUCACCAGACCACAAGACAUCGGAGAGUACACCUACCAGGUGGCCAACUCCAAGACCUCCGCAAACCUCAGAGUGGAAGCGGUGAAGAUCAAGAAAACUCUCAGAAACCAGACAGUGACGGAGACCCAGGAGGCGGUGUUCUCACUGGAGCUCACGCACCCCGACGUGAAGGGAUCCCAGUGGAUCAAGAAUGGCGUGGAGCUGGAGAGCAGCGACAAGUAUGAAAUCACUAGAGACGGCACUGUCCAAACGCUGAAGGUCAAAGACUGCAACACGCAGGACGAGUGUGUUUACUCCUUCAAGCUGGGAAAACUGUCGGCCAAUGCUAGACUCAACGUGGAGACGAUCAAGAUCGUGAAGAAGAUGAAGGACGUGACAUCACUGGUGGACAGCACCGCCUCCUUUGAGAUGAGCCUGUCACAUGACAACAUCCCUGUCACGUGGACGUUUAAAGGUGCUGAGCUGAAGCCGAGCGACAAGUGCAAGAUUCUGACGGAGAGGAAAGCUCACAAGCUGAUUCUGCAGAACAUCGAGAGCAGCGACGCUGGAGAGUACGCGGCCGUGGUCGGACACCUGCAGUGCAGCGCCGUCCUCACCGUGGAGGCUCUGAAAGUCACCAAACCCCUGAAGAACGUGCAGGUGCCCGAGACUCAGGUGGCCACGUUCGAGUGCGAAGUCUCUCACUUCAAUGUCCCGGCCACGUGGCUGAAGGACGGCGUGGAGAUCGAGAUGAGUGAGAAGUUCCGGAUCGUGGUCCAAGGAAAACUGCACCAGCUAAAGAUCAUGAACACGAGCAGGAGCGACUCUGCGGAAUACACCUUUAUCUGUGGCAAUGACCGCGUUUCUGCGACACUCACCGUCAGCCCUGUCCUGAUCACGUCCAUGCUGAAGGACCUGAACGCUCAGGAGAGAGACACCAUCACCUUCGAGGUCACUGUCAACUAUGAGGGCAUCACGUACAAGUGGCUGAAGAACGGCGUGGAGAUCAAGUCGUCGGACAGGUGUCAGGUCCGCAGCCGGCAGCUCACGCACUCGCUCACCAUACGCAACGUUCACUUCGGAGAUGGAGGAGAGUACCAGUUUGUGGCCGGGCCGGCCGCCUCCGCUGCUAACCUGUUUGUCGAAGCUCGCGUGGUUGAAUUCACGAAGAAAAUCAAGGACAUAAAGAUCACAGAGAAGAAGAAGGCCAUUUUUGAGUGCGAGGUUUCUGAGCCAAACAUCCAGGUGAUGUGGAUGAAGGACGGACAGGAGCUGGACAUGUCUGAGGAACGGUACACGGUGACGGCUGAAAAGUACGUUCACCGUCUGAUGAUCCAGACCGUUCGCAUGUCUGACACUGGCGAGUAUUCAGUGGUGGCCGGAUCCAGUGUCUCCAAAGCCCACAUGACAGUGGAGGGUCGCGACAUCCGCAUCUCGGAACCCACUGAGAGGACAAUUGUGGUUCUGGAGAAACAUAGAGCAACCUUCGAGUUUGAGGUGAAUGAGGACGACGUGGAAGGCCACUGGCUGAGGAACGGGGUGGAGAUCCACUUCUCUGUGGAGGAGCGUUUCAACUAUGUGGCCAUCAGGAAGCUUCACCGUCUCACCAUCUCAGAGACGUACAGGAGCGACGCCGGCGAGUACACCUUCAUAGCCGGGAAAAACCGGAGCACCAUGCACCUACGGGUCAACAUCCCAGAACCUCCUCAGAUUCUCCGCCACAUGGAGCCUCAGUCGGUGGAGUCUGGUAAACCGGCCCGCUUCACGGUGCAGGUGAGCGGCGUCCCACAGCCUCAGGUCUUCUGGUACAAAAACUCCCAGGCUCUGUCUCCGGGAUUCAAGUGCAAGUUCCUCCAUGACGGCUAUGAACACACACUUCUGCUGAUCGAAGUCUUCCCCGAGGACACUGCUGUCUACAACUGUGAAGCCAAAAAUGACUAUGGUGCGGCCACGAGCACCGCAGCGCUCAACGUGGAAGUCUCAGAGGUUGUCUCUCCAGAAUCUGCUGCUCCUGUUGCUCCCCCUGUUGUCAUCUCACCCAUCGCCAGCAUCACCGUCCGUGAGGGAGAACCGGCUCGCUUCUUGUGCAGAGUCCGUGGAGAUGACGUGAAGAUCAGCUGGUUCCACAAGGAGAGGGAGAUCAAGCAGUCGGACUUCUUCAGGAUGUCUCAGUUUGACGACAGCUGUCAGCUGGAGAUCUCCAGAGUUUACCCAGAGGACCAGGGCGAGUACUCCUGCGUGGCCACAAACAGCGCUGGCACCGCGUCCUGCUCUGCCACGCUCUCACUGGACGGUCAAACACAAACUGCGGAGCGUCCUGCUGAGACACAUGUCUCCACCAGCCUCACCAGUCUUAAGAAGCCUUCCAUUGGCCAAAAGCCAGUAUUCAUCCAGCCAAUCACAAGCUGCACGGUGUCGCACGGCGAGGUGGCUCGGUUUCACGCGUAUGUGUCCGGCAUGCCCAGACCGGAGAUCAGCUGGUUCCAUAACCGGCAGCCGGUCCAACCCACGAAGAACCUGGUGUUUCAUUUUGAUGAGGUGACGAACGUGGCCACGCUCAUCAUCGUUGACGCCUUCUCUGAGCAUGCUGGGCACUACACCUGCAGGGCCGUGAAUAACACCGGAGAGGCCACGUGCUCGGCCACCCUAACCAUCACCACAGUCGAAGCAGAAGUGACUCACGUGACGGAGCAGAUCGAGGCCAAGGUUGAGGAAGAAGUCAAAGAACUUUCUAGCACCACCAUCACCACUGUGGAGGAACAAGAGGAAACCUACUACACUGGUGUCCAAUUACCACAGAAAACAAAAACACUUGAACUCAAACCAGAAUCCAAACGUUACUCUUCCACAUUAGAGAAGAAAAAAGAAAAGCCAGUUUUCCUCAGCCAGCUUUCCCCGGCAGCUGUAACCAGCGGGGAAACGGCCACGUUCACCAUCAAAGUGUCCGGCUUUCCAAAGCCGACAGUUCAGUGGUCUCAUAACGGGACCGUGAUCAAGAGCUCGUCCAUAUACAGGCUGAUAGAGGAGAGGGAGGAGUACUCACUAAUAAUCACCAAAGUCACAUCUGAGUAUGAGGGCGAGUACUCCUGCACUGCCACCAACAGGUUUGGACAAACCACUUGCACCACGUACCUUGAGGUGAAAAAGCCUGACAUCAGCCAGGCAGAGAAAUGGGUCGAGAAGAUGUUUAAGGUCACAGGUCAACCUCCCACUUUCACAGUUCUGAUCCAACCCGUGAGGUGCUCAGAGGGAGGAGAAGUUCAUUUUAACUACAAGGCCUGUGGUGACCCAGUGCCUGAUGUCAAGUGGUUUAAAGGUGCUUUUCAGAUCCAGUCCAGUAGAAAAUGUGUCAUUACAGCCAAUCCAGAUGGAUCUGGCUUCAUCAACAUUAAGAGCGUCAAACAGGAAGACGGUGGCUUGUACAUGUGUAGAGCCUCCAACGUGUUUGGUGAAGCCUCUUGUAGUGCCGAGCUUGUGGUUUUUAGAGAAUCAGUGUCUCACAAACAAGAGCAGCUUACAGUGACUCAGAAGAAAGGUUAUAAGGUCUCAGUGACAGAACAGGCAACUGAGUCUCGUUUAUACCAGGUCAGCCUCCCAGGUCAGGACAGAACCAGGUCAGAUCAGAUGAUUUACACCAUUGGUACUGAAGACCGGCAGAUAAUUCCCAGUGAGCAAGUGGCCUCUCUUAGAGAGCUCGAUAUCUCUGCUGCGACUGUUCAUCGUGAGCAGCUGACCCACCAGGCAGCAGUGCUUCAGUCUCAUGAGGUAGAGGAGAGGGUGUCUGUGGUUCCUACUCACCCACCACAGGUUUCAGCUGUUACUGCAAAACAGCUUCACAUGGCAAAGUUUACAUCAUCUGUUGAAGAGAGUCAAGAUUUCACAGAGCAGCACUGCGAUCGCAUUCAGAGCCCCGAGGUCAUCGAGCUUCAGGCUGCUCAAGAAAAAAGGUCAAAGGUGAUGACAGCUGUUGCCGAGGAGCUCAACCCACUCCAGACUGUUAGCACAGGACCUCUAGCUGAUAGGAAGUCUGCUACAGUCAAGCCCACCUCAGAAGCCAAACACCUAGUCAGUGGGCAUCAGGUGGAGUCACAACUGUCCAUCCUGAAAGAGCAGUCUCAGGUCAUCCCCCCACCACAGCCAGAGAAGGGUUACAAAGUUAAGGAAGGUGUUAAGAUCUUAUACACGGCCCAGACUGUGGAAGAACGGGUUCUUGCAGAGGGCCAUACAACUGAGCUAGCAACAGCAGAUUCUGCUCUUAAGUCUUCCAGUAGUAAAGAACAGCCCCGGCCUGUCUUGGCUUCACUCAGUGAGUCCAAACAGACUCUUUCCAAGGAGACUGAGUUCUCCAUGCAGAGGCCUGCAGAGGAGACAGCUCAUCUCUGUAAGGACAAACUCAUGAAGGCAGCGCUAACAACUGAAGAAAAGCGGCUGCUGCAGGCUGAGUCCAUGCAGCAUCUGCCAAGUCUGUCCAGUGCCAUGUCCAUUCAGUCACAGGUAGAGGGUGAGCAGUUGCUGCACUUGCAGGUUAUCACAGACCAGGACCUCCUUCCAUCUGAGGGGAGCUUCACCUGUGAGAGACCAGAGCCAGAGCAGGCAGAAACCAGAAAGAGUCCCAAUCUGCUGCACACUGUCAGUCAGGACGAGCAGAGGACAGUGGUCUGUGAGGAUGCAUCAGCGUUUGAGUCCAAGACCAGCACUAUGGCCAUUCAGCCCCAAAAACAGGCCCCCACUCUGCUGCAUCUCCAGUCAACCCAGCCCAUAGAGGUACUACCUAAAGAAGGUAUUCUUGUAAUUGAGAAGCCCAACCACCAGGUGGCAGCACAGAAACAAGAAAAGACAAGAAGACAUGCGGCCACCUCAGAGGAGAGAAGGGAGCUCACGGCAAAUUAUCACACAGAGUUAGAUUUGUCUGUGGCUGGUGUUCAGGGUCAGCUUCGAACAGAGCCCAGGCCUCAAAAUGUCCUCCAGCUCUCCUACCAGCCCAUGCAGCUGCCAAAGGAGACACCUGUCACCAGUGACGUCAAGCAGCAGCGGGCUUUGGUGCAAAGGGAAGAUCGCUGGAAUGUGAUGCACGUCACCAGUGUGGCAGAUAGUCAGGCCUUAGAGGAGGGUCACACUGACAGUUUGACAGCUGUCGAUAAAUUCACCUGUCAAAUGGCCUUGGAGCCAAAACUCCCUACUGAGCCUGUUCAGAUUGAGGAGAAGGAGAUCUCCACAGAGAGCAGUGUCCUUCUGGACGCAGCAGAACAGGACUUUGCUGUUCAGAUCCAGGAGGGCCAGUCAGUCAGACAGUCAAUAGUAAUGGAUGAGAAGCAAGUGCUGACAGGUGAGAUCUCUCAGGAGAUCACCAAGUCUGAGUCUUCUAAGGUAGUUGUCACCACACAACCCAGACUGUCCCUUAUGGCAUCAGAGUCCAAAGACACCACACCUCUUCCUAAGGAGAUGACAUUUGUCGUUCAGGUCCCAAAACCAUCCAGUGUGAAUAUACGGCGUCAGCUCAGAGAUGCCCUUCAGUCUGCUGUAGCCAGUGAACAACCAGUGCUACUGGCUGAUGUCAUAGACAGGUUACAGGCUGUAGAAGUACAGGAAGUCAAGGUUCAAAGGGAACCCAAACGGGCCAUGUUCACUUACCUUAUAACAACAACAGGUGCCCCCAUGGAGAUCACUCUGGCUUUUGAGGGUGAAUAUCCACAGUCAGCUGACCUGAGGACUGAACUACAGGCAGCGUUCCACUCCAUAAUGUCCCAGGAAGCCCAUGUUCUUACUUCAGAGCAGCCGGGCACUGUGCGGCUGGACAAACCUCAAAGGGCACAGGUCACCUCAACUAGGUCUAAACAAGUCAUGUCGUCCACCAUAGAGACAGUGAGUGUGGCAGAGAGUGCAGUGGAUUUCACAGCUGUCAAAUCUCAGGCUGCUUCACUCAAGACUGAGUCUAAAAUGGCGAUUGAGUGUGCUGCAGCUGAGCAGCGGCUUGUGAUGCAGGAAUCCAAGGCUGCAAAGAUGGAACAGUUCACAUCAAAACAGGUCAAAAUCUCCACCGAGGCUCACGUGGCCUUUGAGCAGUCAGUGCAGGUGUCAAGGCAGGAAGUGAGAUCAGUGGAGCACAAAAGCCAAAUAAGAGAUAUAGGAGCUGCAAUUCUUACCACUGAACUUCCUCCCACUCCUGCCCCCACUGAGCUAGUGGUAGAUGCCAGCAUUCAGAGGGAGCACAGGGAGGAGCUCUUCAAAGAGGAGAUCACAGUGUCCAGGCCAGAACAGAGAGAAUACCCUGAAAUAAUCACCUCCCUCCAAGAUCUAUCUAUUGAUGAAGAUUGUGAAGUCACGUUUAGUGCCACCAUUAAGUAUGUGACAAAGGUUAACUGGUUUUUCAACGGGGAAUUGGUGAAAUCUGGCAAAGAGUUCAAGUGUUCCAAAGACCACGACACAUACACACUGCUUAUCACCAAAGUUGUCAAGGAGAGACAUCAAGGAGAAUAUGUUUGUGAGGCUGAGAACGAAGUCGGCAGGACAACAACAUCUUCAAGACUCACUGUGGUCCCAAGAGUGCCACCUGUCUUUAGGCAGAAAAUCGCACCUCUGGAGAUCAACGUCGGCGACCACGCCAAGCUCGAGUGUGAGAUCGAGGACGCUCCGAGCGUGACCUUCAAAUGGUUCAGAUCUGGCAUCGAGAUCAGACAGAGUGAGAAGCAUCGGAUCAUCAGCAGCCACAUCAGCUCCUCCAUGGAGCUCCUGAACCCGGUCAAAGUUGACAGUGGUGAAUACACCUGCAAAGCUUCCAACCAGCACGGCACUGACAGCUGCACUGCCAUGCUCAUUGUCACAGAAAUGUACCCACCGGUAUUUGUAUCAAAACCAGAACCAAUGACUUUAUUUGUGGGCAAACAAGCUGUGUUCCAGUGCUCGCUCACUGGUUCCUCACCCAUGGAAGUUGUCUGGCACAAGGACAACAUAGCCGUCUCGUCCGAAGGGAACUAUGUCAUGAAAUGUGAAAAGAACAAAUAUUCCCUUCACAUUAAAACUCUUGAGCUGACCGACCAGGGAGUGUUCCUGUGCAAGGCCUCCAACAGUGUCGGCACCGCCACCUUUACCACAGAACUCAAGGUUAUCAACAAGCCCAGCUUUGUUAAGACCUUUGAGCCGGUGUCUGCCGCCGUCAAUGACCCGCUGAGGCUGGAGUGCCAGGUGGACGAGGACACUGGUGUGACCAUCACCUGGACCAGGGAUGGCAAAAAAGUCCAUCAGAGCAUGGAGUCUAAACUGUCCUUUGAGGACAAGGUGGCCGUUCUUGAGAUACCCAAGUCUAAAGUGAAGGACUCUGGGAAAUAUGUGUGCUCAGCUGCUAAUGAGGCUGGGAGCUCAUCAUGUGAGGCUGUGGUGACAGUUCAAGAGCCGCCUACUUUUGUCAAGAAAAUGGAAUCUAAGUUUACGUGGAAACAGGGUAUUGCCGCUCGGCUUCAGUGCUCGGUUAAAGGAUCUCCAGAGCUUCACAUCCACUGGUUCUGGAAUGAGAGAGAGCUCAGUGAUGGAGAGAAAUAUAAAAUCUCUUUAAAGAAUGGAGUUGCCAUUUUAGAGAUAACGAACGUUCUGGUCACAGACAGUGGGAGUUACACCUGUGAGGUGUCAAAUAAUGCUGGCAGUGAGAGCUGCAACACCCUGAUAUCUGUUAAAGAGCCACCGUCCCUUAGAAAAGAGCUGCAGACAGUUGAGGCGGUGAAGGGAGCUCCGGCUCAGCUGGAGUGUGAGGUCACAGGAACAGCUCCGUUUGAAAUCACCUGGUUGAAAAAUAAGAAAAACAUCACCAGUGAUAAGAAGUAUAAAAUCAUUUCACAGGAUUCAAUUUCAAGGCUUGAAAUACAGACUUUUGAAAGUGCAGAUAUUGGAGAUUAUCAGUGUGUCAUCUCGAAUGAUGUGGGCAAAGUCAGCACUAAGGCUGUAGCAAAACUUAAAGAGCCUCCAAUCUUCUUGAAAAGAGUUGAGAGUGUGACCGCAGUGUUGGGAAACGCAGUAAAACUCCACGGCACUGUCAAGGGCUCAGCUCCCAUCACUGUUAAAUGGAUGAAAGACUCUGAAAUACUGAGAGACGAUGAUCCAAAUAUCAAGAUGGUGUUUGAGAACAAUGUUGUGAGUUUGACAAUAACAACAGUCGCCAUCACUCACGGCGGCAAGUACACGUGUCAAGCUGAGAACGAGGCCGGGCAACAAAAAUGCGAAGCCACCUUGACCGUGCAAGAACCGGCCAGAAUCGUAGAACCUGCAGAGUCCAUUAGUGUGACCGCGGGGGAUUCAGCCACACUGGAGUGCAAGGUCUCCGGAAGCCCAGAGCUGAAAGUGAAGUGGUUUAAAGAUGGCAAAGAGAUGAUCAGUGGGCGGAAAUAUAAGAUGGCUUUGAAGGACAACGUCGCCACCAUGAAGAUUCUUACGGCGGAAAAAGGAGACACUUCAGAGUACAAAAUGGAAGUGUCCAAUAAAGUUGGGAAAGAUCAGUGCAACUGUUCAGUCACCGUCUUAGAUCGGAUAAUGCCUCCAACUUUCACCAAGACCCUGAAAAGAGUUGAUGGUAAUUUUGCUAACGAUGUCACCAUGGAGUGUAAAGUGUCUGGGUCCCAGCCCAUGACCAUCGUUUGGUUUAAAGACGACCAGGAGGUCCGGCCCGGGUCUAAGAUCCAGCCUGAAUUCAAAGACAGCUCUGCAACGCUGAAAAUCACUCGUCUGGAAAAAGCUGAUUCUGGAGUUUACAAAUGCAGAGCCACCAACUCGGCCGGGUUUAAGGAAACCAGCGGCACUCUCUAUGUCAAAGAGCCCCCAGUGUUCACUGUGACACCAGACAACCAGGAUGUUAUACCUGGGACCACCGUGUCCCUCAGAGUUGCCUUCACUGGAACAGCUCCGCUGGCUGUUAAGUGGUUCAGAGAGGAUAAGGAGCUGAUCAGUGGAGGCACAUGUUUCAUAAAGAAAGACUCCACCUCCAGCUCUUUGGAGCUUCACUCUGUGAAACCCAGUGAUUCUGAUAAAUACACGUGUCAAGUGUCCAACGAUGCCGGGAAGGUGGACUGCACCGCCGUCCUCUUUGUCAAAGAACCGCCCCUGUUUGUGACCAAGCUUGAGACGACCAAGCUUGUCACCAGCAGUGCCACCUGCAGGCUGGAGUGUAAAGUGACGGGCAGCCCCGUUAUCAUGUUCAAAUGGUUUAAAGAUGAGAUGGAGAUCAGCUCUGGUCCUAAAUACACAAUCACCACGAGCGACUUAGUGGCGUCCAUGGAAAUGGUCAGUUGUGCCGUAGAGGACAGUGGGGAGUAUUUGUGUGUGGCGUCUAGCGAGGCCGGUAGUGACCGCUGCAGCAGCACAGUCACAGUCAAAGAACCGCCGUUGUUUGUUCGUAGCUUGGAGCCCAAAGAUGUGGUGAAAGGUUCUGAGCUGACACUGGAAGCUCAGGUGUCUGGCUCCGCCCCAUUCACUGUGUCGUUUUAUAAAAACACAAAGCCGAUUAGGAACGAUAAGAGACACAGAAUCACAGUGACAGAUGACCAGGUGGCGCUGCAGGUGCACACGGUGGAGGCGGGCGACGUCGGUUUGUACCAGUGUGUGGUUGAGAAUGAAGUGGGCAAGGCUUCCUGUGAAAGUCAAGUGACGCUAAAAGAACCACCGUCAUUUGUGCGAAAGCUGGAGAACCUCAGUUCUCUGGUGGGCGAUGAGGUUUCUUUGAUGUGCACUCUGAAGGGCACAGAGCCCAUGACUGUGUCCUGGCUCAAAGACAACCACGAGCUCAAAGAGGCAGAAAACGUCCAGAUUACACAUGAGAACCAAACAGCUGAGUUGCACAUCACCAAUUUACAGAACACGCACGGCGGGAAAUAUUCCUGCCAGGCUCAGAAUCAGGCCGGGAGCCAAAUGUGCUCUGCAGUGCUGACAGUUAAAGAGCCAGCUAAGGUCACAGAGGAGCCCAAGUCCAUCAGUGUGACUCAGGGGGAUCCGGCCACGCUGGAGGCCAGGUUCUCUGGCACCAAACCCCUGAAAGCCAAAUGGCUGAAGUCAGGCAAGGAGAUUACAUCCAGCCUGAGAUAUAAAGUCCAGAGCACAGACACCAGCUCUGUGCUCAAGAUUAAUAAAACAGAGAAAGGUGACGGUAGCGAAUACGUCUUUGAAAUUUCAAACGAUGUCGGCAGAGGUUCUUGCGAGGCCACGCUCACCAUUCUUGAUCAAAUAAUUCCACCGUCGUUCACAAGAAAACUGAAGCGGACAGAAGGAAUCAAAGCGUCCUUCGCUCAUCUGGAGUGUCUGGUCUCUGGCUCGCUGCCUAUAACCAUACAAUGGUACAAAGAUGAGAAAGAGAUCCAGACUGAUGACAAACACAAAUGCACGUUCUUUGAGAACGUUGCUUUUCUGGAAAUCUCUGAUCUUGAUGGUAAAGACAGUGGCAGCUACACCUGCAUCGCUAAAAACAAGGCAGGGACGGUCCAGUGCUCCGCCACGCUGUUCGUCAAAGAACCACCGUGUAUUCUUGAAAAACCUGAAUCCAUGAAUGUUCUGCCUGGAUCAAAGGUCCAGUUUAAUGUCCUGGUCUGUGGCACACCGCCACUGACCAUCAAAUGGUUCAAAAACCAGAAAGAGAUUGUGUCCAGCACAGACUGUUCUGUGGUCAAAGACAACACCUCCAGCUCGCUUCAGCUCUUCUUUGCAAAAACCACAGAUUCUGGAGACUAUGUCUGUGAAAUACACAACGACGUCGGCUCCACUUCCUGCCAGGCAACGCUCUUCGUUAAAGAACCUCCAAAGUUCACGCGAACGCCGACACGUUUGUCCGUGGUUCGUCCCGGUCAGAGCAAAGUGUUUGAGUGUCAGGUGACCGGAACACCUGAGAUAGACAUCUACUGGUUUAAAGAAGGCUCAGAGAUCGUCCACAGCGAUCGGUACAAGGUCGCGUUUGUUAACUCUGUGGCCACACUGGAGCUCUGUGGGCCUGACGCCAAAGACAGUGGCAUUUAUUACUGCGAGGCUCGCAAUGAAGCCGGCAGUGAGAGCUGCAGUAUGGAGCUCAAGGUCAAAGAACCACCAUUAUUUAUCCGAGAGUUGGCUCCAGCUGAUGUAGUGAAAGGCUCCACUGCCAGUUUGGAGGCUCAGGUGUCUGGGACGGGUCCGUUUGAAAUAACAUGGCACAAAGAUGCUAAAGAGCUCAAACCCAGUGCUAAACACAGCUUCUCCCAAACAAGUGGAACAGUGGGACUGGAUGUGAACAAAUGUGACACUGUUGAUGUCGGUGAAUAUCAGUGCACCGUUGCUAACGAGGUGGGAAGCUGUACUUGUAAGGCAAUGCUAAACCUCAAAGAACCACCAACAUUUACCAGGAAGCUGCAGAACACAGUCACUGUUCUGGGUAAAAUGGCAGAGUUUCAGUGUGUUGUCCAGGGUUCUCCCACUCUCUCUGUACAAUGGCAAAAAGAUGACCACUGGAUUCUUGAGGAUGCAAAGAUUGAGAGAACAUUUGAGAACAAUGUGGCCACUCUCAGGAUUCCUGCGUGUGAGGUGACACAUGGUGGGAAAUAUACCUGCCAGGUGGCAAACGAGGCCGGGCAGGAUAAAUGCUUUGCUGCCCUCACAGUGCAAGAACCUCCUCAGAUCACAGAGAAACCUGAAGUGAUUAAUGUCACGGCUGGAGAUCCAGUCAGUCUUGAAUGUAAGGUCACGGGUUCUCCUGAGCUCAAAGUGAAGUGGAUGAAAGACGGUAAAGAGCUUCAGUCCAUCAGGCAGCACAAGCUGAUCUUUGAAAACAACACGAGCAGCUUAAAGAUUCAGUCUGCUCAGAGAGAGGAUGAAGGAGAGUACGUCUUUGAAGUGGCAAACCACAUCAGUGGCUGCUCCUGCAAAGUCAAAGUGGUCAUACUAGAACAAGUCAUUCCUCCAAGUUUCAUCAAACCACUGGUAGACAUGCAGGAGAUUUUGGGCUCCUUUGUUCAAAUAUGUUGCAAAAUAUCGGGUUCCCUCCCGAUCAGUGUGGAGUGGCAGAAAGAUGGAGCCAAAAUCUCUAGUGGUGCAAAACACAAACUCAUCCAGCAGGACAAUGCUGUGUUUAUUGAGAUUGAGCACCUCGAGAUCUCUGACGCAGGAUCCUACUCUUGCAAACUGACCAAUCCAGCGGGGACUUGUCAAUGCAGUGGAUCCCUGAUGGUCAAAGAACCUCCAAGUUUUGUGACCCUGCCUGAGUCACAGGUGGCUCUACCCAACGCCACUGUUCGCUACAAAAGCUCAUUUAAUGGAACCCCUCCAUUCAUGGUGAAAUGGUUCAAGGACAACACAGAGCUCAUGACUGGGCCCACUUGUUUCACAGGGCUUGAGGGGCAGUCUUGCUUCUUAGAGCUCUAUUCAGUGGGUGUCAUCCACAGUGGAGUUUACUCUUGCCAAGUCAGCAACGAUGCUGGCUCUGUACGCUGUAGUGCAGACUUGACGGUCAAAGAACCACCGGAGUUUGUGCUGAAACUCCCUGCCACUAAGUUUGUGAAGCAGGGAGCUUCACUCCGUCUGGAGUGUAAAGUCAGUGGCACAGCUCCUCUGAAAAUGACCUGGUACAGACACGAUACCAAGGUCACAGAUGGGGGCAACUACAGGACAUCCUUUGUUGACUCAGUAGCAGUCCUGGAACUGCUCUCCGCCAGCUUUGAUGAUGAUGGAGUUUUCACCUGUGAAGCUCAGAAUGAUGCUGGCAGUGUCAGCUGCAGCAGCACUCUUUCUGUUAAAGACCCCCCAUCUUUUGUCAAAGUACCUCAGCCAGUUGAAGCGCUGAAGGGUAAGGACGCGAGUCUGUACUGCGAGAUGAGCGGUACAGCUCCAUUCCAGAUCACCUGGUUUAAAGACAAGAAACCUUUGAUGGAGAGCAGGAAGUAUAAGAUGGUGAGCGAGGGCAGCUCGGCGACACUGCAUAUAAUUGGGAUAGAGCCUUUGGACACCGGCGAAUAUGAGUGCAAGGCGUCAAACAGUGUAGGAAGUGACACCUGCCAGACAUCCGUUAAACUCAGAGAGCCACCGUCGUUUGUGAAGAAACUGUCAAACAUGACAGUGAUACUGGGAGAGGAAGUGACCCUUGUGGCCACUAUUAAAGGUUCUGAACCCAUUACUGUGUCCUGGGUUCAAGAUAAGGACCACAUUCUCAGGGACGGUGACAACUGGAAAAUCACCUUUGAGAACAACCAGGUCGCUCUUAAGGUCUUUAAGGCCGAUGCAACCACGGCAGGCAAAUACACGUGCCAACUCAGAAACGAUGCUGGGAGCGUGGAGUGUUUCGCUAACGUGACUGUUCUAGAACCAGCAAAGAUCAUAGACAAGCCUGAUUCUCUGAGUGUGACGGCAGGUGAUAUCGCCGCCCUGGAAGUCAAAGUGUGUGGAACCCCAGAACUUGUACCUAAGUGGUUCAAGGAUGGUGUGGAGCUAGCCUCUGGAAGAAAAUACAAAAUCUCAUUUUCCAGGAUGAUUUCUAGCCUGAACGUUCUCUCAGCUGAGAAAGUGGACUCUGGAGAGUACACCUUUCAGGUCAUGAACGAGGUCGGGAAGGACCUGAGUAAAAUCAAUCUCACCGUCUUAGAUAAGAUCAUACCUCCAAGCUUUUCCAGGAAGCUGAAAGACUGUAACACAGUUGUUGGAGAGGCUGGAGAGAUGGAGUGCAAAGUUUCAGGCUCACCAUCUUUUACCAUCUCAUGGUACCAUGACGGGGAAGAGAUUCAGAGCGGGCCGAACUAUGAGAUUUCAUUUAGUGAGAACAGCUGCAUGCUCAAAGUACCCACACUGAAGCUGACAGACUCUGGAGUCUACAAAUGUAGAGCUGCCAACAAGGCCGGAUCCAGUGAGACCACUGCCACCCUGGUGGUCAAAGAACCUCCAUCAUUCGUGGUGCCACCACAGCCCGUGGAGGCAAUGCCCGGCUCUAACGUGACUUUCUCAGCUAUGGUGAAAGGCAGCUCGCCUCUUAAACUGAAGUGGUUCAGAGGAGCCAAGGAGAUUGUGGCAGGACGCAACUGUGUCUUCUUGCUGAAGGAGAACCAGGUCACUCUGGAGCUCCUCAAUGUGGACAGAUCUCACGCUGGAGAGUACACAUGUCAGAUCAUUAACGAUGCAGGGAAGGAAAGUUGUCCCGUUCAUCUCACUGUCAAAGAACCUGCUGCCUUCUCCAAGAAGCUGAAGGAUGUCUCAGUCGAGAAAGGGAAACCGUUGACUCUGGAGUGUACGUACACAGGAACACCAAAGAUCACAGUGAGCUGGUACAAAGACGGCCAGCAGAUCUUUGCUUCUUACAAAUACAACAUCACCACGACCGAGAGCUCCUGCAUCCUGGAGUGUCUCAGCACGGACGACAAGGAAGCGGCGGGACAAUACAGCUGCCAUGUGUCCAACGACGCUGGACAGGACAAGUGCGAGGCAGCCGUGUCCAUCCUUGAGCCACCGUACUUCCUGGAGCCUCUGGAGCCCAUGGAGGUGACCACUGGAGACGCCGUGUGUCUGAAGUGUCAGGUGGCAGGAACUCCUGAGAUCAAAGUAUCCUGGUACAAAGGCGAAGGCAAAGUGCGGUCGAGCCCCACCUGCAGGUUGGAGUUCUCCAAGGGUGUCGCCUGCCUGAAGCUCAGCAAAGCCACAAAGGCCGACAUUGGAGAGUACAGCUGCAAGGCGGAGAACCGCAUUGGCUCUGCCUCCUCCACCGGCAAACUCAACGUGCUGGAAGCCAAAACGCCUCCAACCUUCCCCAAGAAAAUCACCAGCCUACAGCAGACUGAGGGUCAACUGGUCAGGUUCGAAUGCCGCGUUGCCGGCUCCUCGCCGAUCGAGGUGGCGUGGUUGAAAGACGGCGAGCCUCUGAGAGAAGGAGACGAGUUCUCCAUGUUGUACGAUGACAACACAGCCGUGCUGCAGAUCAGCUGUGGCGAGAUGAGGCAUUCUGGGGAGUACACAUGUGUUGCCACCAACAGCGUGGGCUCGGCCUCCUGCAGAGCCAAGCUAACUCUACAAGAACCACGGUACCCUCCAGUAUUUGACAGGAAGUUGUCACCACAGGACGUGACGGUGGGUGACAGCGUUGAGCUGGAAUGUCACAUGACUGGCUCCGCCCCCAUCAAAGUCACAUGGUCCAAAGACCACAAAGAUAUCCGCUCUGGCGGGAAUUAUAAGAUGAGCUGUGUGGAGAACACGCCCCACCUAACCAUCGUGAAGGCAGAUAAAUCAGACACGGGCAGAUAUUUCUGCCACGCCUCUAACGACAUGGGGAAGGACUCUUGUUCCUCUGACGUCACGGUCAAAGAGCGGAAAAACCCUCCAAUGUUCACCAAGAAGCCGUCGGAGCACAUCGAGGACACCGAGGGAAAACUGGUGAAGAUGGAGGGACGACUGACCGGCUCGCAGCCCAUGUCCAUCAGCUGGUUCAAAGACGACAUGGAGAUACUCAGCUCCGACAAGUACGACAUCAGCUUCAAGAGCAAUGUGGCCGUGCUGUGCAUCAAGAGCUGCCACCUGAGUGACAGCGGCAGGUACACAUGCCACGCCUCAAACGAAGCUGGAAGAACUUCCUGUGAUGUCACCGUGGGAAUCUCAGAGGCUAAGAAGCCUCCGGUCUUCGACGUUCCGCUCAAACCGGUGACGGUGGACGAGGGCGAGAAGCUGAGCCUCAGGUGUCACGUCUGUGGUUCCGCUCCUCUGAAGAUCCAGUGGAUGAAAGACAGGAAGGACCUGACAUCGGCUGGCAGCACCAGGAUCAGCUUCUCCGAUGGGACUGCCUGCCUGGAAAUUAGCCCCGCCUCCAGACAUGACGCCGGCGAUUAUCUCUGCAAGGCCACCAAUGACACAGGCAGCGAGUUCUGCAAAGCCAAAGUCACUGUGAAAGAGAAACCAGGAGCAGCUCCGGCUCCCGCCGAGGCUCCAGCCACAGCUCCAACCAAAAAACUGGACAACCUGUUCUUCAUCGAGGAGCCAAAAUCUACCCACGUCACUGAGAAGGGAACCGCCACCUUCAUUGCCAAAGUGGGCGGCGACCCCAUCCCAAACGUGAAGUGGAUGAAGGGGAAGUGGAGGCAGAUCACACACGGUGGCCGGAUCUCCAUUGAGCAGAAGGGUCAAGAGGCAAAACUGGAGAUCAGGGAGGUGACCAAGUCGGACUCGGGUCAGUACAGGUGUGUCGCCUCCAACAAGCACGGCGAGAUCGAGUCCAGUGCUGACAUGCAUGUGAACGAAAAGAAAGGGGAGGCACUUCUGGAGGGAGACCUGCGUGCCAAACUGAAGAAAACACCAUCGAAGCAGAAGAGUCCAAAGGAGGAGAAGGACAUUGACAUUGUUGAGCUGUUGAGGAACGUGGACCCCAAAGAGUACGAGAAAUACGCCCGAAUGUACGGCAUCACAGACUAUCGUGGCCUGCUGCAGGCCAUCGAGCAGCUGAAGAAGGAGAAAGCUGAAGAAAGUGGAGUGAGACCGGAACUGGAACGUGGAGACAGAGAGUCAGACGAGGACAUGGCCCGGCUGGUGGCCGACCUGCAGAAGAGGAUGGAGCGCACAGAGCCUGUCACGGUGGUGAAGGACAUUGCCGAUCAGACCGUCUUUUCCAGCAAAGAGGUGAUGUUUGAGUGCGAGAUCAAGAUCAACUAUCCAGAGAUCACUUUGUCCUGGUACAAGGGCACGCAGAAACUGGACACCAGCGACAAGUACGACAUCAGCAUCAGCGGCGACCGACACCUGCUCAAGAUCAAGAAGUGCCGGUCGUCCGAUCAGGGCAACUACCGGGUGGUUUGUGGGCCACACAUCUCCAGUGCCAAGCUCACCGUCAUGGAAGCGGAGGUUGAAAAGCACCUGGAAGACACAUCGGGUAAGGAAGGACAGUCGUGUACUCUGUCUUGUCAGUUGUCCAUCCCUAAUGUAGAGGCUCAGUGGUUUAAAAAUGGCAAGCAGUUAGAGAUGAAGGGCAGGUACACGUCUGAGGUGAAACACAAGGUUCAGAAGCUUCUGAUCAGAGACCUGAAGCAGGAAGACCAGGGUCGAUACACCUGCAGGUACCAGCAUCUGGAGUCAACGGCCGACCUCUGGGUGGAAGCUGAGCAAAUUCAUUUCACCAAACGCAUCCACAAUGUUGAAGUCAACGAGCGGCAGUCGGCCACCUUUGAGUGCGAGGUGUCCUUUGACAACGCGAUCGUUUCAUGGUACAAAGACACCUGGGAACUGAAAGAAAGCACUAAGUACAACUUCACAAGCGAGGGCCGAAGACAUUUCAUGGUCAUCCGAAAUGUGACCAUUGAAGACGAAGGCGUGUACUCAGUGAUUGUGAGGUUGGAGCCCAGAGGAGAGGCUAAGAGCACAGCUGAGCUUUAUUUGUCUGGCAAAGAAAUUGAAUUAGCGAUGGUGCCAACAGAUGUUCCUGACACGUCCAUCCAGAGGCCUGACAUGCCCUCAUCCAUGGCAAUCCAAGAAUCUUCUGAGUUCUAUUACGAAGAAAAAGCCGAACAAAGAGCUGAAUUCUCGUAUGAGGAGCUGGAGGUGGAGCAGCGAGUCGAGUUUCAGAGCUGGACUGAAGAAACCAAACAAACACAAAAGGUUCUCAAACCAAAAGCUGCUGAUCGUGUUGUCGUUGAGGAGAAGGUGGAGACACGUAGAGUUGAAGUGAGAGAACAGACACCGACCAAAGUUCCUAAAGUUGAAGAGAAAAAGCCUGAAGAGAAGCUGAAAGCAGCUGUGAAGGAGCCGACGCCACGAGAAGAAGUGCUGAGGAAGCCGGUGGAGGAGAAGGUUCCUGUGGUUUCAGUCCCAGAGAAGAAGGAAGCUCCUGCUGUCACAGAAGCAGAGGAGGUGAAGAAACCAACUGCCGCGCCGUCUCUGCCCGAUAAAAAGCCCGGAGUGCCACAGAAAGAUGAGGCCAAACCUCAGGUGCCAGCAGAGCCCAAAAAGGUGGCGCCUACAGCCAAACCUGAAUCUGAACCCAAGCCUGAAGCUAAGCCAAAGACCACUCCAGCUCCCAAAGCAGAACCUGAACCCAAACCAGCAAAGAAGGAGCUGGAGCCCGAAGCUAAGCCGGCACCGGUGAAGAAGCCGACCACGCCCCCGACUAAAGUCCCUGAAGAAGCUGCAAAACCAAAGCUGGCAAAAGUCGAGCCUGAACCGGCGGUGACUGAACCAGAACCAGAGAAACUGAAACCUAAAGCAGCAGUGGUGCCUAAACCUGAGCCGGCUAAAGUUAAGCCAGAACCUGCCACAGUUCCCAAACCUGAGCCCGUGGUGAAGAAACCCAAGGUGCCGAAACCAGAACCUUCAAAGGCCAAACCAGAGCCAACACCUGCCAUGAAGGAACCCGCGAAGAAAGUUGCUGUGAAGAAGGAGGCGUCGCCACCAGAAGACAAAGCACCAGUGGUAAAGCCGACUGCUCCUCAACCAGAGAGCAAAGUGCCGGCCGCUGAAAAAGUUCAAGAACCUGCCAAAAAGCCAGAAGUCACUGAUAAACCCAAGAAGUUGGAGAAGAGAGUUUCUCCAGCAGAAGAACCUAAACCAGUCGUGAAGCCAAAACCUGAAGAACCGACCAAGAAAGUUGUGGAGGAAAAACCAGUCAUGGUAGAAACAGUGGCUCCCUCUGCAGAUGAAGCCAAGGGACCAAUUGAAGCACCAGGAGGAGUCAAGAAAGACACGGUUCUGGGCAAAAAAGGUAAAAUUCAGGUGGAAGAGGGCGGGACGUUUGAGAUUCCCACCUUGAAGAAAGCAACCAGAGUUGUGAGGGAAGUGGAGCAGGAACUGGAAACGGUCAAACUGAAAAAGGUUCCCUCAAUUCCACCCAAAGAGGAAGAAGCAGAUGAAAAACCUCAGAAGAUAACAAAGACCACCCUGUUGGAUGUCGACGAGAUGGUUCACAAAUUAGAGCCUGUGGAGAUGUCAGUCGCCACCAGGAGACCUGCUGAGGAGAAGAAGCCCAGAGAGAAAGCAGAGGUGGUGAAAAAGCCAGAAGUUUCCAAACUCAAAGAAAAGGAACCAACAGAGGCUCCUAAAGAUGCAUGGACACACAAGAAACCCGUCCCAAAAGAUGAAAAGCCAGAGGAAAAGAUUUCUAUUAAGAAAACACCCAAGACACCAAAGGAAGAGGAAUCUGCCCUGCCUCCUGCAGCCUUGAAGAAAGUGAAAAAACUGUCUUCAGAUGAAGUUGAACCAGAAGUAGUCAAACUAAAACCACUUGAGAAGCCUGCUAAAACAGCAGAGGAGCCAGAGAAAGAUAAAAAAGAAAAGCCUGACAGAGUCAUAGAGCCUUUCCAGAAAGGGGAGAGGAUCGCCAGAGAGGUGGAACCCAAAGAACCUCCCAAAAAAACAGAGAAGGAACCUGCAGAGGUUACUGAGCCACUAGCUAAGGUGCCAAAGCCAUUGAUUAAAAAGAAAACUCCAGAGAAGGAAUUAGAGGAGGUCAAAGCACCGACCAAGGUGAAGAAAAUCCCGACAAAGGAACAAGAGGUUGAAAGCAUCAAACUAAAACCUGUUUCCAGACCUUCCAAAGAUGCUGCAGAACCUGAGAAGAAACCAGAAGAGGAGAAAGAGAGGAAACCAAUUGAUGACAUGCGCCAACGUCGCAAAAGUCCUGUUGAAAAACCCAAAGAACGAGAACCAGACGCCAGACCAAUGAAACCUGAGAUUCCAGAGAUUCUGGAGAAGAAACCAGAAACAACAAAAGAGUUGGAGGCAGUUCCCAUGGAGAAGACAGUGUCUCCAGCACCAGCUCCUGUUAAGAAACCUGACAAGGUUCCUGAGGAACCCAAACCUCUGCAGCUGAAGAAGGUUGUUACACCCAAGGUGCAGCAGGACAAAGAAGAAGUUACACUUAAACCUUUGGAACAGCUCAAGAAGGUUGAGCUGAAAAAGACACCCUCUCCUAAAGUAGAAAAACUCAAAGAAGCAGAAACAGUCCCUUUUGAGAAGAUCCCUAGUGUUGAUAAGCUCAGAAAGGUUCCAAAAACAGUUUCUCCAAAAGAGUCUAUUGAACCUGUGACACUUAAGAAGGUCCCCAAAAAGCCUUCACCUGAAGAGGUGAAGGUCACAGAACCAGCAAAACCUGACAAAGGAAAGAUUCCCUUGGUGAAAGAGAUCUCUCCUGGAGCUGUGCAGAUGAAGAAGGUUGACACCCAGCCAGAGGAGGAGGUGUUUGAAGAGGAGUUUGAAGCAGAGGUAGAGGCAGGGGAAGGCGAGGAGGAGGAGGCCUGGGGCUGGGAGCUGGUUCCUCGGGACAGUGCCGGCUCUGAGGACUGGGAAGGUGAAACAGAGGAAGGUGCUCUAGAGGUUCCAGGGGCUGCCAGGAGAGAAGGACAACCAGCAGCAGCAGGGGAAGCACCAGCCGGCAGAGGUCGAGGCCUAAGACCCAAACAGACGCCGUCCCCUGGAGAAGGCAGGGGGCGUGGCCUGAAGCCCGGUGGACGAGGUCCCCCUCCUCCAGAGGAACCCUUCGCAGGGUUCAAGCUCAAAGCCGUCCCUCUGAAGUUCAUCAAGAAGCUUCAGAACAUCGUGCUGCAGGAGGCUGAGUCCAUUGGUUCAUCAGCUGUGUUUGAGUGUGAGGUCUCGCCGUCCACUGCCAUCACUUCAUGGAUGAAAGACGACAGCAACCUGCGGGAGAGCCCCAAGCACAAAUUCACGUCUGAUGGAAAAGAUCGUAAACUGCACAUCAUUGACGUUCAGCUGUCCGACACUGGUGAAUACACCUGUGUCGCCAAAAACGCUGGCAAGGAAAUAUCGUGCAUGGCCAAGCUCAUCGUUGAAGAGCUACCAACGAAAUGGGUCAAAGAGCUGGAGGAGGACACCUCAUGCCUGAAGGGUCAGCCUCUGUAUCUGACCUGUGAGCUGAACAAAGAGAAGGAAGUGGUCUGGAGGAAGAACGGCAAGAUCCUGAAGCCAAAGGCCAACAAGAUCCAGAUCAAUAUUAUUGGUCUGCAGCACGCUGUGACUCUCCAGAACAGCACGGACGAGGACGCAGGUGCCUACUCAUGCGAAGUGUCUGGCCAGGAAGAUAUCAAGACCAUAACCAACGUCAGAGUGAUUGAAAUCAUCAAAGAUUGGAUCGUGAAACCACUGAGAGACCAGCACGUUAAACCGAAGGCCUCUGCUACGUUUAAAUGCGAACUGUUCAAGGACACGCCAAACUGGAAGUGGCUCAAGGGAGAGAAUGAGAUUGUGCCGUCCGACAAAAUUGAGAUGAAGAAGGAAGGAAAGGAGCUGACGCUCACCAUCAAGAACUGUCAGCCUGAGGACAUCGCAGAAUACGCCCUGGAAGUGGAAGGACGCACCUACACCGCUAAGCUAACGCUCGGAGAGCGUGAGGCUGAGAUCCUGAGACCACUGGCCAGUGUUGAGGUAACUGAGAAGGAAGACGCCACAUUUGAGACUGAGAUUUCUGAGGACGAUGUUCCAGGAGAGUGGAAGCUCAAGGGAGAGGUUCUGACCCGAUCCCCGAUGUGUGAUAUCCAAAUGGACGGCACAGUGCGUAGGCUAACACUGAAAAACUGCCAGCUGGAUCAGGCCGGAGAAGUCUCGUACCAGGCUCUGAACGCCGUCACCAAUGCAAUGCUCAAUGUCAAAGAAAUUGAGAUGGACUUUGUUGUCCCGCUGAAAGACGUCUCUGUUCCUGAAAAGAAACAGGCUAAGUUUGAAUGCACCAUCACUAAGGAUGUCUCUAAGGUCAUGUGGUACAGAGGAACUGACAUCAUCACCUCAGACCAAAAGUAUGACAUCAUCGAUGAUGGAAAAAAGCAUAUGUUGGUUAUAAAUUGCUGUGAGUUUGAUGACGAGGACGAGUAUACAAUUGAGGUUUUGGGAAAGACCUCGACUGCCCGACUCACGGUGGAGGGUAUCAGGCUCAAAUUUAUCUCGCCACUAAAGGACCAAACUGUAAAGGAAGGCAAAACGGCUCGGUUUGAGCUGGAACUCUCCCAUGAAAACAUCCCUGUCGUCUGGUACAAGAAUGACGUUAAAAUUCAUCCAAGCAGAACAGUGGUCACGCAUGUCGAUGGGAAGAAACACGUGCUCGAAAUCAGGGAAGUGACUCUGGAUGAUACGUGCCAGAUUAAAGCUGAGGCCAAAGGAAUUCCUUCCAUGGCCAACCUGACAGUCAUAGAGGGAGAUGCGUACUUCACGGUCAAGCUGCAGGACUUUACUGCGGUGGAGAAGGACGAGGUGGUUCUAGAUUGUGAACUCAGCAAAGACGUCAAUGUCAUGUGGUACCACAACGAGGCGGAGAUCAAAGCCUCCAGGAUGGUGGCCAUCAAGGCCGAGGACAAACGCAGAACACUGGUCAUCAAGAGAAUUGGAGACAAAGACAAAGGACAGUAUGUUUGUGACUGUGGGACAGACAAGACAACUGCAACUCUGCACAUCGAAGCUCGGCACAUUAAGGUGGUCCGGCCUUUGUACGGUGUUGAAGUGUUUGAUGGGGAGACCGCUCGGUUUGAGGUGGAGCUCAGCGAGGACGAUGUCCACGGCCAGUGGAAACUGAACGGCGAAGUCCUCAGUCCGUCUGCUGACGUUGAGAUUGUGGAGGACGGCGCCAAACACACGCUGGUCAUUUACAACUGCAAAGUUCCUCUGACAGGCGAGCUGGUGUUUACCGCCGCUAACGCCAAGUGUUCUGCUAACCUGAAAGUGAAGGAUCCUCCAGUCUCGUUCAUUACUCCUCUGUCUGAUGUGCAUGUGUACGAAAAAGAGGAGGCUAAGUUUGUACUGGAAAUUUCUCGAGAGCCAAAAAGCUUCCGUUGGCUGAAGGGAACUCAGGAGCUAGUGAACGAUGAUAAGUUUGAACUGUCGGUUGACGCAAAGAGACACAGUCUCGUUAUCAAAUCUGCCAAAUACGAAGAUGAAGCCAAGUAUAUGUUUGAGGCUGAAGAUAAGAGGACGUCUGGAAAGUUGAUCAUCAAAGGUAUCCGUCUCGAAUUUAUCAAACCAAUUAAAGACGUGACUGUGAAGGAGCGAGAAACGGCAGCGUUCAGUGUCGAACUCUCUCACGAUAAAAUCCCAGUGGUCUGGUACAAAAACGACGUCCGUCUGCACCCCAGCAAGGUGGUGCACAUGACGGAUGACGGUAAAGUCCACACACUGGCCUUCAAGGAGGUCACCCUCGACGACACGUCCAUGAUCAAGGUGGACGCCGCGGGCAAGACAUCGGAGGCCAUGCUCACAGUCCUUGAGGGCGACUUAUACUUCACAGCUAAGCUGCAGAACUACACUGCCGUCGAGAAGGACGAGGUGAUUUUGUCCUGUGAGCUCAGCAAAGCCACUGGCGAUGUCAAAUGGUUCAAAGACGGCGCCGAGAUCUUUCCCUCCAAGAAUGUUCUGCUCCAAUCGGACGGCAAGAAGCGCGUGCUGAUCGUCAAGAAGGCGGUGAAGAGCAGCAAGGGAACGUACACCUGCGACUGUGGCACUGACAAGACCACAGCCACCCUGAACAUCGAAGAGCGCGACAUCAAGGUGCUGCGCCCACUCUACAGCGUGGAGGUCACUGAGACGGAGACGGCCACGUUUGAGACAGAGAUUUCAGAGGAGGAGCUUCACGGCACCUGGAAACUGAAGGGAGAGACGCUCCUCCCAUCUGCGGACGUGGAGAUCAAGAUGGAGGGAACCCGACACAUGUUGAUCCUCCACAACUGUAUGAUGGACAUGGCCGGCAGCGUGGACUUCAUGGCAGCUAACGCCAAGUCCUCAGCUCAGCUCAGGGUGAAAGCCCGGGUGAUCAGCAUGGUGAAGCCCCUGAAGGAUGUGGCGGUGACUGCGGGUGAGACCGCCACCUUUGAGUGCGAGCUGUCGUACGAAGGCAUCGUUGUCGAGUGGUUCCUGGAGGGAACAAAGCUGGAGCCCAGCGACAGAGUGGUUCUGAAGACAGAAGGUAAUGUCCACAGCCUGACUCUGCGUGACGUCCAGCUGCCUGAAGCUGGAAAGGUCAAACUCACGGCCAAAGACUUCCAGACCGAGGCCAACCUCAUCGUUGGAGAGCCGCCGGUGGAGUUCACAAAGCCCCUGGAGGACCAGACAGUGGAGGAGGAAGCCACUGCCACACUGGAGUGUGAAGUCUCCAGAGAGAAUGCAGAGGUGCAAUGGUUCAGGGACGACCAGGAGAUCAGAAAGAACAAGAAGUACGAGAUAAUCGUCGACAGCCGCAAGCGAGCACUGCUCAUCCACGACUGCACGAUGGACGACUCGAAAACGUACACCUGCGACUCCAAAGACUUCAAAACUUCCUGCUUCCUCAAUGUUGAACCUCCUCAUGUCGAGUUUGCGACGCCGCUACAUGAUGUCGAGGUCAGAGAGAAGGAAACGGCCAGGUUUGAGUGUGAAGUCUCCAGAGAGGACGUCAAGGUCCGCUGGUUUAAAGACGGAAGUGAAAUCCGAAAGGGGAAGAAGUAUGAAAUUAUCGCUGAAGGAUGCAAACACACACUCAUUAUCCACAAGUCUGCGUUUGAUGAUGAGGCAGAGUACGAAUGUGACGCAAAGACCUCUAAAUCCUCCGGCAUGCUCACGGUCAUUGAGGAGGAGGCAAGGUUCAUCAAGAACCUGUCCAACGUGGAGGGAACCGAGACCGACAGCGUGAAGCUGAUCUGCGAGGUCUCUAAACCCGACGCUGAUGUCAUCUGGUACAAAGGGGACGAGGAGCUGCCGGAGGGCGGCCGCUACGAUCACAUUGUUGAUGGGAAGAGGAGGAUCCUCCUCAUCCAGGACCUGAAGAUGGCUGAUGCUGGAGAGUACAACUGCAGACUCAGUCCCAGUGUCAAGACCUCUGGAGACCUCAAGAUCAACGAACUGGCGGCCGAGUUCCUCUCCAGGCCUCAGGGUCAGGAGGUGGUGGAGGGCGAGAAGGCGGAGUUUACCUGCACGGUGUCCAAGGACACGUAUGAAGUCAAAUGGCUGAAAGGCGACAAUGAGCUGGAGGCAGGAGACAAAUACCAGAUGAUCAGCGAUGGCAAGAAGCGAACACUGGUCGUCAAGGACAGCGAGCUGAAAGACGAGGGCGGAUACGUGGUGAUGAUCGGAGAGACCAGAGCCAGCGCUGACCUCACUGUGCUCGAGAAACUGAAGAUCAUCACGCCACUGAAGGACAUGGAGGCCCAAGAAGGUAAAGAGGUGGUCCUGAACUGUGAGGUGAACCAGGAGGGAGCCAAGGCCAAGUGGCUGAAGAACGAGGAGACGCUGUUCGAGAGCAGCAAGUACAUGAUGGUCCAGAGAGACAAUGUCUUCUCCCUGAGGGUCCUCGGUGCCCAGAAGGGAGAUGAAGCUAACUACAGCAUCAACUUGACCAAUCACAGAGGAGAACAUGUCAAGAGCUCCGGCAGCCUUGCUGUCAAAGAGGAGAGUCUGAAGAUCGUGGUUCCUCUGGAGGACAUCGACACUCAGGAGAAGAAGGCUGUCAGUUUCUCCUGCAAGGUCAACCGGCUCAAUGCCAAGCUGAAGUGGAUGAAGGCCGGCGAGGAGAUCGCCUUAAGCAAACGCGUUGUCUACAAAGUGGACAAGGACAAGCACAUACUGACCAUCAAGGACUGCACGCUGGCUGACGAAGGUGAGUACACGGCCGUGGCCGGAGACGACAAAUCGACAGCGGAGCUGAUCAUCAGCGAAGCACCGACUGACUUCAGCGCGCACCUGAAAGACCAGACCAUCACAGAGUUCGAGGAUGCCGAGUUCUUGUGCAAAUUGACCAAAGAGAAGGCGGAAGUGAAGUGGUACAGAAACGGACGUGAGAUCCGGGAAGGACCCAGAUACACCUUUGAAAAAGACGGAAAGUUUUGCAUCCUCCGUAUCAAGGAGUGCCGACCGGACGAUGAGUGUGAAUACACCUGUGGCGUAGAUGAUAAGAGAUCCCACGCCCGCCUCUUUGUUGAAGAGAUCCCAGUGGAGAUCAUCAGACCGCCGCAGGACGUGUUUGAAGCACCAGGCUCAGAUGUGGUGUUUGAGGUGGAGCUCAACAAGGACAGAGUGGAGGUGAAGUGGUUGAGGAACAACAUGACGGUCGUCCAGGGCGACAAAUACCAAAUGAUGAGUGAAGGUAAAGUCCACAGACUGCAGGUGUGCGAGAUCAGACCACGAGACCAGGGAGAGUAUCGAGUCAUCGCCAAGGACAAAGAUGCCAAGGCCAAGCUGGAGCUGGCAGCUCUACCUCAGAUCAAAACCACAGACCAGGACUACGUCACAGACGCCGGGAAGCCCAUUGUCAUGGCGGUCCCCUACAGCGCUUACCCACAGGCCGAGGCUGACUGGUUGUACGACAACAUCAGUCUGCCCAAAGACAACGUCUACACGUCGGCCGACCGAACCGAGUACCGGCUGAAGUACCCGAAGAAGAGCGACGAGGGCCGCUACAAGAUUGUGAUCAAGAACAAACACGGGGAGGGAGAAGCCUUCAUCAACCUGAGCGUCAUUGAUGUCCCAGGUCCUGUGAGGAACUUCCAGGUGGUCGACACUGCCGACGGCGAGGUCAGCCUGGCAUGGGAGGAACCUGAGAAUGACGGCGGCAGUAAGGUCAUUGGCUACGUGGUGGAGAGGCGCGACGUGAAGCGAAAGACCUGGACACUGGCCUCAGAACGUGUGGUAGGAACCGAGUACACAGUAAACGGCCUACAGAAAGACUCCAUGUACCUGUUCAGGAUUUGCGCCCGCAAUCGCGUAGGCAGUGGACCCAUUGUUGAGACAGACAAACCUGUUCAGGCCAAGAACAAGUUUGAUGUUCCCGAAGCUCCUCUAAAUGUGAUUGUUGGAAACGUCAACAAGUUCGGGUGCACCCUCUCCUGGGAGCCUCCCGAGUCAGACGGAGGUUCUCCCAUCACCUCCUACGUCAUCGAGCUGCGUGACCGCACGUCGGUGAAGUGGUCGCCCGUCCAGGUGACCAAGGCCGACGAGCUCAGCGCCAUCAUCAACGACGUCAUUGAAAACAAAGAGUACAUCUUCAGAGUCAGAGCCGAGAACAAAGCCGGUGUCGGCAAACCCAGUGCUGCUACACACCCCGUCAAGAUCAUGGAUCCCAUCGAGCGUCCCAGUCCCCCUCUGAACCUGUCGUGGCAGAACCAGAACAAGAGCUCGGUGCAGCUCGCCUGGGAGACGCCAUUAAGAAAUGGAGGCAGUAUGAUCACUGGAUACAUCAUCGAACGCUGUGAGGACGGCAGCGACAACUGGCUGCGCUGCAAUGCCCGCCUCUGCCCCGACCUCUUCUACAAGGUGUCUGGUCUGAAAUAUGGAGCCAAGUACAACUACAGAGUGAUCGCUGAAAACGCCGCUGGACUCUCAGACCCAUCUAAUAUCAUCGGCCCUCUGCUGGCCGACGACCCACACGUUGGUCCAACCUUUGACCUGAGUGCUUUCAAAGACGGCCUGGAGGUGAUUGUCCCUCAGCCUCUCACCAUCAGAGUCCCCAUCAGCGGGUACCCUACCCCUGUCGCCAAGUGGACCUUUGGUGAAAAGGAGCUGACCACUGCAGAUGAACGUGUCUCCAUGAUGACCAAGUCCACAUUCACAGAGCUGGUUGUUGCGCCGAGUGUCCGCCCGGACAAAGGCAUCUAUGUACUGCACCUGGAGAAUGAUGUCACGUCGGUGUCUGGGGAGAUCGAGGUUAACGUCAUAGCUGCACCCAGUGCUCCAAAGGACUUCAAGGUCCUGGAAGUGACCCGACAGCACGUCCACCUGAGCUGGGAGGCUCCGGAGCAUGACGGUGGAAGUCCUUUGACAGGCUACCAGGUGGAGAAACGGGACGCAGCCCGCAAGACCUGGGUCAAGGUGGCCUCAGGGGUUCUGGAUCAGGAGUUCACAGUCACCGACGUGGUUGAAGGGAAGGAGUAUUACUUCAGAGUCACUGCCUGUAACAAGUGUGGACCAGGAGAGCCAGCAUACAUCGACGAACCCGUCAACAUCUCCUCUCCUGCCACUGUCCCUGACCCUCCAGAGAACCUCAAGUGGAGAGACAAGUCAGCGAGUGGCAUCUUUCUUAGCUGGGAGCCACCAAAGUAUGACGGUGGAACCGGCCUCCGAGGCUACAACGUGGAGCGCUGCAUGAGAGGAAGCGAUAAGUGGGAGCCCUGUGGAGACAUGGUACCCGACCUGAAGUGCGAGGUGACGGGUCUAAUCGAGGGCCAGUGGUAUUCCUACAGAGUCCGAGCCCUGAACCGACUUGGAGCCAGUCGGCCCUGCAAGGCCACUGAUGAGAUCCAGGCCGUUGAUCCUAAAGAACCUCCAGAGAUUAAUCUGGAUGCCAAGCUGCUGGCCGGUCUGACUGCCAAGGGUGGCAGCAAGAUUGAACUUCCUGCAGAGGUGAAGGGUAAGCCUGAACCUCGAGUCAAGUGGACCAAGGCUGACCUGGUGCUCAAACCUGAUGACAGGGUGUCCAUUGAGACCACGCCUGGACACUCCACCGUUACUAUUGCUAAGACCAAGAGAGAUGAUAGCUCCAUCUACAUCAUCGAGGCCACAAACAGCAGCGGCCGUGCUACCGCCACCGUCGAAGUUAACAUCCUUGAUAAGCCAGGUCCUCCCGCCGCCUUUGACAUCUCUGACAUCACCAACGAGACCUGCUUCCUCGCAUGGAACCCUCCACGUGACGAUGGUGGCUCCAGAGUGACCAACUACAUUGUGGAGCGUCGUGCUACUGACAGCGAGAUCUGGCACAGACUGUCCUCCACCAUCAAACAGACCACCUAUAAAGCUGUGGGCCUGAUCAAGUUCAAGGAAUACAUCUUCAGAGUGUUCGCAGAGAACCAGUUUGGAGUUGGUCCACCAGCUGAACACCCAUCCAUCAUCGCCAAAUACCCCUUUGACACUCCUGGAGCACCUUAUAAGUUGGAAGCCUCAGACAUCGCCAAAGAUUCAGUGACUCUGAACUGGUAUGAGCCUGAUGAAGAUGGUGGAAGCCCCAUCACAGGAUACUGGGUGGAGAGAUAUGAACCUGAGCACGACAGGUGGCUCAGAUGCAACAAGCUGCCCAUUAAAGACACCAACUACAGGGUCAAAGGUCUUCCUACCAGGAAAAAGUACAAGUUCAGGGUUCUGGCUGAGAAUCUGGCUGGACCUGGAAAACCCAGCAAGGAGACAGACCCAAUCCUUGUCAAAAGUCCAAUUGAUCCUCCGUGGCCUCCUGGUAAACCCACAGUGAAGGAUGUGGCUAAGACCUCUUGCUUCCUGAUGUGGACCAGACCCGAGCACGAUGGCGGAGCAAAGAUCGAUGGCUACGUCAUUGAGAUGCUCAAGAGUGGAACUACAGACUGGAUCCGUGUCGCAGAUGACAUCAUCAACCUGGAGUACUUCUUGAAAGGCCUGAUGGAGAAGCAGGAGUACUCGUUCAGGGUGCGGGCCGUUAACGCGGCUGGAGAGAGUGAACCAAGCGAGCCCAGUGACCCAGUGCUCUGCAAAGAGAGACUCAGUCCACCGAUGGCUCCUCGCUGGUUGAACGUUGUCAGCAUCUGCAGGAACAGUGCCGAUCUGAAGUGGACAGCCCCCGAGCGAGAUGGCGGCUCACGCAUCACCAACUACGUGGUAGAGAAGCGUGAUGUCAGGCGGAAAGGCUGGCAGGCCGUGGACACCACAGUCAAGGAGCUGAAGUACACCGUGACUCCGCUAAACGAGGGAUCGCUGUACGUGUUCCGUGUUGCUGCAGAGAACACCGUCGGUGUCGGACCCUUCUGCGAGCUGGAGGACUCAGUGCUGGCCAAAGACACUUUCACCACUCCUGGGCCACCGUACGCCCUGGCUGUUAAUGCUGUGACCAGUAGAUAUGUGGACCUUCAGUGGGAGGCACCUAAAAACGAUGGUGGCAGACCCAUUCUGAAGUAUGUCAUUGAGAAGAAGGAGAAGCUUGGCACUCGCUGGGUUAAAUGUGGGAAGACUUCAGGUCCGGACUCUAAGUACAGAGUAACUGAUGUCAUUGAAGGAACAGAGGUUCAGUUCCAGGUCCGCGCUGAAAACGAAGCUGGCGUGGGGCAUCCAAGCGAACCCACAGAGAUCCUCUUAAUUGAAGAUCCCACAGGUGUCCCGUCCCCACCAGUUGAACUGCACGUGACUGGAGCCAGCCGAGACUUCCUGUCCAUUGCCUGGAAAGCACCCCUGAGGGACGGCGGUUGCCCCAUUACCGGAUACCACAUUGAGAUGUGCGAGGCUGGAACAGAGAAGUGGAUGAGGGUCAACUCUCGUCCAGUAAAGGAAAUGAAGUACCGUGUGGAAGAAGGUUUGGUCCCUGAGAAAGAGUACAUCCUGAGAGUGAGGGCCAUCAACUCUGUCGGAGUCAGCGACCCCUCCGACAUUUCUGAGAACGUCUUCGCCAAAGACUCUGACUGUAACCCAACAAUCGACUUCCAGACUCUGGACCUGGUUGUUGUGGAGACAGAGAAGCUGCACAUCCCAGUUCCCUUCAGAGCAGUUCCCUCGCCAAAAAUCACCUGGCACAAAGACGGCAAUGAGAUGAAGGCUGAUGAACGCGUUGGCUUCAGAAAGGAGUACACUUCCUGUCACCUGGAGAUCGACAGCAGCGUCCAUCCUGACGCUGGAGUCUACAAAGUAACUCUGGAGAACAAACUGGGAGCUGGCAGCGCCACCAUCAACGUUAAAGUCAUUGGUCUUCCUGGUCCCUGUAAAGAUAUUGCAGCUUCUGAGAUCACAAAGAGCUCCUGUAAAGUGACCUGGGAUCCUCCUGACUAUGACGGCGGUAGCCCAAUUCUUCACUACGUCCUGCAGCGGCGUGAAGCCGGCAGGAGGACGUACGUCAACAUGAUGUCAGGAGAGAACAAGGUGUGCUGGAACGUCAAAGACCUCGUCCCUAACGCAGAGUACUACUUCAGAGUCCAGGCCAUUAACAAGAUUGGAGGAGGGGAGUUUAUCGAGCUCCGCAACCCUGUCCUCGCCCAGGACCAAAAACAUCCUCCUGACCCCCCUGUGGACCUGGAGACCCACAACCCCACGUCCAGCACCAUCACGCUGACCUGGAAGCCCCCCAUGUAUGACGGUGGUGCAAAGAUCAUGGGCUACAUCCUGGAGAAGCAGCUGAAGGGAGAGGACAAGUGGGAGCGUUGCAACGACUUCCUGGUUCCCGUCCUGUCCUACACUGUCAGAGAUCUGACGGAGGGCAAGAACUACGCUUUCAGAGCAAGAGCUGAAAAUGCAGCUGGGGUCAGUGAUCCAUCACGUGCCACGCUGUUUGUCAAGGUCAUGGAAGCCAUUGAUUCUCCAAAGGUUUUCCUGAGCGGCAGCCUUCAGUCUGGUCUCGACGUCAAGCGCGGCUUAGAGAUCUGCCUGGAUGCCAACAUCUCUGGUUCGCCGUACCCCGAGAUCACCUGGUACUGGAACAACCAUGUGAUCCAACCUGAGCCACUGCGCAAGAGGCCAGAGAGGCCCUUGAAGAAGAAGGUGGAGAAGAAGGAAGAGAAGAAGGAGGAGGGUGAAGUGAAGGAGGGAGAAGAGAAGAAAGAAGGAGAGGAGAAGAAGGAGCAGGCCGCAGUGCCGGAUGAGGAGGAGCCCGACUACCCGACAAUCAACGAGCGUCUGGUCAUCGACAACCAUCGCAGAGGAACUUCCUCCAUUGUCGUCAAGGACUCAGUCCGCCCUGACCAUGGUGUCUACAUGGUGAAGGUGAAGAACAGCCAUGGUUUUGCCACUGCGACAUGUCAGGUCAACGUGCUCGACACUCCUGGGCCUCCCGUGAACUUCAGGUUUGAGGAGGUGAGGAAGAACUCAGUGGUCUGCAGAUGGGAUCCUCCUCUGGAUGAUGGUGGCAGCGAGAUCUUCAACUACAUUCUGGAAAAGAAGGACAACUCCAGGGUAGAGUUUGGCUGGAGCAGUGUCACCACCACGCUGAGGGGAUGCCGCUUCCUGGUGCCCAAACUCCUGGAGAAGAAAGAGUACAUCUUCAGGGUCGCAGCUGAGAACAAGCAUGGUGCCGGUCCCCCCUGUGUCUCCAAACCAGUCGUUGCCAGGAAUCCUUUCGACCCUCCUGAGGCUCCUGAUAAGCCACAGGUUGAGGACGUCACAUCUAACACUAUGCUGAUCAAGUGGAAUGAGCCAAAUGACAAUGGCAGCCCCAUCAUCGGAUAUUGGGUGGAGCGUCGUGAAAUCAACAGCUCCCACUGGGCUCGCAUUAACAAGAACAUUGUUCCUAGUACUGAGCUGACCGCUGAGGGUCUGAUGGAGGGCAUGACUUACAUUUUUAGAGUGGCAGCUGAAAACCAGGCAGGCCCGGGAAAGUUCAGUGUCCCCUCUGAACCCACAUUAGCGCAGCCUUCAAUAUUACCUCCUGGACCACCAGUUGCUCGAGUGGCGGCAACCACAGGCGGUUCCAUCGAUGUGGAGUGGGAUCCACCCACUGACAAUGGUGGAGGAGAGAUUCUGGGAUACCACGUGGACAAGGCUUUGGCUAACACUAAGGAGUGGUCCAGGUGCACAGAACAUGUUUGGAGACAACGGGAAUUCACUGUCUACGGAGUCCGUGAAGGAGCCAAGUACACGGUCAGAGUUGUUGCCUGCAAUGCUGCAGGAGAGGGACCGCCAGGAUUCACUGAAUCUGUGUUUGUCAAGAAUCCUGCAGAGUUGCCAGUCAUUGAUAUGGACUUGUCGAUCAAGAAUGGAAUUUUGAUCAGAGCUGGACAGACGCUACUUAUACCUGCCACAGUUAAAGGUAAACCCUAUCCCUGCAUCACCUGGACCAAGGACGAUAGCAAACCUGACAAAGACCGUGUGGAGAUUCUCACUGAGGGCAACGACAGCAUUGUUUCAAUCCCCAACUGCCAGAGGAAGGACUGCGGCAAAUACCAGAUCUCUGCCAUGAACCCUAGUGGCAAAAAGAAUGCUUGGACCAGAGUGGAGGUCGUAGAUGUCCCCGGGCCCGUCACCGACCUAAAGCCCGUUGUUGUAACUCGUAAGAUGAUCUUCCUGAACUGGGAUGACCCCAAGGAUGAUGGAGGCAGCGACUUGACCGGCUUUAUUGUGGAACGGCUAGAUAGCAAGACACAAACAUGGAAGCAGCCAGUUGAAACCAUCUCGUCAAAGUGCGAAUGCACGGGCAUUGUGGAAGGAGAAGUGUACGUGUUCCGUGUUAUGGCUAAGAACAAGUAUGGCCCGGGCACACCAGUCGUGCUGGAUCCCAUCCUGGCUGUGGACCCACUGGCUCCACCAUCAUACCCUGAGAAAUUCCAUUACACUGAGCGCACUAAGGACUCCGUCACCUUGACCUGGAAGCCACCUCGUAAUGACGGUGGCAGCCCCGUCCUGGGCUACACUGUUGAGAAAAAGAGACAGGACCAGCAAGAGUUUGAGCCCUGCAACACAGAGCUCUAUCCGGACUUGACCAUGACUGUGACGGGCCUGGAAGAUGCCUGGAUGUAUGAGUUCAGGAUCAAGUGUGCUAACGUCAUUGGAGUGAGCGAGCCAUCGAACCCUCUCGCUGUGGUUAUUCAAGAUGAUGAAGUGUCUCCUGAGGUUCACAUGCUGAAGGUCUUCAAGAGCGACUCCAUCACUGUGAAGAAGGGUGAACCCAUUGACAUGCCUGCUGAAGUCCUGGGACUCCCGAUCCCUAAUAUUGAAUGGACCAAGGAUGAUGUGUUGAUCCCCAAAUCCACUGACAAUUUGCUGAUUGAGACAGAAGUCACUGGCAGGCUGAAUGCAAAGACUACACUGUCCAUCCUAGCAGCCAACAGGAGGGACCGCGGAACCUACACUAUAACUGCCACCAACACCAUGGGCACAGCUCGGCACAACAUCUAUGUCAUGGUGCUGGACCGACCACUCCCACCCAGGAAUUUGACCGUGUCCAAUAUCAAGGCUGAGUUCUGCCGCCUGCAGUGGGAUCCACCACUGGAUAAUGGUGGCAGUGAGCUGACCAACUACAUUAUUGAUAAGAAGAAAACAACAGAGGAGCCAGAAGAGGGACAGGAAGCUCAGUGGGAGGAGGUUACCAAUUGCAUCAUUGACAAGAAAUUUGGGGUGUGGAACCUUGAAAACGACAACUCUUACAUGUUCCGCGUCCGGGCUGAGAACCGCUAUGGUAAAUCUGACCCCUGUAUGUCAGAGGAAGUCAAGAUCAUAGACCCACUCGGCCUUCCAGGUCCACCAGAGAAACCAGCUAUUGCAGAUUAUUCCAAGACCACCAUGACCGUUACCUGGGAACCUCCCAGGGAAACUGGCGGCUCUGCAAUUACUGGCUACUGGGUGGAGAAGAGGGAGAAAGGCUCAGACUACUGGGGCAAAGUCAACAAGGUGCCAGUAACCAAGAGAGGCCCAAAAGGCUGGGAGUGCCAGGCGACUCGUCUAUUUGAGGGAACAGAGUACGAGUUCAGGGUCGCUGCCUGCAAUUUUGCUGGAACUGGACCAUUCAGCAGAACAUCUGAUUCUGCCUUUGCCGUUGAUCGUCUUACUCCUCCCAGCAUGCCUGCAGCACCUGUGGUGGCUGACAAGACAAAGCACAAUGUCUCACUGACCUGGCAACCACCCGAGAGUGACGGAGGAAGCCCCAUCAAGGGCUACAUCAUCCAGAUCCAGGAUGAAGGCUCGUCCAAGUGGAUGCAAGUGAACGACCUUGACUCUGUUCACCCCACCACUGAGUACACCGUGCCCACCCUCCGGGAGCUUAAACGCUACCGCUUCAGGAUCAUUGCUGUCAAUGCCAUUGGCGAGUCUGACCCCAGCCCCCGCACCAGUGAGGUUCUGAUUGAGGAUGUUCAACUGGCACCUUCCAUCUCUAUCGACAUGUUGGUGGACGAUCUGCUGUACAUCCGUGCCGGAGAGCCGAUCAAGAUCCCUGCCACCAUUCUCGGCCGCCCUGUUCCCAAGGUGACCUGGGACUUUGAUGGAAAAGCCAAGACGCACAAGAAGAACAAAUUGCAUACGCUGCCCGUGGAUUCAGAGGUUGAGUCCACAGACACCACUUCUGUUGUGUCCAUCCCUGUGAGCCUGAGGACACAUUCUGGACGCUACACCAUCACUGCCAAGAACAAGAGUGGACAGAAACAUGUCAACGUCAGAGUCAAGGUCCUUGAUGUCCCUGGACCUCCAAAGGAGCUGAGGGUUACAGACGUAACUCGGGCUACUAUGAGGCUGAUCUGGAAACUCCCCGACAACGAUGGAGGAGAAAGAAUUAAGAGCUACUUUAUUGAGAAAAAGAGUCUCACUGACAAGGCCUGGACCACGGUGCAUGCAACCUGUGCCAUCCAGGCCUACGUGGUGCCGGGUCUCCUGGAGGGUCAGGAUUACUUGUUUAGGGUACGAGCCGAGAACAGACUUGGAUUUGGUCCGUUCACCAUCACGUCUGACCCAAUUCGGGCCAGAGACCCCAUCUUCCCACCUGACCCCCCCACCAAGCUGAAGGUCAACCUGGUGACAAAGACCACGGUCACUCUGAGCUGGGAGCCUCCAAAAAACAAUGGCGGUGCUCCAGUGAAACAUUACAUCAUCGAGCGUUUGAGCUGGGACACUAGUGGGAAGGAGAAGGAGACGUGGAAACAGUGCAACAAGAGAGAAGUGGAAGAACUCACCUUUGUGGUGGAGGACCUUAAAGAGGGAGGAGAGUACGAGUUCAGGGUUAAAGCAGUGAACGCUGCUGGUCCCGGCCGACCCUCUGCUACCGUUGGACCCAUGUUCAUUAAGGAUCAGACAUUUGCUCCCACCAUCGAGCUGCGUGAGGCCAUGGAAGGUGAGGAGGACUCUGAUGUCAGCAUCGUGGCAAAGGUGAGCGGCUGCCCGUUCCCCUCACUCAUCUGGAAGAAGGCCAGUCUGGCCAAACCAGAAGAGAAGACUGCUGUCCAGUACGAUCAACACAUGAACAAACUUGUGACCCACGACAAGUGCACGCUGCUGAUUCAGCAGGCCAACAGGAAAGACAGCGCCAUCUACAGCCUGACAGCCAGCAACAGUCUGGGCACCGUCACCAAGGACAUCAAGCUCGCCGUGCUGGGACCCCCCAGCACCCCUGUUGGACCAGUCAAAUUCACUGAGGUGUUUGCGGAGAGGAUCGGUCUGGCCUGGCUCCCUCCCACAGAUGAUGGAGGAUCCAAGAUUACCAACUAUGUGGUGGAGAAGCGUGAGGAUAACAGGAAGUCCUGGGUCCAUGUAUCCAGUGACCCCAAAGAGUGUGCCUACGUGGUGACUCGUCUGACAGAGAACCAUGAGUACGAGUUCAGAAUCAAGGCCCAGAACAAGUUUGGCGUUGGGCCUCCCCUCGACAGUGAGCCGGAGAAGGCCAGAAACCUUUUCACUGUUCCGGGUCAGUGUGACAAACCGACCAUCACCGAUGUCUGUCUGGAGUCGAUGGGUGUCAAUUGGGAAGAGCCCAAGUAUGACGGCGGCUCCCCCAUCACAGGCUACUUUGUUGAGAGGAAGGAGACCACUGCCAAGCGCUGGGCCCGUGUGACACGCGACCCCAUUCGAGCACUGCCACUGGGCAACAACUGGUAUGUCACCGGACUGCUGGAAGGCGCCAUGUACCAGUUCAGGAUCAUCGCUGUCAACGCCGCCGGCUGCGGUCUGCCGAGCAUGCCCUCUGACCCCGUUCUCUGCAGAGACCCCAUCAAGCCCCCGGGACCACCCACUCCAAAGGUGACGGACUGGACGAAAUCAACGGUAGACCUUGAGUGGAUCCCUCCUGUGGUGGAUGGUGGGUCAAAGGUCACAGGCUACAUUUUGGAGUUAAAGGAGGUGAACAAGGAGGAGGAGGAGAAGAAAGCUAAGAGGAAACUACUGCUUAGUGGUGCUGAGGAAGAGAAGGAGCCUGAGAGUGAUGAGGGCUGGAGCAAGGCAAAGGACACAGAGAUCAGAGGAACCAGGUUUGUGCUGACCGGCCUGAAAGAAGGUGGUCUGUACCUCUUUAGAGUCCGAGCUGUGAACGUCGCUGGUGUGGGAGAACCAGGGCUGGUGACGGAGCUGAUCGAGCUCAAGGACAGAACGAUUCCACCUGAGAUGGACCUGGAUGCUUCGGUGAAGGAGAAGAUCGUGGUCCAUGCUGGUGGCACCAUCCGCAUCAUCGCCUACGUGUCAGGUAAACCCGCCCCGCAGAUCACCUGGAGCAGAGACGACGCUGAGGUGCCAAAAGAGGCUGUGGUGGAGACCACGGGUAUCUCAAACUCACUGGUCAUCAAGAACUGCAAGCGCCAGCACCAGGGCAUGUACACACUGUGUGCCAAGAACGAGGGAGGAGAGAGGAGGAAGGGGGUCGUUGUCGAGGUCCUGGAUGUUCCCGGACCUGUUGGCCUUCCCUUUGCUGGUGAGAAUCUCACCAAUGACUCCUGUAAGUUGACCUGGUGCACACCUGAGGACAAUGGUGGCUCUGCCAUCACCAACUACAUCAUCGAGAAGAGGGAGUCUGACCGCAUGGGCUGGACCUCGGUGUCCUACACGGUGACGAGGAAUAACGCUGUGGUUCAGGGACUCCUCGAUGGCAAAGGCUACUUUUUCAGGAUUGCAGCCGAGAACAUCAUCGGCAUGGGACCUUUCAUUCAGACCGACAAGAUGGUUCUCAUCCAAAACCCGAUCUCCGUCCCAGAGCGUCCGGAGGACUUAAUCAUCACUGCUGUUACCAAGGACACCAUUUCUGUCUCCUGGAGGCCGCCCAAGUAUGAUGGAGGCGCUGAGGUGACCGAGUUCGUCCUUGAGACCCGCAUGGUCGGCCGGGACUCCUUCACACGCAUAGGUAGUGACACCAAGCUGAUGGACAGGAAGUUUACGCUGACUGGGCUGAAGGACGGCUCAAGUCACGAGUUCAGGGUGUCCGCCAUCAACCAGGUGGGACGAGGCAAAGCAUCAUUCGCAACUAAACCGGUGCAGUGCAAGGAUGAGAUCCAGCCUCCAACUCUGGACCUGGACUUCAGGGACAAGAUGAUGGUGAAGGUAGGAGACAGCUGCACACUGUCAGGACGCUAUGGUGGAAAACCGGCUCCCGUCGUUGCCUGGAAGAAGAAUGAUGAAGAACUGAAGGCAGAUGAGGAGAUCAACCUCCACAGCACCGCCCGCCACCUCAGCCUCAGCAUCAGCAGAGCCAAGAGAGAACACAGCGGCUGCUACUGCGUCAGUGUGGAGAACGCUGCUGGAGCUCGCACAGGAAUCUGCACCAUCACAGUGGUUGACCGUCCUCAGCCACCAGAGGGCCCUGUGGUUUUCGACGAGGUCUACAGGAACUACAUGGUGAUCUCCUGGAAACCUCCUCUGGAUGACGGAGGCUGUGCAGUCUCCAACUACAUCAUCGAGAAGAGAGACACCAACAGAGACUUGUGGAUGCCUGUCAACGCGUCCUGCACCAGGACGACCUGCAGGGUGCCGAAGCUGAUUGAGGGUCGUGAUUACAUUGUCAGGAUCAUGGCUCAGAACAUCUAUGGCAUCAGUGACCCUCUGCUGUCUGCAGAGAAGAAGGCCAGAGACAUCUUCAAGGUUCCCGAAGCUCCCAAACAGCCCACAGUGAAGGAGGUGUUCCAGGACUCCGCCCUAAUCAGCUGGGAGCCGCCGGCUGAUGGAGGAAAACCCAUCACAGGCUACAUCGUGGAGAGGAAGGAGACGAUGGCUAACAGGUGGGUUCGUUGCAACACAGAGAGAAUCCACCCGAAGGUGGAGUACUGGGUUACGGAGCUGCUGAAAGGCUGUGAGUAUGAGUUCAGAGUCAGCGCUGAGAAUGAGGUGGGUGCUGGAGACCCGAGCCCACCGUCCAAACCAGUCUUCGCCAAAGAUCCCAUAGUGAAACCCAGUCCACCAGUGAACCUUGAAGCCAUCGACUUCACCAAGGACUCUGUGACACUGUCCUGGGAGCCACCUGUUGACACUGGCAGAGGGAAGCUCUUUGGAUACCUGCUGGAGUUCCAGAAGGCUGGAGAGGAGGAGUGGCAGAAGGUGAACCACACUCCGGACUCUUGCCAGGAGACCAAGUUUAAGGUGAUCGGCCUGGAAGAUGGUGCUCUGUACCGCUUCAGAGUCAUGGCUGUCAACGCAGCUGGAGAGUCUGACCCAGCAGAUGUGAGGGAGCCAAUCAAAGUGCAGGAGAGACUUGAACCCCCAGAUCUGAUUCUGGAUGCCGCAAUGACCCGAGAGGUGAAGGCCCUGGCUGGCACUCACAUCACUCUCAUGGCUGCUAUCAAAGGCGUUCCAUUCCCCGCGGUGACCUGGAAGAAGAAUGACGCUGAUGUUCCCACUAGGGCUGACAUUUACACCAACUAUGUAGACACUAAGCUUGAGAUGAGGUUCUGUACCAGAGGUGACUGUGGAGACUACACGCUGACCGUGGAGAACUCUGUUGGAUCCAAGACAGUCAUCUGCACUGUGUUGGUCUUUGACAAACCUGGUCCCAUCCAGCACCUCCGGGUGUCUGACGUCAGGAGUGACUCUGCAUACCUGUCCUGGAAGGAUCCUGAGGACAGUGGCGGUACUCGCAUCACAAAUUUUGUGGUUGAGAAGAAGGACACAGCAUCCACCCAGUGGAUCCCCAUCUGCUCCACAUCCAAGAAACGCAGCAUGAUGGUGAAGCACCUGAUGGAGGGCACGUCCUAUACAUUCAGAGUGGCUGCUGAGAACCAGUAUGGCCGCAGUGAAUAUGUGGAGACACCAAAGGCCAUUAAGGCAAUGAACCCACUGUUCCCUCCUGGACCUCCCAAAGACCUGCACCACUCUGAUGUGGACAAGACAGAGGUGUCUUUGGUCUGGAACUGGCCUGACCGCAACGGAGGAAGUGCAAUCACUGGCUUCCUCGUGGAGUAUCAAGAGGAGGGAGAGAAGGAGUGGGAUGAGUGGAAGACUGUUAGCAUCCCUGAAACUCAUGUUACUGGCCUUGAGGAAGGAAAGACCUACCGCUUCAGAGUCAGGGCCGAGAACGCCAUUGGCCUCAGCAGACCCGACACAACGGUGCCCAUCCUCUGCCAGGAGAAACUGAUGCCCCCGUUUGUGGAGGUGGAUGUUAAGUACACUGAAGGCAUCAUUGUGAAGGCUGGCACCACCAUCAGGCUGCCGGCCAUUAUGAGAGGAAUGCCUGUUCCCUCUGCCAAGUGGUGCAUUGAAGGAGAGGAGAUCUUUAGCAAAGGCAAUGUCAAGAUCGACACUGAUGGCUUCUCCACUGUGCUUAGCAUUAAUGAGUGCACAAGGAACCACACUGGCACCUACCUGCUCACUGUCUCUAACCCUGCUGGAAGCAAGACCGUGGCCUUGCAUGUCACCGUCCUGGAUGUUCCUGCUGCUCCCAUUGGACCUGCCAACAUCCUGGAGGUCACGCCUGACUCUAUGACAAUUGAGUGGCGUCCUCCUAAGGACGAUGGUGGGAGCCCAGUAACCAACUACAUUGUGGAGAAAAGGGAAUCCAACAAGGAGAGCUGGGGAGGUGUUAGCUCUGUCGGCCUCAUCACUGAGCUCAGGAUCCCACGUUUACAGAGGGGAGUGGAGUAUGUGGUUCGCAUUCGUGCUCAGAACAAGAUGGGCAUUGGCGCUCCUCUGGAGAGCAAACCCACUGUCGCUGAGCAUUCUUUCAUGCCACCCAGCGCACCUGGAAAACCACAGAUCUCUGACAUCUCAGAUGAUGCUGUUACAGUUGGCUGGACCAUGCCACUAUCAGAUGGUGGCAGCCAUAUCACUGGCUACAUCAUUGAACGCAGACAUAAGGGAGGUAAAUGGAUCCGAGUUAAUAAGAUACCAUGCAGGGACCUGAGGUACAGAGUACUGGGUCUUUUUGAGGGCAGUGAGUAUGAGUUCAGAGUGUUUGCAGAGAAUAUUGUUGGCUUCAGUGGCCCCUCUCCCACCUCUGACCCCUGCAAACCCUGUAGGCCUGUCACUGUCCCCAGUCCUCCUGUGAACCCCAGAGUUAAAGAUUACAGCAAGAACUCUGCCGACCUGGUGUGGAUCAAAUCCACUAAAGACGGAGGUAGCCCUAUCCUUGGCUACACUGUGGAAAUGAAGAAAGAAGGAACUGAGGAAUGGAAAAAAGUGAACCUGGAUGACUUAAUCAAGCAGUGUGCUUACAAGGUGAAGGGUUUGGAGGAGGGUGUGACCUACAGAUUCAGAGUGUAUGCCUCAAACAUGAUUGGAGAUGGACAGUCAAGAGAAGUCCCAGACUCCAUAACUACACAAGAUAUCCUCAUCCCUCCAGAGAUUGAGAUGGACGCUAGCUGCCGCGAUCGUGUUACUGUGCGUGUUGGACACAACAUCAAUAUCACUGGUUACAUUAAGGCCCGUCCUGACCCUGAAGUGCUUUGGUUAAAGGAAGAGACAGUUCUGGAGAACAACAAACGGGUCACCAUCACUCAGAACUUCCCAGUGGUCCACCUGAGGAUCAAGGAGGCCACAAGAGCGGACCAUGGCAAAUACAUACUUAAAGCUUCAAAUGAGGGUGGCGAGGCCUCCUGCGCCAUCACAGUCAAUGUGCUGGACAGACCCAGCCACUGCCAGAAUCUGCAUAUUACCUAUGCAACCAAGAAUGCAUGUAUGGUCAACUGGGAUGCCCCUAAUGACAAUGGUGGAUCUGAGAUAACCAACUACAUUGUGGAGUGCCGUGAGCCUAGCAUUAGCUUGUGGUCUAUGAUCAGCUCCAACUGCACCAAUCGUAAGAUCAAGGCCAAAUGGAUGGAGGGCCAUGAAUACCUUUUCCGUGUCAGUGCCGUGAACAAGCUAGGAUCUGGACCCACUGUAGAGACCAAGACCCCUGUCUUGGCCAUUGAUCCCAUCGAGAAGCCUGGUGAGCCUGAGAAAUUCCAAGCCACCGACAUUGGUAAAAACUACGUCUAUCUGAGAUGGAGGAAGCCUGACUAUGAUGGUGGAAGCCUCAACCUCUCCUACAACUUGGAGUUCAAAGCCAAAGAUGCUGACGGGUGGGAGAAACUCAAUAAAGGCACUCUCACUGACACGUUCUUCAUGGCUUCAUGUGCAGAGAAUCAGACAUAUACCUUCAGGGUGCAGACUGUCAAUGAAGGAGGUGAAAGUGGCUGGGUGAACCUUCCUGAUAUUCUGGUGAAGGAGGACAUCCAGAAGCCCGUCAUUGACCUGAAGUUGGCCGGAACUCUGACAGUGAUGGUGGGAGAGUCAGUCAGGAUGGAGGCCGGCCUGAGAGGAAAGCCCCAGCCUGAGGUCAAAUGGAUAAAAGACAAGGCUAUUGGAGACAACCCUAGAAUCAGCUAUGAGACUGGUCCAGACUACUCCAAGUUCCUUUUGACUAAGUCCAGACGUUGUGAUACUGGGAAGUAUAUCAUCACUGCCACCAACUGUGCUGGCACCUUCACAGCAUAUGCCAACGUUAAUGUCCUGGAUGUCCCCGGGCCAGUAAGAAACCUCAGAAUUACAGGCAUUGGAGCUGACAAGUGCAGAGUGGUGUGGGAUGCUCCAGAUGAUGAAGGUGGUUGCGAGGUAGACAGCUACAUCCUAGAGAAAUGCGAGACCAGGAGGAUGGUCUGGUCCACAUACUCCGACUGUGUUUAUACACCCUAUUGCAACAUCUCCCGUCUAGUGGAGGGUAAUGAGUACAUCUUCAGAGUAAGGGCUGAGAACAAGAUGGGAACUGGCCCCCCCAUGGAGAGCAAGUCUGUCACUGUCAAGACUCAGUUUAACAGACCUGGUCCUCCUGAGGCUCCAGAGGUCACCAAGGUGAGUAAAGAUGAGAUGACAGUGGUCUGGGCUCCUCCUGAGAAUGAUGGAGGAAAGUCCAUCACUGGUUACAUCCUGGAGAGGAAAGAGAAGAGGGCAGUGCGCUGGGUGCCAUGUACCAAGAGCCCCAUCUCUGAGAGACGUAUGAAAGUUACCAACCUGAUUCCAAACCAUGAGUACCAGUUCAGGGUGAAGGCUGAAAACGAGGUGGGUCUGGGGGAUCCCAGCAAACCCUGCAGACCUGUUGCAGCCAAAGAUCCAAUUGAGCCCCCUGGCCCUCCUGCUGGACUGAAGGUGUCUGACAGCACCAAGACCUCAAUUACACUCUCUUGGUCUAAGCCUGUGUAUGACGGUGGUGCCCCCAUAAUUGGCUACAGCCUGGCCAUGAGGCUGAAAUGUGAGGCUGACCCUGAAAAGCCCACAGAGGGCUGGAAGGAUAUCGACACUCGUGGACCACUUGUGCUGAAAGAGUUUACCAUUGGCCAGUUGGAUGAAAAGCAGGAGUACGAGUUCAAGGUGUCUGCCCAAAACCAAGUGGGUUGGGGACGCCACGCCUAUUUGAAGGAGGCUGUCUACCCCAAGGAGAUUCUCGAGGCACCAGAGAUUGAGCUGGAUGCUAGUCUAAGGAAAGGCCUGGCUGUCAGAGCCGGCUGUCCAAUUAGGCUUUUUGCUGUGAUCAGAGGAAGGCCCACCCCCACGGUCACCUGGAAGCGUGUAGGUGUGGACAAUGUGAUCCGCCGAGGCCAUGUUGACCAGGUUGACAGCAUGUCCUUCUUGGUCAUUCCUGAGAGCACCAGAGAGGAUUCUGGGAGAUACUCAUUGACUCUGUCCAACUCAGCCGGAGAAAAAGCUGUCUAUGUCCGUGUCAAAGUUCUUGACACUCCUGGUCCCGUCGGAGAACUGGACGCAGCUAACGUCACAAAGACAACAGCUCAACUGUCCUGGUUGCCUCCAGAAAAUGAUGGAGGCAGCCCCAUUCUUACCUACACUGUGGAGAAACGGGAAGUAGAUAGGAAGACCUGGUCCAAGUGCACAGAGGAACUGAAGAAAACAAGCUUCAAGAUCACCAACAUGACACCUGGCGUAGAAUACUACUUCAGAGUCAUGGCCUGCAACAAGUACGGCCUUGGCGCUCCUCAGGACUCACCCAGGUCCUACCUGGCUGUUGAUCCUAUCAGUGAGCCAGACCCUCCGAAGAAGGUGGACGUGCUAGAGAUCUCCAAGAACAGUGCUACAGUUGGUUGGCUAAAACCUCUCAGAGACGGAGGAGCCAAGAUCAAUGGUUAUUUGGUAGACUACCAAGAGGAAGGGGCACCUGAAGGCAAGUGGACGCCAUACUCUGUGGUAAAAGACCUGACCAUUGUUGUGGUUGGUCUUAAAGAAGGAAAGAAGUACAGGUUCAGAGUGGCAGCCAGGAACUCAGUGGGGGUAAGCCUGGCCCGAGAGGCCGAGGGCGUGUUCGAGGUCAAGGAGCAGCUCAUGGCUCCUAAGAUAAUCUUGCCCGACACUGUGACAGUCAGAGCUGGAUCCAAGAUGGUGAUUGAGGCCAUCGUGGCUGGUAAACCUGCACCCAUCUGCAAGUGGAAGCAGGGCAAUGAGGACGUGCUGACCUCUGACCGACUGUCCCUUGUAAAGACACUGACGACCUGCACACUGAUCAUCAAGAACGUGAGGAGGAACGACAGCGGCUACUAUAGUCUGUCAGCUGAGAAUAGCACUGCCAAGGUCAACCACAUCCUGAAAGUCACCGUCAUGGACAUUCCUGGACCCCCUGAAGCUCCUCUGCAGAUCACAGAACAGGACAUUGAUUCCUGCACCCUGCUAUGGAACUCCCCACAAGAGGACGGUGGCAGCAAUAUCACUGGCUACAUUGUAGAGAAGUGUGACAUCAGCCAGGGCGACUGGAUCACUGUGUCCUCAUCCUGCACCAAAACCUGCUUCAGAAUGACCAAACUGAUAACUGGCAAAGAGUAUAGUUUCAGAGUCCGCGCAGAGAAUAGGUUUGGUGUCUCUGAACCCAUCUACUCUGAGAGGAUGAUCGCCAGAUAUCCAUUCGAUCCUCCCACUGAGCCCAGAAAUCUGCAGAUCAACAAGGUCAACAAGGAAUUUGUCGCCCUGUCUUGGGAGCAUCCCAGCAGUGAUGGUGGCAGCCCCGUUACUGGAUAUUGCAUUGAAAAGAAGGAGAGGAACAGCCUUCUGUGGUCGAUGGCCGAUGACCAGUUAGUCAAAGCCACCCACCACAUCUGCACCAACCUGAUCGAGGGCCUGGAAUACACGUUCAGGGUGUCGGCGCUCAACAUAGCUGGACAAGGAAGACCUUCCAAGCAGACUGACUUCAUCACUGCCAGGACUGCUGUUGACCAACCAGGUAAACCUGAACCCAUGGAUGUGACCAAGCACUCAGUGUCUUUGGUCUGGACCCAACCAAAGCACGAUGGUGGCAGCAAACUCAUCGGCUACUACAUGGAAUACACAAAAGUCCCGGAGGACAAGUGGAUUCGCUGUAAUGCCAACUGUAUAGACAUCCAGGCGGAGAACUACGUGGUGAGUGGCCUGGAGGAGUUCCAGGUUUACCAGUUUAGAGUCAUCGCCAAAACAGCCAUUAACAUCAGCCAACCAUCAGAGCCGUCCGACCCCAUCAACAUCAUCGCGGAAAAUGUUGCUCCUCGCGUGGACCUGGGUGUUGAUAUGAAGAGCCUGAUUGUGGUGAAGGCUGGAGAAAACGUCACCCUUGAAGCUGUGGUGUUUGGAAAGCCACUGCCCAAGGUGAGUUGGAAGAGAGAUGGCGUGCCACUGCUCCUGACUGAGGGAAUGAAGAUGACCCAGAGGAAACACACCCACCUGCUGGAGCUCUACUCUGUAACUAGAAAGGAAUCUGGAGACUACACUAUCACUGCCGAGAAUGUCAAUGGCAGCAAGUAUGCCACCAUCAAGGUCAAAGUGCUUGACAAACCAGGACCUCCUCACACUGUGAAAAUUACCAAAGUGUUUGCCGACCGUGUGAAGCUGCGAUGGGAGCCCCCACUUGCAGAUGGUGGCUCUGAGAUCACUAAUUACAUCAUUGAGAAGCGUGAGACCAGCAGACCCAAUUGGGCACUGGUCACCGCCAAUAUCAGCGGACACCUCUCUGACUGCUCAGUGGAGAAACUCAUUGAAGGACAUGAGUACCAGUUCAGAGUCAGUGCUGAGAACCAGUACGGUGUGGGAGACGCGGGCAUGACUGAUUCCGUCAUGGUCAAGAAUCCAUAUGAUGUUCCUGGACCCUGUGAGCCACCAGUCAUCACUAACAUCACCAAAAACUCCAUGACAGUUAGCUGGAAGGCUCCAGCUAAUGACGGCAGGUCUCCUAUCCUGGGCUACAUGGUGGAGAAACGUGAGGCCACUGAACUGACCUGGGCUAAGGUCAACCGCCGGCCGGUCAUUGACAGGACCAUCAAGGCUCUUCAGCUGACAGAGGGCUCUGAGUAUGAGUUCAGAGUUAUCGCUCUUAACAAGGCCGGUUUGGGCAAACCUAGCGAUGCAUCCAACGCUGCACUGGCUGUCGAUCCUGUCUAUCCUCCCGGACCACCUGCCUUCCCCAAGGUAGUAGACUCCACUAAGAGCUCCAUCAGCCUUAGGUGGACCAAACCUGCAUAUGACGGUGGCUGUGAAAUCAUUGGCUACUUGGUGGAAUGCAAGCGAGCGGACUCUGAGAACUGGACCAAAUGCAACGUCCCUAAAAAGCUCCAGGCCACUAAAUUCCUGAUGACUGGUCUGAUGGAAGACACUGAGUACCAGUUCAGAGUCUAUGCCGUCAACAAGAUAGGCUACAGUGAGCCAAGUGAAGUCCCUGAAAACCACAUGCCCAAGGAAAUCCUGAUCGCUCCUGAAGCUGAGCUGGACGCUGACCUGAGGAAGACUCUGGUUCUUCGUGCUGGUGUCACCAUGAGGCUCUAUGUCCCACUGAGAGGACGCCCGCCACCAAAGGUGACGUGGUCGAAGGUUGACGCUAACCUGAAGGAGAGGCAGGGUCUUCUGAUCAAGACAUCAGACUGGGACACGCUGUUGAUGAUCGAGGGCGUUAACAGAUACGAUGCUGGCAAAUAUGUCCUGACACUGGAGAACAGCAGCGGCACCAAGAGCUACACAAUUGUGGUCAAGGUCCUUGAUACUCCUGGACCACCUGUGAACCUCAUCGUGAAGGAGACUUCAAAGAGCCACGCCUGGAUCACCUGGGAGCCACCGCUGAUCGACGGUGGCAGCCUAGUGAAGAACUACAUCGUCGAGAAACAUCUGGCAGAGAGGAAGGCCUGGACCUGCGUGUCGACCAAGUGCCACAAGACCUCCUUCAGGAUCACCAACCUGGAGGCGGGACAGGCCUACUGUUUCCGAGUCCUGGCAGAAAAUGCAUAUGGCAUAGGAGAAGGCUGUGAGACCCCCGGCAGUGUCAGAGCCUCAGAGCAACCUGGUCCAGUGAUGGACUUCAAAGCUCUGAAGACCACCAAGAACUCAAUCACCUUGGGCUGGAAGAAGCCCUUCAGUGAUGGUGGAAGCUUCAUUACUGGUUACAUCCUAGAGCAGAGUGAAGGUCAGGACAAGUGGAGGCAAAUCAUGAAGGGCAGGACCACCUCACACACCAUUGGUGAGCUGACUGAAGGCAAGGAGUACUUGUUCAAUGUCAAGGCACUCAACGAGUCCGGGGAGGGGCCACCCACCGAGCUUACUGUUGUUGCCAAGGACCAGUUUGUGCUCCCUGACUGCAACCUGAGCAAUAUUCCUGAUGGCUGCGUCGUGGUAAAGGAGGGCAGCACCAAACGUGUUAACGUCCCCCUCAUUGGAAUCCCCUACCCCAUUGCCUCCUGGAAGAAGGGUGAAACAGUAGUUGGAGACACUGGUCGAAUGUGUGUGGAGACAUCUGAGGGUGUCACCACCCUGCUGAUCAGAGACUGCCACAGAGGAGAUGCCGACACCUACACCAUCAACGUCAAGAACAACGCCGGCUCCAAGGACUGCAAGUUACAAGUGAAGGUAGUCGGCAAACCAGGCAUCUGCACUGGACCAAUUACAUUUGACGAGAUCACUGCUGAUGGCAUCACUCUCGAGUGGGGAGAACCCAAAGAUGAUGGUGGUGCUGAAGUGUCUAACUACAUCGUAGAGAAGAGGAAGACCACAGACAACAAGUGGGCCACGGUGGCUUCAGCCCUCCAAAAAACCACAAUGAGAGUGAUCAGGCUUCAUGAUGGAGAAGAGUACGUGUUUAGAGUGUUUGCCGAGAACAAAUAUGGAGUUGGAGAGUAUCUUAGGUCCGACCCGGUCAUCGCCCAGCACCCAUUCAACGUGCCAGAGGCACCAGCUGCUCCAGAAAUCAUGAGCAUUCGUCAUGAGUCUGCCAUCCUGACAUGGGCUGAUCCACUUGACAAUGGUGGCUCCCCAAUCACUGGUUAUCAUGUGGAGUUUAAGGAGAGGAACAGUCUAAUGUGGAAACGGGCCACUAAGACUCCUAUAAGACUGAAGGAGUGCAGAGUCACAGGCCUGAUAGAGGGACUAGAGUACGAGUUCAGAGUAAUGGCCAUGAAUGUGGCCGGCCUUGGAAAGGCAAGCAGAGCCACUGAGGCUGUGGUCGCCUUGGAUCCUAUUGAUCCUCCCGGCAAACCAGAAGUGAUUAACGUCACCAGGAACACAGUCACUCUGAUGUGGACAGCUCCCAAAUAUGACGGUGGCUACAAGCUGAUUGGCUACAUGGUGGAGAAGCUGGAGUCUGGUGGCAAGACCUGGAUGAAGGCCAAUCACAUCAAUGUUCAGAGCUGUGCCUUCACAGUCCCCGAUCUGACUGAGGGAUCUCAGUAUCAAUUCAGGAUCAGGGCCAAGAAUGGAGCUGGUGCUGUCAGCGUCCCCUCAGAGUCCACUGACCUUCUGACCUGCAAGGACGAGUAUGAACCCCCAUCCAUCACUAUUGACCCUGACAUGAAGGAUGGCGUAUCAGUCCGGGCUGGAGACACCAUUGUUGUCGUCGCCUCCAAGAUUAUGGGAAAACCUCCGCCUAUUUCUGUGUGGUCUAAGGGUGGCCGUGAAAUCAAAAACUCCGACAUUGUAACUAUUAGCAGCACACCCAGCUCCUCUACUCUGUCCCUGAAGUACGCUAGCAGGAAGAACACUGGAGAGUACACCAUCACUGCCAGCAAUCCAUUUGGCAUUAAAGAAGAACACGUGAAGGUCAAGGUCUUGGAUGUGCCAGGACCUCCAGGCCCCAUUGAGGCCAGCAACGUCUCAGCCGAGAAGUGUACUCUGACCUGGCUGCCACCAGAGGAGGACGGAGGCUGCGCUAUCAAGUCCUACAUCCUUGAGAAGAGAGAGACCAGUCGCCUGCAGUGGACCAAGCUUUCAGAAAACAUCAUGGACUGCAGAUACAUAGCCAGCAAACUGAUCAAGGGCAAUGAGUACAUCUUCAGAGUGUCUGCUGUGAACCAGUACGGCAUUGGAGACCCAAGCCAGUCUGGUCCAGUCAAAAUGGUUGACAGUUACAGCCCACCAGGCCCACCGUCAAUGCCCCAGAUUGAUAACGUGAGCAGGACCGCUGUCACCAUUUCAUGGAAGAGACCAGCACGGGAUGGUGGAAGUGACAUCAGUGGAUAUUGUGUAGAGAGGAAAGAGAGGAGAGGAAUGAGAUGGGUGAGAGCCAGUAAGAGGACUGUCCCUGACCUGCGCUUUAAGGUGCAAGGCCUCAGCGAGGGAGUUGAGUAUGAGUUUAGAGUCACAGCUGAGAACAAAGCUGGAUUUGGCGAGCCAAGUGAACCGUCAUGCCCUGUGCUGACCAAGGACAUUGUUUAUCCACCUGGUCCUCCUUCCAAUCCCCACAUUACUGACACUACAAAAACUUCAGCUACCUUCACCUGGGGCCGACCCCAUUAUGAUGGAGGUCUGGAAGUAGAUGGAUAUAUUGUUGAGUACAAGAAGGAAGGCCAUGAUGACUGGGAGACAGAAACACAGUACCCAUGGAAGUCCACUGAAUAUGUUAUUGCUAAACUUCAAAAAGGUGGCAAAUACCACUUCAGGGUCAGUGCUGUAAACUCUGAGGGAGUUGGCGAGCCUGCAGAGGUUGAGAAAGUGAUUGAACUUGUGGACCAGGAGACACUGCCAGACUUUGAGCUUGAUGCUGAACUCAGGAGAACCCUCGUGGUCAGGGCCCGUGCUUCAAUUCGUAUGUUUGUUCCCAUCAGGGGCCGCCCUGCUCCUGAAGUAACAUGGAGCAAAGAUGACUCCAACCUGAAAUUACGAGCAAACAUUGGCAGCACAGAGUCUUACACCCUGCUGGUUAUUCCCGAGUGCACCAGAUACGAUGCUGGAAAGUAUAACCUCUGUCUGGCGAAUGUUGCAGGAAAGAAAACAGGGUUCGUUAAUGUGAAGGUUUUGGACACACCAGGACCACCACUCAAUCUCAAACCUAGAGAAAUCACUAAGAACAGCAUCACUCUGCAGUGGGAAAUUCCCAUAAUUGACGGUGGCUCAAAGAUUCAUAACUACAUUAUUGAAAAGAGGAAGGCCACCAAAAAGGCCUACACAGUGCUGAGCACCACAUGGCAGAAGUGUUCCUUCAAAUUUGCAGACCUUGAGGAAGGAGCUUACUACUACUUCCGUGUCUCUGCUGAGAAUGACCUGGGUGUAGGUGAGUCAGCUGAAACCUCAGAGCCAAUCAGGGUUUCCCAGGCCCCCUCAGCACCAGAGAACUUGUAUGUCACAGAUGUGACGGCUGACAGUGCCAGCCUUGCAUGGGUCAAGCCACUGCAUGAUGGUGGAAGCUUGAUCACUGGAUAUGUUAUUGAGGCUCAGAAGAAGGGUUCUGACCUGUGGGUUCAUGUGGCCACAAUUAAAGCACUGGACUACACCGUGACAGAUCUGACUGAAGGGGCGGAGUACACCUUCCGCAUAAUGGCUGUCAAUGCAUCAGGUAGGAGUGACCCACGUGAAAGCAGGCCGGCUAUCAUCAAAGAGCAGACCUCCGCUCCUUCCUUUGACCUGCGUGGAGUCUACCAGAAGACAGUCAUUGCUAAGGCAGGGGACCGGGUUAAGGUGGAAAUUCCAGUGCUUGGCAAACCCAGACCCAUGGUGUCCUGGAAGAAGGGAGACACUGCCCUCAAGGAGACGCAAAGAAUUAACACUGAAGUCACAGCAACGUCAACUAUCCUCAACAUCAAUGAGAUCAAGAGGACUGAUGGAGGUCAAUUUUCAAUCACUGGAAAGAACAUGCUGGGUACAGUGACAGAGACAAUCACUGUCCUAGUCCAUGAUAUUCCUGGUCCUCCCACUGGUCCUAUUAAGCUGGAGGAGGUCUCAUGUGAUUAUGUUCUGAUGUCCUGGGAGCCACCAGAGAAUGAUGGAGGCGUUCCUAUCAACAACUACAUUGUUGAGAUGCGGGAGACUACAGGUACUUCAUGGGUGGAGUUGGCAGCCACUGUGAUCCGCACCACAUUUAAGGCAGCAAAGCUCAACACUGGAACCCAGUAUCAGUUCCGUGUCAAAGCCCAGAACAGAUAUGGUGUUGGACCAAGCAUCAUCUCUGAGUCGGUGAUCGCUGCCUAUCCAUUUGAUGUGCCAGGCCAGCCAGGCACUCCUGUGGUCACGUCCUUCAACAAGGAUGCUAUGACUGUGAGUUGGAAUGAGCCAUCCUCCGAUGGAGGCAAUCCUAUUCUGGGAUAUCAUGUCGAAAGGAAAGAGAGAAACAGCAUUCUGUGGCAGAAGAUCAGCAAAGCUCUGGUUAUUGGAAAUAUCUUCAAAUCAACAGGACUUGUUGACGGAAUAGAGUAUGAACAUCGUGUUACGGCUGAAAACAUGGCUGGUCUCAGCAAACCAAGCAAACCAUCAGAGCCUUUGUAUGCAUUGGACCCAGUCGACCCACCAGGCAGACCUGUAGCACUUAACAUCACCAGACAUGAGGUGACAGUGUCCUGGACCAAACCAGAGGGAGACGGCGGCUUUUCCAUCACUGGAUACACAGUGGAGAGGAGAGAGAUGCCCAAUGGACGCUGGCUCAAAGCAAACUUUAACAAUAUUCUUGAAACCAUUUAUACAGUGAGUGGUCUGAUUGAAGACUCAACUUAUGAAUUCCGUGUGCUAGCUAGGAACUCAGCUGGUGCUGUUAGUGCUCCAUCCCUGGCAUCAGAGGCAAUCACCUGCAGAGACGACAUUGAAGAACCCAAGCUUGAUGUUGAUGCUUCUUAUAGCAGUACUGUUGUUGUCAUGGCAGGAGAGAUAUUUAAGCUGGAGGCUAAUGUUAUUGGCAGACCAAUCCCAUCUGUGGUAUGGACCAAGGAAGGAAAGGAGCUGGAGGAUACAGGCAAGUUAGAAAUAAAGUCAUCUGACUUCCACACAACUCUGAUUAAUAAAGACACCCUGAGAAGAGACGGUGGUGCUUUUACUCUGACUGCCAGCAAUCCUGGUGGUUUUGCCAAGUUCACAUUCAAUAUAAAGGUGCUCGACAGACCUGGACCACCAGACUCUCUCACUGUAACUGAUGUCACUGCUGAGAAAUGUAUUCUCAACUGGCUGCAUCCAACACAUGAUGGUGGUGCCAAGAUUGAGUACUUUAUCAUUCAGAAGCGCGAGACCAGUAGGUUGGCAUGGACAAAUGUGGCAACAGACCUUCAAGCCAAUAGAUUCAAGGUCACCAAACUUUUGAAGGGCAAUGAAUACAUUUUCAGAGUCAUGGCUGUCAACAAGUAUGGUGUUGGUGAACCCCUAGAGUCUGAAGCUGUCAUGUGUGCCAACCCCUAUGUUCCCAGUGAUGCGCCACAGCAGCCUGAAGUUACCAUUAUUACCAAAGACUCAAUGGUUGUCUGUUGGGAGCGCCCUGAACAUGAUGGAGGUAGCAGAAUAAAUACCUACAUCAUUGAAAGAAGGGAUAAAACUGGUCUCCGUUGGGUGAAGUGCAACAAGAGGACUGUAACUGACCUGCGAUUCAAAGCCUCUGGCCUCACACCAGGACAUGAAUAUGAAUUCAGAAUUUUUGCUGAGAACAAUGCUGGUUUAAGCCAACCUAGUCCUUCCAGUCCAUUCUACAAAGCUAUAGACACUAUCUUCCAGCCUGGACCUCCAGGGAACCCCAGAGUGCUGGACACAACCAAGACAUCGAUUACCCUUGCCUGGAAUAAGCCUGUCUAUGAUGGUGGUUCUGAAAUCACUGGCUACAUUGUAGAGACUUGUCUGCCCGAGGAGGAUGAAUGGACAAUUCAAACUCCCAAGAAGGGAUGGACAGCCACUUCCUUCACCAUCACCAACUUGAAGGAAAACCAAGAGUACAAGAUUAACAUCUGUGCCACGAAUUGUGAAGGAGUAGGAGAACCUGCUGCUGUUCCUGGAACCCCCAAGGCUGAGGACAGACUGCUUCCUCCAGAGAUUGAGCUUGGAGCAGAGCUACGUAAGGUGGUCAGCAUCAGAGCCUGUAGCACACUGAGACUCUUUGUUCCCAUAAAGGGUAGACCGGCACCUGAAGUAAAAUGGUCAAGAGAACAUGGAGAAUCCCUGGACAAAGCUAACAUUGAAAUCACCUCAUCAUUCACCACUCUCCAGGUUGACAACGUUGACCGGUUUGAUGGAGGAAAAUACAUGGUGACCGUGGAGAAUGCUUCAGGAAGCAAGACUGCCUUUGUUAAUGUCAGGGUUCUGGAUACUCCUGGAGCACCCCAGAAUCUGGCUAUCAAGGAGGUCACUAGAGAUUCAGUGUAUCUUGUUUGGGAUGCACCACUCAUAGAUGGUGGCUCCAGGGUCCGCAGCUACAUUGUGGAGAAGCGUGAGUCAACAAGAAAGGCCUACUCUACUGUCUGUGCAAGCUGCCACAAGUCAAGUUGGAAAGUUGGAGACCUAGAUGAAGGAAAGCUGUACUUCUUUAGAAUUCUGGCUGAGAAUGAAUUCGGUAUUGGUCUCCCAGUAGAGACUGUUGAACCAGUUAAAGCAUCAGAGAAGCCGCUACCACCAGGCAAAGUGUCCCUUCGUGAAGUCACAAGCAAAAGUGUCACACUAACUUGGGAAAAGCCUGACCAUGAUGGCGGUAGUAGAAUCACAGGAUAUAUUGUUGAAAUGCAAGCUAAAGAUGGGGAGAAGUGGACCCAGGUUAUGGUGGUAAAGACCAAUGAGGCACAUGUAACUGGUCUCACACAGGGAGAGGAGUACAUGUUCCGCAUCUCAGCUGCCAAUGAAAAGGGUGUUAGUGACCCACGUCCCCUCAGUAUGCCUGUGGUGGCAAAAGAUCUUGUCAUUCCACCAACAUUCAAACUGAUUUUUGCAACAUACAGUGUGAUGGCAGGAGAUGAUCUGAAAAUUGAUGUACCAUAUGCAGCCUGUCCCAAGGCUACAGCAACUUGGCUCAAGGAUGGUGUUGCUCUCAAAGAGACAACAAGAGUAAAUGCUGAAGCCACAGAUAAAAACCUUUUCCUGGUCGUUAAGGAAGCUUGCAGAGAUGAUGUGGGCACAUACACUAUUAAAUUAAUCAACACAGCUGGAGAGGCAUCCACAGACAUCAGUGUGCUUGUUCUAGAUAAACCUGGUCCUCCCACUGGCCCAAUUAAGUUGGAUGAUGUCACUGCUGACAGUGUGGUCUUGUCCUGGAAUCAACCAGAAUACGAUGGUGGUUGCUCCAUCAAUAAUUAUAUUGUUGAGAAGAGGGACACAUCUACCACCAACUGGCAGAUUGUGUCAGCUACAGUGGCCAGAACCACUAUCAAGGCUACCCGUCUGAAGACAGGAUUUGAGUACCAGUUUAGAAUUGCUGCAGAAAAUAGAUAUGGCAAGUCAUCUGCCCUACUAUCUGAAAACAUUGUUGCUCAAUAUCCAUUUGAGGUGCCAAGCCAUCCUCGUUCUGUUGAGGUCCAGUCAGCUACCAAGGAAAGCAUGGUGGUCGUAUGGGACAAACCCAGCAAUGAUGGUGGAAGUAAAAUUCUCGGGUAUCACUUAGAACUGAAAGAGCGAAACAGCUUACUGUGGGUAAAGCAAAACAAACAACUCAUCCCAGAGACUAGAUUCAAGGUUCAAGGCCUUGAGGAGGCCAUUGAAUAUGAGUUCAGAGUCUAUGCUGAAAAUAUUGUCGGCCUCAGCAAACCUAGCAAAGCGAGUGAAAUGCAAGUGGCCAGAGAUCCUUGUGGCAUACCAGGAAAACCUGAGGCUGUCAUUGUAACAAGAAACCAAGUGACACUUAGAUGGGCCAAACCUGUGUAUGAUGGUGGCAUCAAGAUCAUUGGUUAUGCGGUUGAGAAGAAGGAGGCAGCAGGGCGCUGGAUGAAGGCCAGUUUCACCAACAUCCUUAGUACUGACUUUGUUGUUACGGGAUUAACUGAAGAUCAGAUAUAUGAGUUCCGUGUCAUUGCAAAGAAUGCAGCAGGUGUCUUCAGUCUCCCAUCUGACUCCACUGGAGCCAUCACUGCAAAGGAUGAGGUAGAUCCACCCCAGAUUGACUUGGAUGCUAAGUACUCUCAGGUUGUGGUGGUAAAUGCUGGAGAGACAUUCCAGAUUGAGGCUGGUGUGUCUGGUAAACCCGUGCCUACAGUACACUGGCGAAAGGAGGGUCAGGAGAUUUCUGAAGCAGCUCGUCUAGAGAUCAAGAACACCGACUUCACAGCUUGUAUUGUUGUAAAAGAAGCCAUUCGUGUCGAUGGAGGUCAGUACACAUUGCUUGUAAAGAAUGUUGGAGGAGAGAAAUCUGUUAACAUUAAUGUCAAGGUCCUGGACAGACCAGGUCCUCCUGAAGGUCCUGUAUCCAUCUAUGGGGUCACUAAAGAGAAAUGCUCCAUUUCCUGGAAACCACCCUUGCAAGAUGGAGGUAGUGAUGUGUCUCAUUACAUUGUUGAGAGGAGGGAGACCAGCAGACUGGUUUGGACUGUAGUUGAACCAAAAGUUCAGACACUGAGCCUAAAGGUCACCAAACUUCUGCCUGAUAAUGAAUACAUCUUCAGAGUGAUUCCAGUCAAUAAGUACGGAGUUGGUGAGCCUCUUGAAUCUGAGCCAAUGAUUGCCAGGAAUCCAUUUGUCACUCCCAACCCACCAACAGAGGUAGAAAUCACCACAGUCACCAAAGAUUCCAUGGUGGUGACCUGGGAGAGACCAACUACUGAUGGUGGCAGUCCCAUCCAGGGAUACAUUGUUGAGAAACGUGACAAAGAUGGUGUGAGAUGGACCAGGUGCAACAAGAGAACAGUGAGUGAGCUCCGCUUUAGAGUGACAGGCCUCAUGGAAAAUCACAGCUAUGAAUUCAGAGUUGCUGCUGAAAAUGCUGGAGGUGUUGGUACUCCGAGUGAACCUACAGUUUACUACAAAGCACGGGACCCUAUCUUCAAACCAGGUCCACCAAAUAAUCCCAAAGUGGUUGACACAUCUAGGUCCACUGUUUCACUGACAUGGGGCAAGCCCAUCUAUGACGGCGGAUGUGAGAUUCAAGCUUACAUUGUGGAGGCCUGCAAUGGGGCAUCAGAUGAGUGGUUUAUGUGCACUCCACCUACUGGUAUCACAGAUACAAUGUUCACAGUGAAAAAGCUUCUGGAGAAGCAUGAGUACCAGUUCAGAGUGUGUGCUAUCAACAAAGUUGGUAUCGGUGAGCAUGCUGAUAUUCCUGGAAAAAUUCUUCUGGAGGAAAAACUUGAGGCUCCUGAUCUUGACCUGGAUGCUGACAUGAGAAAGAUGAUCAACAUUCGGGCAGCAAGCACUCUCAGGCUGUUUGUUCCUGUUAGAGGUCGUCCAGCCCCUGAGUUGAAAUGGGGUAAGACUGAGGGUGAAAUUAAUGAGCUUGCCCAGAUUGACAAUACUGGCAGUUAUGCUUCACUUGUCAUUGAGAAUGUUGACAGAUUUGACAGUGGCAAGUACACCCUGACUGCAGAGAAUGCCAGUGGAGUGAAGUCAGUCUUCAUCAGUGUCAGGGUGAUGGACACACCUAGUCCACCAACUAACUUAAUAGUGAAAGAGAUUACCAAGAAUUCUGUCUCACUUACAUGGGAGCCUCCACUUCUGGAUGGUGGUGCAAAGAUUAAGCACUAUAUUGUUGAGAAGCGUGAGAGCACCAGGAAGGUUUACUCUCCCGUCACCACCUGCAAUAAGAUGUCAUGGAAAAUUGAGCCACUUCCAGAGGGUGGAAUCUACUUCUUCAGAGUCCUAGCUGAGAAUGAAUAUGGUAUUGGUCUCCAAGCUAAAACUCCAGAACCAAUUAAGAUUUCUGAGAAGCCUCAACCACCUGGAAAAGUCAGUAUUGUUGAUGUUACUAGUAGCACUGUAAAUCUCUCCUGGGAAAAGCCCCAACAUGAUGGAGGCAGUAGGAUCAGUCAUUAUGACGUUGAACUGGCACCUAAGGACAGUGAAGUUUGGUCGUUAUGUGCGAGUGUAAAGGCCCUGGAGACUGUUGUGACAAACCUACUCAAGGGUGAGGAAUAUAAUUUCAGAGUUGUUGCUGUAAAUGACAAGGGCAAAAGUGACCCAAGACAACUGGCUCAACCAGUUGUAGCAAAAGAUCUUGUGAUUGAGCCUGCUGUUAGACCCAAACUCAGUACCUACCAUGUCCAGGUGGGGUACGACCUCAAAAUAGAGGUCCCAGUUGCUGGUCAUCCAAAGCCGACCAUCACCUGGACCAAGGAUGGUGCUGCUCUUAAGCAGACUACCAGAGUCAAUGUUACUGACUCAGGAAAUUGUACCACCCUCACCAUAAAGGAUGCCACUAAAGAGAAUGGAGGCAUGUACAGCAUCAAUGUCUCCAAUACUCUGGGUUCGAAAGAUGUUUCAAUUGAGGUGAUCACCUUGGACAAACCAGGCCCACCAACUGGACCGAUCAAGUUUGAGGACAUCAGUGCUGAGAGUAUCACCCUAAACUGGGAACCUCCUACAUAUACAGGUGGCUGCCCACUCUCAAAUUAUGUGGUGGAAAAGAGGGACACUACUACAACCAACUGGGUGGUUGUAUCUGCCACUGUGGCCAGAACCACUCUUAAAGUGGCCAAUCUGAAGACAGGAGCAGAAUAUCAGUUCAGAAUUUAUGCCGAGAAUAGAUACGGAAAGAGUUAUGCAAUUGAUUCAGAGCCUAUUCUGGCACAGUAUCCAUUCCAAGAGCCUGGCCCUCCAGGAACACCAUUUGUGUCUUCAUACUCUAAAGACUAUAUGGUGGUUGAGUGGCACAAACCCCCGUCUGAUGGAGGCAGUGCUAUCCUGGGCUAUCAUCUGGAGAGGAAAGAGAAAAACAGUAUUCUAUGGACCAAGAUCAAUAAAAUGCUCAUCCAAGAUUGCAGGUUUAAAUCUACUCCUCUUGAGGAAGGUAUUGAGUAUGAGUACAGAGUAUAUGCAGAGAACAUUGUUGGCAUUGGAAAAUGCAGCAAAGUUUCUGAAGUCUAUGUAGCCCGUGACCCAUGUGAUCCUCCUGGUCACCCUGAGGCACUGAUUGUGACCAGACACUCAGUGAAACUGAGAUGGACUCCUCCAGUGUAUGAUGGGGGCAGUUUAGUUACUGGCUAUUUGGUGGAGAAACGUGACCUUCCUGAAGGAAAGUGGAUGAAGGCUAGCUUUGCAAACAUCAUUGAACAUGAAUUUACAAUUACUGGCCUGACAGAAGAGUGUAAAUACGACUUCAGAGUAAUAGCGAGGAAUGCAGCCGGAGCUGUCAGCAAGCCAUCUGAGUCCACAGGAUCCAUCACAGCUAAGGAUGAAGUUGACACACCAAAGUGUGAGACAGAUCCUAAAUAUAACCAGACGAUUGUUGUCAAUGCUGGAGAGACCUUCACUCUGGAGGCAACUGUGGAAGGGAAGCCCAUUCCUACAGCUCAGUGGUUCAAAGGAACCACUGAAGUUGAAAACUCUGCAAGGGCUGAGAUUAAAAACACUGACUUUCAGGCUUUGCUAGUUGUGAAGGAUGCCAUCAGAGUGGAUGGUGGGCAGUACACUCUGGUUCUGACUAAUGUUGCUGGAACUAAGACUAUCCCAUUCAGUGUGAAGGUACUGGACAGACCAGGCCCCUCAGAGGGACCUCUUAAAAUCAGCAAUGUCACUGAGGAAAAGUGCUCACUAUCAUGGCUGCCACCCAGACAUGAUGGAGGAGCUAGCAUUUCUCACUACGUCAUUCAGAAGCGGGAAACCAGCCGCCUGGCUUGGACUGUGGUCUCCGGUGACUGUGUAGCUACUAUGAUCAAGGUUACCAAACUUUUGAAGGGUAAUGAAUACAUCUUCAGAGUGAUGGCAGUCAACAAAUAUGGUGAGGGUGAGCCUCUCGAGUCAGAGCCAGUCAUCAUGAGAAAUCCAUUUGUUCCUCCUGGCUCACCUCAGGAGCUUGAGAUCACUAACAUAACCAGGGAUUCCAUGACUGUCUGCUGGAACCGCCCUGAGAGCACAGGAGGCAGCGAGAUUGUUGGUUACAUCAUUGAGAAAAGAGACAGAGCUGGAGUAAGGUGGACCAAGUGCAACAAACGCAGAGUGACAGACUUGCGGUUCAGAGUAACAGGGUUAACUGAAGAUCAUGAAUAUGAAUUCAGAGUGUCUGCUGAAAAUGCUGCUGGAGUGGGUCAGCCAAGCCCAGCUACCCUUUACACAAAGGCCUGUGAUCCUACAUUUGAACCAGGCUGCCCCACCAAUGCUCAUGUGGUGGACACAACUAAAAACGCCAUCACUCUGGCCUGGCAUAGGCCUUUUUAUGAUGGUGGUUGUGAGAUUCAAGGCUACUCAGUUGAAAUUACCAAGGCUGAUGAAGAGGAAUGGACCAUUUGCACACCACCCUUUGGAGUAAAUGCUACCAAGUUUACAAUUACCAAAUUGAUAGAGCACCAGGAAUACAAGGUGCGCAUCUGUGCCAUCAAUAAGCUUGGUGUUGGUGAGCCCACCGAGGUCCCGGGAGUUGUGAAGCCUUUGGAUAAGAUUGAUCCACCAGAGAUGAUUCUAAAUUCAGAACUCAGAAAGGGAAUAGUUGUCCGUGCAGGUGGCUCUAUGAGAAUCUGCAUUCCAUUUAAAGGCCGUCCUACUCCUGAGAUCAGCUGGGCCAAGGAGGAUUGUGAAUUGCCUAGUAAAGUUCAGACAGAGUCCGGGGAGGAUUACACACAGCUCUCCAUUGACAUCUGUGACAAGUAUGAUGCUGGAAAAUAUAUAGUAAAGAUGGAAAAUGCCGCAGGCAGCAAAUCAGCCUUUGUCUCUGUUAAGGUCCUGGACACCCCUGGAGCCCCUCAGAAUUUAAUGGUGAAAGACAUCAAGAGAGAAAGUGUUACCUUGACCUGGGAGCCUCCCCUUAUAGAUGGUGGUUCAAGAAUCAAGAAUUACCUGGUUGAAAAGCGCGAGUCCACCAGGAAUGUUUAUUCUAAUGUUGAUAACAAGUGCACAAAGACAAGUUAUCGUAUCACUGGCCUCAGUGAAGGAGUUAUCUACUAUUUCAGAGUCUUGGCUGAGAAUGAAUUUGGUGUGGGACAAGCAGUUGAGACAGAGGAUUCAGUUAGGACAUCUGAGCCUCCUCUGUCCGUAGGUAAAGUCACUUUGACUGAUGUUACCAAAAAAACUGCCACACUCUCUUGGGAGAAGCCAGACCAUGAUGGAGGCAGCAGGAUCCUCGGCUACUACAUUGAGAUGCAGCCUAUGGGUGAAGAGGAAUGGGUGGUAGCCACUACAUCCAAAACAUGUGAGGGUACUGUCUCAGGCCUCAGUGCAGGUCAUGAGUACCUGUUCAGAGUAACAGCUUUCAAUGAAAAGGGCAAGAGUGACCCCAGGCCUUUGGCUACACCAGUCACUGCUAAAGAUAUAACUAUCCUGCCCAGAUUCAAGAUUGCAAGCGACACCUACAGUUUACAGAAUGGUGAGGAUCUAAAGAUUGAGAUUCCAGUUAUAGGACGCCCUAUUCCAAAGAUUGAAUGGAAAAAGGAUGGUCAUGUCCUCAAGGAGACAACCAGACUAAAUGUGUCUAGUACACCAUCAUCUACUAAGCUGUGCAUAAAAGAUGCAAAUAAAGAAGACUCUGGUAAAUACACUAUCACAGCCACCAGCAGUGUUGGAACAGCUACAGAGGAGAUCACUGUUAUAAUUCUUGAUAAGCCUGGUCCACCAACCGGCCCUGUGAAAAUUGAAGAGGUGAGCUCUAAUUAUGUCACACUCUCCUGGGAACCACCAGCGUACACUGGAGGCUGUCAGAUCAACAACUACAUUGUGGAAAAAAGAGACACUACCACAACAACAUGGCAAAUUGUGUCUGCUACUAUUGCCAGAACAACCAUCAAAGUCACCAAUUUAAAGACUGGAGUUGAGUAUCAAUUCAGAGUGUUUGCUGAGAAUAGGUAUGGAAAGAGUUCUGCUAUCCUCUCCCCUAACAUCGUUGCUCAGUAUCCAUUCAGUGAGCCUUCUGCCCCUGGAAUGCCAGUCAUUUCUGCUGUAACCAAGGAUAAUAUGGUUGUUGAGUGGAAGCUUCCCAACAACAAUGGAGGCAGCCCCAUCCUAGGUUAUCACCUUGAGAGGAAGGAGAAGAACAGCCUCCUGUGGACAAAACUCAACAAGCUUCUAAUCCCUGACACACGUUUCAGGACUAUAGAGUUGGAGGAAGGUAUUGAGUAUGAAUUCCGAGUUUAUGCAGAGAACAUUGCCGGAGUCAGCCCAGCUAGCAAAGUCUCUGAGAGCACAGUUGCCAGGGACCCCUGCGACCCACCUGGCCCUCCAGAGGCUAUUGAGAUAACCAGAAACCAUGUGACACUCCAGUGGACCAGGCCUCAGUAUGAUGGAGGCAGCGUUAUCACUGGCUAUGUGAUUGAGAGGAAGAAGCACCCUGAUACCCGAUGGAUGAAGGCCAGCUUCACCAACAUCCUUGACACCCAAUUCACAAUCACUGGCCUAACUGAGGAUUGUGUGUAUGAGUUCAGAAUCAUCGCCAGGAAUGCUGCUGGCAUCUUGAGCCGUCCUUCUCAGGGUACAGGACAAAUCACUGCUAAAGAUGAAAUUGAGGCUCCAGGAGCCACCCUGGAUUCAAAGUUCAAGGAUCUGACUGUUGUUCAUGCUGGUGAAACAUUUGCCAUUGAUGCUGACUACACAGGCAAGCCCCUACCUGAAGUAAUCUGGUUAAAGGAUGGAAAGGAGAUUGACAGUGCCACACCAAGAAUGGAGGUCAAGACCACAAUGACACGUACCAUUCUGACAGCCAAGGAUUGCAUCAGAGUUGAUGGUGGCCACUUUGUCCUCAAACUUGUCAAUGUGGGAGGAAUUAAGAUGGUUCCAGUUAAUGUCAAAGUUCUGGAUAGACCUGGUCCUCCAGAUGGCCCAUUAGAAGUCAAAGGGGUCACUGCAGAGAAAUGUUAUCUUCAUUGGAACCAUCCUUCACAUGAUGGUGGAGCAGGCAUCUCCCACUACAUCAUUGAAAAGAGAGAGACCAGUCGUUUGUCAUGGACCAUGGUGGAGCCCAAGAUCCAGGCCAUCAGCUACAAAAUCACAAAACUGCUGCCUGGCAAUGAAUACAUCUUCAGAGUCACUGCUGUGAAUAAAUAUGGUGUUGGUGAGCCUUUGGAAUCUGAACCUGUUAUUGCUCGUAACCCCUUCACCACUCCUAGUGCUCCCUCCACCCCAGAGGCCAGUGCUGUCACUCGUGACUCUAUUGUGCUUACCUGGGAGAGACCAGAGGAUAAUGGAGGGGCUGAGAUUGAAGGGUAUGUCCUUGAAAAACGUGAUAAAGAUGGCAUCAGAUGGACAAAGUGCAACAAGAAGAGAUUGUCUGACCUGAGAUUUAGAUGCUCUGGCCUCACAGAAGGUCACUCCUAUGAAUUCAGGAUCUCAGCUGAAAAUGCUGCUGGUGUGGGAAAACCAAGUGCGCCAAGUGAAUACAUCAAGGCCUGUGAUGCAAUUUAUCCACCAGGACCUCCAAAUAACCCGAAAGUUACAGACCAUUCGAGCACCACAGUCUCCCUGUCCUGGUCCAGGCCAAUCUAUGAUGGUGGAGCAGAGGUCAGUGGAUACAUUGUUGAAAUGAAAGAAGCAGCAGAUGAUGAGUGGGUCAUUUGCACACCACACAUUGGUGUCCAGGCUACUCAUUAUACUGUAAAGAAACUGAAGGAGAAUGCAGAGUACAACUUCCGCAUCUGUGCUAUGAACUGUGAGGGAGUAGGGGAGCCCGUUGACCUACCUGUGUCUGUGGUGGCUGCAGAGAAGCUGGAAGCUCCUGAAAUAGAACUUGAUGCUGACCUUAGAAAGAUGGUCAAUGUUCGUGCCACUGCCACCCUACGUCUGUUUGUGCUGAUCAAGGGCAAGCCUGAGCCUGAGGUCAAAUGGUCAAAGUCUGAUGGCACUUUGAAUGAACGUACCCAGAUUGAAGUCACAAGCUCUUACACAAUGUUGGUGAUUGAGAAUGUUGACAGAUUUGACACUGGCAAAUAUGUCCUCACACUUGAGAACCUCAGUGGGUCUAAGUCAGCUUUCAUCAAUGUUAGAGUUCUUGACUCGCCUAGUGCUCCUACCAACCUACAGGUCAAGGACGUAAAGAGAAAUUCUGUCUCUAUCUCCUGGGAGCCUCCUUUGAUUGAUGGUGGGGCUAAAAUAUCUCAUUACAUUGUUGAGAAGAGAGAGCAGAAGAGGAUGGCUUUCGCCAGUGUUUGCACCAACUGUGUGAGGAACUCUUACCUGAUUUCUGACCUACAAGAGGGAGGCCGUUACUAUUUCCGUGUGUUGGCUGUUAACGAGCAUGGAGUAGGUCUGCCUGCCUUCACAGAGCAAGUCAAAGUCUCUGAAGCUCCUUUGCCUCCUGGUAAGAUUGCCCUGGUUGACGUGACCCGUCAUACUGUCACCCUUUCAUGGGAGAAACCUGAUCACGAUGGAGGCAGCAAGAUUACCAACUAUAUUGUGGAGAUGCAGCCUAAGGGAGAUGAUAAAUGGACCAUAUGUAGUGAGGUCAAAGCACUAGAAGCUAAAAUUACUGGUCUUAUCACUGGAGAGGAAUACUCCUUCAGGGUGAUUGCUGUGAACGAUAAGGGGAAGAGUGAUGCCAAACCAUUGGCUGCCCCUGUGGUGGUUAAGGACAUUACAAUGGAGCCCACCAUUAACCUGCUAUUCAACACAUACAGUGUUAAAGCAGGAGAUGACUUGAAAAUUGAAGUUCCCUUCAAAGGCAGACCUCAACCAGAGGUGUCCUGGAAGAAGGAUGGCCAAUGGCUUAAGCAGACAACCAGGGUCAAUGUAGUCAACUCCAAGACCUCAUCCAAGAUCAUCAUCAAAGAUGCAACCAAGGAGGAUGUAGGAAAAUAUGAAAUUAUUUUGACUAACUGUUUUGGAACCAAGACAGCUGAAGUCUCUGUUGUCAUCUUGGACAAACCUGGCCCUCCCAGCAACAUCAAGGUGGAUGAAGUGAGUGCUGACUUCAUCUGUCUGUCUUGGGAUCCUCCUGCUUAUGAUGGUGGGUGCCAGAUUAACAACUAUGUGGUAGAGAAGAGAGAUACCACCACAACCACGUGGCAGAUUGUCUCAGCCACGGUAGCAAGGACAUCUAUCAAGGUGACUCGUCUCACUCAGGGAACUGAGUAUCAGUUCCGCAUUGCAGCUGAGAACCGUUAUGGUAAGAGUCAUGCCAUAGACUCUGCUCCUGUUGUUGCUCAGUAUCCCUUCGAACCUCCAGGCCCUCCAACUAAUGUACAAGUUUCCAAUGCCACCAAGUAUGGCAUGCUUGUUGUGUGGGGCAGACCUGCCAGUGAUGGGGGGAGCCCUGUUAUUGGUUAUCACAUUGAAUGUAAAGAACAAAGUAGCAUUCUGUGGACCAAGGUCAACAGAGGACUGCUGGCUGAGAGCCAAUUUAAGAUGACAGGUAUUGAAGAGGGUCUGCUGUACCAGUUCAGAGUUUAUGCUGAGAAUGUUGCUGGCAUUGGUCCAUGCUCUAAGGCUAGUGAGCCUGUGGCAGCCAGAGAUCCAUGCGAUUGUCCACGUAACCUUCGAAUUACCAACAUUACCAGGAACUCAGUUUCUCUCUUCUGGGAAAGGCCAGAGUAUGACUUUGGAGCCAAGAUUACUGGGUACAUUGUUGAGCUAAAAGAACUUCCCAAAGGUCGCUGGCUGAAAUGCAACUUCACCAACCUGCAGGAUACUUACUUUGAUGUUACAGGCCUCACAGAAGAUGUCCAAUAUGAAUUCCACGUCAUUGCUAAGAAUUCUGCAGAGCAGCUGAGUGCUCCGUCUGAGAGCACUGGUCCUAUCACAGUCAAAGAUGAUGUUGACCCUCCCACUAUUAUCAUGGAGGACAAGUUCCGACAGUUGGUUGUCAUUAAAGCUGGUGAGAUGAUUAAAAUAGAUGCUGAAAUCACAGGUCGUCCACUUCCAGUUGUCUCAUGGAAAAAGGAUGGAAAAGAGAUUGUGGCCAAGGCCAGGUGUGAAAUCACCUCCACCAAUUUUGCCACCACCCUGAUUGUCACAGAUGUUAUCAGAAGGGACUCUGGCCAGUAUGUCCUGUCCCUGCACAACGUGGCAGGAACUAGGUCUGUUGCUAUCAACUGCAAAGUUUUGGAUAGACCUGGACCAUCUUCAGGACCUUUGGCAGUCACUGGGCUCACAGCAGAGAAAUGCACCCUAACAUGGGGACCCCCACAGGAAAAUGGUGGCGCUGACGUUAUGCACUACAUUGUGGAGAAACGUGAGACUAGUCGCCUUGCUUGGACCCUUGUUUACGGAGACAUGAAGGCAACUACCUGUAAGGUGACAAAGCUGCUCAGAGGAAAUGAGUACAUCUUCAGAGUCAGGGGAGUCAACAAAUAUGGGGAUGGUGAGGCCCUGGAGAGUGAAGCAGUAAAGGCCUUGGAUCCAUUUACUGUGCCUGCAGCUCCCACUAAUGUCCAGGUCACCGCAGUUACUAGUGAGGCAAUGACCAUCUGUUGGGACAGACCCGUUUCUGAUGGUGGAAGCAGUAUUGCUGGCUAUGUCAUUGAAAGAAGAGAGAAGACCGGUCUUCGCUGGUGCCGUGUGAACAAGAAACCUGUUUAUGACCUUAGAGUCAAAGCCUCACACCUUCGUGAGAGCUGUGAGUAUGAGUACAGAGUAUUCGCUGAGAAUUCUGCUGGCCUCAGUGCUCCUAGCACCCCUUGCCCACUCACAAAGGCUGAAGAUCCACAAUUCCUGCCUUCACCUCCUGCUAAGCCUAAGAUCAUUGACUCAACAAAGACCACAGUCACCCUGUCAUGGAAUAAGCCACUGUUUGAUGGUGGAGCACCUGUGACUGGCUACAGAGUAGAAUACAGAAAUACUGCAGAUGAUGAAUGGUUUGUUGGAGUGCAUAACACAAAGAACACAGAGUUUACAGUGGUCGGAUUGACACCUGGGGCUGAAUAUGUGUUUGUUGUCAAGUCCAUUAACAAGAUUGGUCCCAGUGAACCAAGUUCCGAGUCAGACAAACAGGUUGCUAAAGAAAGAGAGGAGGAGCCAGUCUUUGAGAUCAGCAAUGAGAUGAGGAAAACUCUCAUUGUGAAGGAUGGAAGUUCAUUCACAAUGACGGUGCCCUUCAAAGGCAAACCUAUCCCCAGUGUUGCGUGGGCUAAACCUGAUGUUGACCUCAGAGUCCGUGCUGUAAUUGAUACCACAGACACAUUCACCUCCAUCACUUUGGAAAAAGCAACUCGCGAUGACUCUGGCAAAUAUACAGUUACCUUGUCCAGUGUAGCAGGAACCGCCUCCUUAACACUCCAUGUUAGAGUCCUGGACUCUCCUGGACCUCCGGCCCAUGUAGAAGUCAAGGACGUGACAAAGACAUCUGCUACUGUAACAUGGGAUACUCCUGAAAAUGAAGGAGGAGGACCAGUCAAGAAAUACAUCGUUGAUUUCCGUGAGGCCAGCAAGAAAGGCUGGACCAGGUUGACAGACACAUGCCACAGACUGACAUACAAGGUGAUGGACCUGCAGGAGGGAGAAGUUUACUACUUCAGAGUGGCAGGCCAGAAUGAGUACGGUGUUGGUGUUCCUGCUGAGACCAAAGAGGGAACCAAGAUCACAGAAAAACCAACCCCACCACCAAAGCUUGGUGUGACUGAGGUGACUAAGGAGAGUGUGUCCCUGGCCUGGGUCAAACCAGAAUACGACGGAGGCAGCAGGAUUACUGGCUACCUUGUGGAAGCUCAGGAGAAAGGCCAGGAGAAGUGGGUGAAGUGCGCUGUAACCAAAUUCACUCACCUCACAGUGUCCGGUCUGAGGGAAAAUUCAGAAUACUUCUUCAGAGUCCGAGCUGAGAACCAGGCAGGAUUCAGUGAUGUUAAGGAAAUGGUCACUCCCGUGGUGGUCAAAGACCAGCUUGAACCUCCAGAGAUCAACAUGAAUGACUUCCCUCACAACACAGUGUACGUUAGAGCCGGCUCCACCCUCAAGUGUGAGAUUCCACUGACAGGCCGACCUUUGCCUAAAGUCACCCUGGUCAAGGAUAAUGUGCUGAUGAAGUCAACAAUGAGGUUCAACUCUGAGGUCACUCCUGACAGUAUCAAGAUCACUUUACGCGAGAGCAUUGCUGCAGACCGUGGACGCUACGACAUCACCGCCUCAAACUCCAGUGGAACCACUAAGUCCUUCAUAAAGAUUGUGGUUCUGGAUCGUCCUAGUGCCCCACUUGGACCGGUGGAGCUGUCUGAUGUCACAGAGGACAGCGUUAACCUGAAGUGGCUCCCACCGGCAUAUGAUGGCGGUAGCCCCAUUACCAACUACAUCAUCCAAAAGAGAGAGACAACCACAGCCCACUGGUUGGACGUCUCCUCUGCUGUGGCCCGCUGCAACAUGAAAAUCAUGAAGCUGACCACUGGCUUGGAGUACCAGUUCAGAAUUAGAGCGGAGAACAGAUAUGGAAUCAGCGAGCAUGUUGACUCCCCAACUGCCGCUGUCAGCCUUCCUUACACUACUCCUGAUGCUCCGUCGACUCCAGAGAUCACUGCAGUAACGAGAGAGACCAUUACUGUCGCCUGGAAGGAGCCCAAGUCAGACGGUGGUAGCCAUGUGUUUGGCUACCAUCUCCAGAUGAAAGACAAAAACAGCAUCCUCUGGCAGAGAGUCAACAAAAUGGUGAUCCGGGCUACACACUACAAGGUCUCCAACAUCAUUGCUGGACUUAUUUAUGAGUUCAAGGUGGCAGCAGAGAACGCCGCUGGAAUCAGUGCCUUCAGCAAGGUUUCUGAUGCAGUGCUGGCUAUCGACGCCUGUGAACCACCUGUAAACCUGCGCAUUAGUGACAUCACCAAGAACACCAUUAGCCUGGCCUGGCAGAAACCCAACUAUGAUGGAGGAUCCCCUGUCACUGGCUACAUCAUUGAGAAGAGACAGGUCACUGGUACCAAGUGGCUCAAGGCUAACAUCACCAACGUCACAGAUACACGCUUCACUGUGACCAGCCUGACCCAGGACGAGACGUACGAGUUCAGAGUCAUGGCCAAGAACGCAGUUGGCUCAGUGAGCAACCCGUCCAUGACCGCUGGACCGGCCACAUGCGUGGACACCUACGGUGCCCCAGAGAUUGAUAUACCUCAGCAAUACUUCAGUGAGGUCAAAUACGCUGCCGAGUCUAAUGUGGAGCUCAAGUUUAACAUCAAAGCCAAACCUACUCCCACUAUUGAGUGGUUUAAGGACGGCAGAGAGUUGGAGCCCAGCACUCACCUUUCGUUCCAACACACGUUUGAGUCCACCAGUGUGUUCCUGAAGGAAACCACUCGCUUGAACUCUGGAACCUAUGAGGUCCGGGUGAAGAACUCCCUGGGAUCUGCAUGUGCUGUUGUCAGGCUGCUCAUCCUAGACAAGCCAGGGCCACCUGCUGGUGAGAUUCAGUUUAAGAAGGUGACCGCUGACAAAAUCACCAUCAUGUGGUCCCCGCCUGCUGAUGAGGGUGGCGCCAUGGUCACUCAUUACAUUGUGGAGAAGAGGGAGACCAGCAGGAUCAUGUGGUCCAUCGUCUCAGAGAAGCUUGUCGACUGCAUCAUUAACAUACCCAGACUCAUCCAUGGCAACGAGUACAUCUUCAGAGUCCGUGGAGUCAACAAGUACGGUGUUGGAGACCCACUUGAGUCUCAGCCUGUGAUCGCAAGGAAUGCUUUUGUUCCUCCUAGUGAGCCAUCCAAACCUCAAGUGACCAUGAUCACCAAGUCCACCAUGACAGUGAUCUGGGAAAGACCAGCAUUGGAUGGAGGCAGUGACAUUGACGGCUACUACCUGGAAAAGAGGGAGAAGAAGAGUCUGCAGUGGUUCAAGGUGGUGAAGGGAACAAUCAGAGACACCAGGCAGAAAGUCACCAGCCUGGUAGAGAACAGCGAGUACCAGUACAGAGUCUGUGCCGUCAACAAGGCCGGAGCAGGAAACUAUUCUGAGGCGUCUGAACUCUACAAGGCCUACGACCCCAUUGAUCUGCCUGGAGAGCCAUCCAAGCUGCAUGUGGUUGACUCUACAAAGACGUCCAUCACGAUCGGCUGGGAGAGACCUGUCUAUGAUGGAGGCAGCGAAAUCACACAUUACAUUUUGGACCAGAUGAAUUCCGAGGACAAAGAAUGGGUGACGAUCAACCCGCAGGUCAAAACCUGUGAAUACGUCGCGUCACUCCUCAAACCUGGAAACUACUACUUCUUCAGAGUUUUUGCUGUCAACUGCAAGGGCAAAGGAGAGGACAUCAAAAUGUACCAACCUGUGCAGGCCAAAGAUAUCCUGGAGGAGGCUGAUUUGGACUUGGAUGUUGCCAUGACAACCCAGUACAUAGCCAGGGCUGGCCGUGAUGUGACAGUGUUUAUCCCGCUGAAAGGACGUCCUGCCCCUAAUGUCACCUGGCGCCGCAGCGACCGCAACAUAGCUGCUGAUAACCGCUACACCAUCACCAACACUGAGCGAGCCACCACACUCCUCAUACCAAAGGUCACCCGUGAUGACUGCGGCAAGUACCUGCUGGAGAUUGAGAAUGGCGUGGGAGAGCCCAAGAUAAUCACAGUUUCCCUGAAGGUUCUGGACAGUCCAUCCAUGUGUCAGAAACUGAUGAUCAAGAAUGUGACUAGAGGAAAGUUGACCCUGAGCUGGGAAGCUCCUGUCAUUGAUGGAGGUUCUCCCAUUACCAAUUACAUUGUUGAGAAAAAAGCUUCCACCAUGAAGGCCUAUCAGGUGAUCACAGCUGAGUGUGCCAACACAUCUUACAAGGUCUCAGGUCUGGAGGAGAAUGUAGCUUACUUCUUCUGUGUCUCUGCUGAAAACGAGUACGGUGUGGGUGACAUCUGUGAAACUACUGAGCCCGUCAGAGCCACAGAAACUCCAGGACCUGUGAAGGACCUGGUGAUGGCAGACUCCACAAAGACCUCUGUUACCCUGCAGUGGACCAGACCAGACCAUGAUGGUGGCAGCCAUAUUAUUGAGUAUAUUGUCGAAAAGAGAUUCAGAGAAGAUCCCACCUGGACUUUUGGUGGUACAUGCAAGCGCUGCAGCUGUGAGGUCACAGGACUCAAAGAAGACUCUGACAUGUAUUUCAGAGUGUUUGCCAAGAAUGAGAAGGGUCUCAGUGACUUCUCCCAGAUCGGUCCGAUCACAGUGAUAGACUUCAUCAUCCCACCUGAGGCCAAUCUCAGUGAUUACCCCAACGGAGAGCUUGCUGUUCGUAUUGAUCAGAACAUCCACAUCGAACUACCCUUCAAGGGUAAACCAAGACCUGCAAUUAGCUGGCUGAAGGACAACUUCCCUCUGAAGGAAAGUGAGAAGGUACGCUUCAGGACCACAGACAACAAGACUUCCGUCACAGUUAGAGGAGCAAAGAAGGAGCAUGCUGGCCAGUACACCUUAGUAUUGGACAACAGAACCAUCAAGAACUACUUUGACAUCAAUGUGAUCACUCUGGGACCCCCAUCUGUGCCUGUUGGUCCCAUCCGUUUCGAUGAGAUCAAAGCUCAGAGUAUCAUCAUCUCCUGGGCUGAGCCAAAAGAGGACGGAGGUGGAGAGAUCACCUGCUACAGUGUGGAGAAACGUGAGACCUCCCACGCAAACUGGAAGAUGGUGUGCUCUAGUGUUGCCAGAAACUCUUUCAAGAUUCCAAACCUGGUCAUGGGAACCUCAUACCAGUUCAGGGUCCGUGCAGAGAACAAGUACGGAGUCAGUGAACCACUUAACUCCUCAGAGAUUGUUGCGGAGCAUCAGUACAAACCUCCAGGUCCUCCAGCAAAACCAGUGGCUUUCAACAUCACCAGUGAUGGUAUGACCAUCAAGUGGGAGGCCCCUGGUUUUGAUGGAGGAUCCCCUAUUUUGGGCUAUCAUGUGGAGAAGAAGGACAGGAACAGCCUCCUGUGGCAGAAAGUGAACUCCACCAUCAUCUCCAACAGAGAGUACAGAAUCAUUGGUCUCAUAGAGGGACUGGAAUACUCCUUCAGAGUCUAUGCAGAGAAUAGUGCUGGACUUAGUUCUGUUAGCGAACAGAGCAAACAUGCUCUUGCUAUCUCCCCUGUUGAUCCACCAGGAACCCCUGUUUGCAUCGAUGUCACCAGAGACUCAGUCACCUUGCAGUGGGAUGUCCCCAAGAAAGAUGGUGGCAGCAGAAUUGUGGCCUAUAGUGUGGAGAGACGCCAAGGUAGAGGCAAAUGGCUUCGGUGCAACUUCACUGACAUCAGUGAAACCCAGUUCACAGUGACUGGUCUGUCUCCUGGAGACAGAUUUGAGUUCAGAGUAAUUGCGAGGAACGCUGUGGGCACCGUGAGUCCACCAUCUAAUGCCUCUGCAUACAUCAUGACCAAGGAUGAGAGCAUUGCUCCUGAGAUCACUUGGUCACCAGACCAGAUUGUCAGUCUGAAGGCUGGAGAGAACAUUAAGCUCAGCUGCAGCAUCACCGGACGUCCUGUGCCACAGGUUGUCUGGUUCAAGGAUGGCAAAGAGAUUGACAAGAGGAUCAUGAUUGACAUUGAGAUUUCCAUCGGCAUAGGCACCAGCAGCCUGUUUAUUCGUGACACUGACAGGAACCACCGUGGUAUCUACACGGUGGAGGCCAAGAACAGCUCUGGCAGCAAGAGAGCUGAUGUCAACGUCAGAGUGCACGAUACACCUGGACCUGUUGAAGGACCAAUACGUUUCACUGGCAUCACUGCUGAGAAGUGCACCGUGUGGUGGAACCCACCUGAGAAUGAUGGUUGUGCCGCCAUCACUCACUAUGUGGUGGAAAAAAGGGAGACGUCCAGGAUCUCCUGGGCCUUGAUCAACUCCAAGUGUGAAGCCUGUUCUUUCAAUGCUACUAACCUCAUCAAGGGCAAUGAGUACCAGUUCAGAAUCUUUGCUGUCAACAAGUUUGGUGUUGGCAAACCACUGGACUCUGACCCUUUCAUUGCACAGAUGCAAUAUACUGUGCCCGACGCCCCUGGUACUCCAGAUGCCACUCAUGUGACUGGAGACAGCAUCACCCUGUGCUGGACCAGGCCCAGAUCAGAUGGUGGCAAUGAGAUCAAGCACUACAUCCUGGAGAGGAGAGAGAAGAAGAGUCUGCGCUGGUUGAAAGUUUCCUCCAAGAGGCCCAUCGCAGAGUUGAGGCACCGUGUCACCCACCUAACUGAGGGCUACGAGUACGAGUUCCGUGUCAUGGCUGAGAAUGGUGCUGGUGUGGGUCCAGCCAGCAGCACCUCCAGGCUCUUCAAAUGCAGAGAGCCUACAAGUACUCCUAGCACUCCCACAUUGAUCAAGGUCAUUGACUCCACUAAAUCCUCUGUCACUCUGGAAUGGACCAAGCCAGUCUUUGAUGGCGGCAUGGAAAUCAUUGGGUACAACAUCGACAUGUGUAAGGCCAGUCUCGAGGAGUGGCACAGAGUCAACCACCAGAUUUGCAUCCACACCAGAUACACAGCCAAGGGCUUAGUGCCUGGAGAGCUCUAUAAGUUCAGGGUCAGCGCUGUGAAUGGAACUGGACAAGGUGAAGCCUCUGUGAUGGCCCACCCUGUUCAGGCUCUGGAUAGACUGACAUCUCCUGAGAUUGACAUUGAUGCCAAAUUCAAGCAAACUCACAUCGUGAAAAAUGGUGGCACAGUCACCCUCCAUGUCACCUUCCAUGGCAAACCGGCUCCUCUUGCGACCUGGUCUAAGGGUGACGGUGAGCUGCCUGUCAUGGCUGAUGUCAACACCACCGAGUCAUUCUCCACUCUGACCAUUGAGGGUUGCACAAGGUACGAGGCCGGCAAAUACACCCUGUCUCUGGAGAACAACAGUGGACGCAAGUCCAUCACCUUCACUGUCAAAGUGUUGGACACACCUGGACCUCCUGGAGCCAUCACUUUCAAAGAUGUCACCCGGGGAGCCCUGACACUGAUGUGGGAUGCCCCCACCACUGAUGGUGGGUCCAGAGUCCACCACUACAUCGUUGAUAAGCGUGAGGCCAGCCGUCUGGCCUGGCAGGAGGUCAGUACCAAGUGCUCUCGUCAAAUGAUCAGAGUAACUGGUAUGGAUAUUGGUGUGCCAUAUCUGUUCAGAGUGAUUGCUGUAAACCACUAUGGCCAAGGAGAGCCUCAUGAGAUGACAGAGCCUGUCAUAGCCACAGAAGAACCUGCACCACCAAAGAGGCUGGAUGUUGUCGACACCACCAACUCUACAGCCUCCCUGGUGUGGCUGAAGCCUGAGCAUGAUGGUGGCAGCCGCAUCAGAGGCUACAUUGUUGAGUUUAUAGCCAGAGGCAGUGACCACUGGGUGCUUUACGGGGAGACCAAAUCACAAAAGAUGCUGGUUGAAGGUCUGAUCGCAAACACAGAGUAUGACUUCAGGGUCAAAGCCAAAAAUGAUGCUGGCAUCAGUGAUCCUCAGGGCACCUUAAGCUCUGUGGUCAUUAAGGAGCCUCGCAUCGAACCCACUGCUGACCUCAGCAGCAUCACCAACCAGCUCAUCACCUGCAAGAUCUCCAACACCUUCACCAUUGACAUCCCUAUCAGUGGCAGACCUGCACCUAAGGUCACCUGGAAGCUGGAAGAGAUGAAGCUGAAGGAGACAGACAGACUUUCCAUCGUGACCACAAAGGAGAGGACCACUCUGGUGGUGAAAGACAGCAAGAGAAGCGACAGUGGCAAAUACUAUCUGAUCCUGGAAAACGCUGCUGGUGUGAAGACAUUCGCAGUGACCGUGGUUGUUGUUGGUCGCCCAUGUCCACCCACAGGCCCUGUGGAAAUUUCUGGAGUUUCCUCAGAAUCCUGCUCCCUGUCCUGGUCUGAGCCAUCUGAUGAUGGUGGCUCUGACAUCUCCAACUACAUUGUGGAAAAACGGGAGUCUGGUUCCGCCUCUUGGCAAGUGGUGAACUCCAGUGUGAGGAGAACCACCAUCAAAGUCACACAUCUGACCAAGUACAUGGAGUACACCUUCAGAGUGUGUGCUGAGAACAAGUUUGGUGUCAGCAAAUCAGUUGAGUCUGCUGCUGUUGUCAUCGAGCAUCCAUAUAUUGCUCCAAGUCCUCCAAGUCGUCCAGAUGUGGUAUCUGUCUCUGCAAACACCAUCAGCAUCAAGUGGGAUGUGCCAUAUGCAGAUGGUGGCAGCCAAGUGACAGGCUACUGGAUUGAGAAGAAGGAACGGAAUACGAUUCUGUGGGUGAGGGAGAACAAGCUGCCCUGCCUGGAGUGCCAUUACAAGAUUUCCAAUCUGAUCGAGGGCCUGGAGUACCAGUUCAGGGUGUACGCCAUGAACAUUGCUGGACUCAGCAAGGCCAGUGGGCCUUCCAGACCUGUGGUGGCAUUCAAUCCUGUUGAUCCUCCAGGUAAACCUGAGGUGACAGACAUCAGCCGCUCUUCUGUGUCCCUCUGCUGGACUGUGCCGUUCAACGACGGCGGCAGCAAGAUUGUAGGUUACGUGGUGGAGAGGAAAGUCUACAGCACAGACGAGUGGGAUGACAACCGCUGGCUCAAGUGCAACUACACCACCAUCAGUGAGAAUUACUUCACCGUGUCUAACCUGGGAGAGGGAGAGACCUACGAAUAUCACGUCAUCGCCAAGAAUGCUGCCGGAGUCCACAGCGCACCAUCAGAGUCGACCGGACCCGUCACAUGCAAGGAUGAAUACUCUCCUCCCAGAGCUGAACUCGACAGCAAACUGGUGGGCGAGGUGGUUGUCGUCUCCGCUGGCUCUGACCUUGUCCUGGAUGGCAUUGUUGGUGGUAAACCCGAACCCACUGUUUACUGGUCAAAGGGCGACAAGAUUUUGGAGCUCGGAGAGAAAUAUUCUCUGACCUACACCGCCACCAGGGCCAUGGCUGUCAUUAAGAACUGCGACAGAUUUGACUCAGGAAGAUACGUCCUGACUGUCAAGAAUGCCAGCGGAAUCAAGACCGCUGCUGUCAGCGUCAAAGUUCUAGACACCCCCGGACCUCCAUCUGAUAAGAUCGUCAUCAGCAGAGUGACGGAGGAGAAGUGUACAGUGUCCUGGAAGAUCCCUAUGGAGGACGGCGGAGACCGCGUCACCCAUUACAUCGUGGAGCGUCGCGAGACCAGCCGUCUCAACUGGGUCGUCAUGGAGACUGAGUGCAAAACUCUGUCAUGCGUCAGCUCCAGGCUGAUCAAGAACAACGAGUAUGUCUUCAGAGUUAGAGGAGUCAACAAGUAUGGACCUGGAGUUCCACUGGAGUCCGAAGCCAUCAUCGCCAGGAACGCCUACACUGUCCCAUCACAGCCUGGAACACCAGAAACCACAGCGGUUGGCAAGGAGCACGUCAUCAUUGAAUGGCUGAAGCCUGAGAGCGACGGAGGCAGUGAGAUCAAGACCUACAUCGUUGAGAAACGAGAAAAGAGCAGCACCAGGUGGACUCGGGUGAACAAGACUUACACCAUCUAUGACACUCGUCUGAAGAUCACAGGCCUCCUGGAGGGAAGUGAGUACCUGUUCAGAGUCACAGCUGUCAACGCCGCAGGAGACAGCCCGCCAAGCGAUGCCUCGUCCUACAUCCUCUGCAAAGACCCCACAUAUACACCUGCUCCUCCAUCAACACCUCGCAUCACCGACACAACCAAGCGUAGCAUUAGCAUGACUUGGACCAGGCCCAUGUACGAUGGUGGCUCAGACGUCACAGGCUAUGUGAUCGAGAUCCUGGAGGAGGGCUCUGAGCAGUGGUACCGCGCCACUGCUAAGGCCAUCAAAACCACUGAGUAUGUGGCCGCAGGCCUGACAGCCAAUAAGAAGUACCGAUUCAGAGUAGCCGCCAUCAACAGCAAUGGCACUGGCGAGUUCAGUGAACCCAGUGCUGAGGUGGAGCCACUGGAGAGACUUGAAAUGCCUGACCUGGAGUUGGACGAUGACCUUAAGAAAACAGUGUGUCUACGUGCUGGAGGAUCCCUGCGACUGUUUGUGACUUUCACCGGACGGCCAUUACCAGUGGUGUCCUGGAGGAAGACCGGCGUAGAGCUCCAAAGCCGUGGCUUUAUUGAAACCACUGAUAGCUACACAAUGCUAAUAGUGGAGAAGAUUAAUCGCUAUGACUCUGGAAAAUAUGUUGUUGAAGCAGAGAAUCCAUCUGGCAAGAAGACUGCCACAAUCCUGGUGAAGGUUUAUGACACUCCUGGUCCUCCAGGUUCUGUGAACGUUAAGGACUAUACCAAAGAGUCUGUUGUAAUCACCUGGGAUGUCCCAAGCAUCGAUGGCGGUGCUCACGUCAGCAACUACAUCAUCGAGAAGCGUGAAGCCAACAUGAAAUCAUACAAGACUGUCACCACUGAGUGUAGAAAGACCCUGUAUAGGAUCACUGGUCUGGAGGAGGGCGUGCACUACUUCUUCAGAGUUCUGCCAGAGAACAUCUAUGGUGUUGGUGAGCCCUGUGAAACCGCUGAGGCUGUGCUGGUGUGCGAAGUGCCAUCAGUGCCCCUGAAUCUCCAGGUUGUUGAUGUCACUAAGUCCUCAGUUACUCUGCACUGGGAGAAGCCGAUGCAUGACGGUGGCAGUAGACUGACUGGCUACAACAUUGAGGCCUGUAAAGUGGGCUCAGACCGGUGGGCUUCUGUGGCAACGGUCAAGGCCUCUGUGACCAAGCACACCAUCCAGUCUCUGAUGGAGAAUGACCAGUACCUAUUCAGAGUCCAAGCCACUAACAGCAGAGGAGCCGGUGAGCACAUGGACAUGGUGACUCCAGUCACAAUCCAGGAUAUUAAGGUGAUGCCCAAGAUUGACUUGACCAACAUCCCUCAGAAGAUUGUCCAUGUGACCCGUGGCAGACCCAUUGACCUCAACAUCCCGAUACAAGCCAAACCUCACCCUGAGGUCCUCUGGUUCUUUGGUGGUGUCCAGCUGAAGGACAGCCUGGACCGCAUCAAGAUUGAAAGCAAUGGCAAAUACACCCACCUUGUCAUACGUGAGACCACAAUCAAUGACACAGGAGACUACACGCUACAAGUAAAGAAUGCCAUCGGCAUGGCAACCGAGGUCAUCAAAGUCAUCAUCCUUGACAAACCUGGUAUCCCAGUCGGUCCAAUGAGGAUCGAGGAGACCGAUGGCCUGUCCGUGACAGUCAGCUGGAUGCCUCCAGAGAAGGACGGUGGCGCCAAUGUCAGUGGCUAUGUGGUGGAGCAGCGUGAUGCCCACAGGCCAGGCUGGAUAACUGUCUCAGAGUCGGUGACGCGACCCUGUUUCAAGUUCACCAGACUUUCAGAGGGAACCGAGUAUGUGUUCCGUGUUGCUGCCAUGAAUCGUUUCGGCGUAGGCCUCUUCCUGCAGUCUGAGGUGGUGGAGUGCAAGACCAUCAAGACUAUCCCUGGACCUCCAAGCAAGCCAGAGAUAGUUGAUGUCACCCAUGAGGGCAUGACAGUUACCUGGCAACCACCAGAGGACAAUGGUGGCUCCACCAUUGCUGGUUACCUUAUUGAACGUAAGGAGGCCGGUUCUGACAGGUGGUUAAGGAUCAACAAGAACCCCGUCACCAUGACCAGGUACCGCUCUUCGGGUCUUAUUGAGGGCUUGGAGUAUGAAUACCGCAUCACUGCCAUCAACUCAAGAGGAGCUGGCAAACCCAGCGAGAGCUCUGCCAUUACUGUUGCCAUGGAUCCCAUUGAACCUCCAGGACCUCCAAUGAAUCCCAGGGUCACAGACACUACAAGGACCUCAGUCUCUCUGGCCUGGUUGCCACCUGAAGAGGAGGGUGGUGCUGUUAUUACCGGUUACUUUAUCGAGAUGCAGAAGGUGGACCAGGUAGAAUGGACAUUGUGUAACACCACACCCACCAAGAUGAGCGAGUACAUCCUCACCCACAUGCCUCAGGGUGCAGAGUACAAGUUCAGGAUCAGUGCCUGCAAUGCUGGUGGUUCUGGAGAGCCCGCAGAGAUUCCUGGAGUGGUUAAAGUUCAGGAGAUGCUGUAUUAUCCUGACUACGUGCUUGAUCGCAAAUAUGAAGAGGGCUAUGUGGUGCGCCAAGGUGGAGUCAUUCACCUGUCUGUGCCCAUCAAAGGUAAACCCAUCCCUAUAUGCAAGUGGACCAAAGAUGGUCGUGACAUCUCGCACCGCGCUAUGAUCGCCACCUAUGAUGACAUCACUGAGCUGGUCAUCAAAGAGGCGCACAAAGACGACACUGGUACUUAUGACCUGCUCCUGGAGAACAAAUGUGGCAGAAAGGCUGUGUACAUCAAGGUGAAGGUGAUUGGUCGCCCCGAUGCCCCAGAAGGCCCUCUGGAGUUUGAUGAUAUUCAAGCCAGAUCAGUCCGCGUCAGCUGGAGACCACCUUCAGAUGACGGUGGCUGCGACAUUCAGGGAUACAUCGUGGAAAGGCGGGAGGUACCCAAGGCUGCCUGGUACACUGUGGGCGCUCGGGUAACUGAGACUUCUCUGAUAGUGAAGGGCCUGAAGGAGAAUGUCGAGUAUCACUUUAGAGUUUUUGCUGAGAAUCAGUUUGGUGUCAGCAGAUCUCUGAAGUCUGACGAGCCUGUCACACCAAAGACACCACUUUGCCCACCAGAACCUCCCAGCAACCCACCAGAGAUCAUGGACGUGACCAAGUCCACAGUGUCUCUGUCCUGGGCCCGCCCUCGCGAUGAUGGAGGCUCGCGUGUUACAGGAUAUUACGUGGAAAGGAGGGAGGUGACCACGGAGAAGUGGGUCCGUCACAACAAGACCCACAUCACCACCACUAUGUACAAUGUCACUGGUCUGAUCCCUGAUGCAGAGUACAUGUUCAGAGUGGUGGCUCAGAAUGAAAUUGGGCAGAGUGAAGCUGGUCCUGUUUCAGAGUCUGUCAUCUGCAAAGAUCCAUUUGACAAACCCAGCCAGCCUGGUGAGAUCGACAUCGUCUCCAUCACCAAAGAUAGCAUCACCAUCCACUGGCUCAGACCUGAGCACGAUGGAGGCAAGGAGAUCUUGGGCUACUGGAUUGAGUUCAGGCAAUCUGGGGAGAGUGCUUGGAAGAAAUGCAACAAGGAGCGCUCUAAGGAUCGUCAGUUCACUAUGGGCGGCUUAAUGGAGGCUACUGAAUACGAGUUCAGAAUCUUUGCUGAGAACGAGACCGGACUCAGCCGACCUCGUCGUACACCCAUGGGCAUCAAGACCAAACUGAGUGUUGGCGAGGCUCCAGUGUUGAAGGAAGAGAUUGAAGAUGUAACCACCAAGCUUGGCGAGUCGGGCACUCUGACCUGUGGCAUCAUUGGCAGACCUUUGCCUGACAUCAAAUGGUACCGCUUCGGCAAGGAACUGAUCCAGAGCCGCAAGUACAAGAUGAGCUCAGACGGCCGUAACCACUCACUCAGCAUAGUGACGGACGAGCAGGAAGAUGAGGGUCUGUACACCUGUAGGGCCCUCAACGAGGCUGGAGAGAUUGAAACCAGUGGCAAACUACGCCUUCAAGCACCUCCCCAGUUCCACCCUGGCUUCCCUCUGAAGGAGAAAUACUAUGCUGGGGCCGGCACUAGCCUUCGCCUGCACGUUGUCUACAUUGGGCGUCCCAUCCCCCAGAUCAUGUGGUUCUAUGGCAAGAAGCCUCUGAAUGCAUCACAGGAUGUGAUCAUUGAAAAUACAGAGAGCUACACCCACCUGGUGGUCAGAAACGCCCAGAGAAAGACCAAUGCUGGCCGCUACAAGGUGCAGCUCAGCAACGUGUAUGGAACCAUUGACACCGUGUUACGUGUUGAAAUCCAAGAUAAACCAUGCAUCCCUGAGGGUCCUAUGGUUGUUGAAGGUCUGCUGAAGAGCUCAGUUGUUAUCAGCUGGAAGGUUCCCAAGGAUGAUGGAGGCUCCAUGAUUACAAACUAUAUUGUUGAGAAGCGUGAGGCCAAAGAAGGUGAGCAGUGGCACCUGGUGUCCUCCUCCAUCUCUGGCACCACCUGCCGUGUUCCCAACCUGAUAGAGAGCGCUGGCUACUACUUCAGAGUCUCUGCUCAGAACCAGUAUGGAGUCAGUGAGCCUCUGGAAAUCCCAUCCGUGGUAAUCAUCAAGAGUCCUUUCGAAAAACCGGGUAUCCCACAGCGGCCGUUCAUCAUCAGCUCCACCAAAGACUCCUGUGUCGUCUGCUGGAAGCCUCCAAGCAGUGACGGUGGUGCUAAAAUCACAAACUACUACCUGGAGAAACGUGAGAAGAAGCAGAACAAGUGGAUGUCAGUAACCUCUAAGAAGGUCGUUGAAACAAGUUUCGAGGUCACAGGCUUGAUUGAGAGCUUUGAGUAUGAGUUCCAUGUCAAGUGUGAGAAUGCUGGUGGUGAGAGUGACUGGAGUGAGAUCUCUGAGCCUAUCAUCCCCAAGUCAGACCAGGCUCCACGUGCUCCUGCCUUCAGGGAGGAGAUCAGGGACAUGACUGUCAAAUACCAAGCCAGCGCCACGUUUGUCACCAAGGUAUUGGGACAUCCAAAGCCUGUGGUGAAAUGGUAUCGCAGUGGAAAAGAAAUCCUAGCAGAUGGAACCAAGAUCAAAGCCCUGGAGUUCAAGGGAGGUUACUACCAGCUUGUUAUCACAUCUGCUAAUGAGAAUGAUGCUACAGUUUACCAAGUCCGAGCAACCAACCCAUCAGGAUCCAUCUCUGCAACUGCCAACCUGGAGGUGGAAGUUCCUGCUAGGAUCCACUUGCCCAAAGAGCUCCAGGGAAUGGGAGCAGUGCAUGCUGUCUGUGGAGAUAAUAUCACAAUCAAGAUUCCCAUCUCUGGCAAGCCUGAGCCAGCGAUCACUUGGCAGAAGGGUCAGGAGAUCCUGUCCAACUCUGUUUACUACCAAGUUAUCACCACUAGAUCUUUUACCUCCCUGGUCUUCCAGAAGGGGGUGCAGAGGAAAGAUACUGGCUACUACGUUAUUACUGCAAAGAACAGGUUUGGAACAGACAAGCAAACAAUUGAGAUGAAUGUGGUGGACAUACCUGAAGCUCCUAAGGGACUCGUGGUCAGUGACAUUUCAAAGGACUCCAUCACCCUAACCUGGGAGCCACCAGCCAGUGAUGGUGGAAGUGACAUCAUUAACUACAUUGUUGAGAAGUGUCCUACCAGUGGUGACAGGUGGAUCCGUGCUGGACAGACCACUGACUGCAGCAUCACCAUCAUGAACAUAUUUGGAAAGGCCAAGUACCAGUUCCGCGUCCUUGCAGAGAACGAGUUUGGCUUGAGUCCUCCUUCUCAGCCAACAGAGCCAAUCACCACAAAAGAAGAUAAGUCUGUGAUUAGGAACUAUGAUGAGGAAGUUGAUGAAGCCAGAGAAAUAAUCAAAGGAGAAGCUCCAUUCUACAAGGUGAAGGAGUUGUCCUCCAAAUACAUCAUCUCUGAGGAGCUUGCUCGCUGCCAGUUUGGAGCAGUCUACCGCUGCAUUGAGAUUGCUACAAAGAAGACUUUCAUGGCCAAAUUCAUCAAGGUCAGAGGAACCGACCGAGAGCUGGUUCUCAGGGAGAUUGAGGCCCUCAAUGUAGCAAGGCACAAGAACAUCAUUUACCUGCAUGAAUACUUUGAAAGUAUGGAGGAGAUUAUUCUGAUCUUUGAGUUUAUAUCUGGAGUUGACAUCUUUGAACGCCUGGGAACCAGCAACUUUGAGCUAACAGAGCAAGAGAUUGUCCGUUACCUGAGACAAGUCUGUUCUGCCCUGAAAUUCUUGCACAGCCUCAACUAUGGUCACUUUGAUAUUCGUCCAGACAACAUCGUCUAUACCACGAGGAGAAGCACCAUCAUUAAGAUUAUGGAGAUGGGCCAGGCAAGGCUGCUGGUGCCAGGAGAAAACAUCAGAAUGCUCUUCUCAGCUCCUGAGUACUGUGCCCCUGAGGUUCACCGCCACGAUUUAAUCACUACUGCCACUGAUAUGUGGUCUGUUGGUGUUAUCGCCUAUAUUCUGCUCAGUGGCCUCAAUCCAUUUGCUGCAGAGUCCACUACAAAGAUGAUUGAGAACAUCUCCAACUGUGAGUAUGUCUUUGACAGAGAAGCAUUUAAGGACAUCAGCCUGGAGGCCAUGGACUUUGUAGACAGACUUCUAGUCAAGGACAGGAAGCUGCGUAUGACAGCCCAUGAGGCUAUGGAGCACCCAUGGCUCAGAAUGAAGAUUGAGCAUGUCAGCAACAAGACCAUCAGGACACUGAGACACAGGAGGUACUACCAGACACUUGUGAAAAAGACAGACACUAUUGUAUCUGCAGCUCGUGUUGCCUAUGGUGGUGCCUUCAAGAACCAGAGAGGACUGGCUGUGGGCAAAGUAAAGAUCGGAACCGAGUAUCAUGGCCUUCGCUCUGGUCCAGUCAUGCAUGGCUCAGCUGAAGUCGGUGGCUAUGUCAAAUUUACUUGCAUCAUUUCCAACUAUGACAAGAGCACACAGGUUUCAUGGUAUUUCGGCAACCGUCAGCUCCAUCCAAGCCCCAAGUACGAGAUAACGUACAGUAAUGGUUUUGCCAGCAUCUAUGUGAAGGACAUCGAGGACAGUGAUGAUGGUGUGUACAGAUGCAAGGUGGUGAGUGAUGAUGGAGAAGACAGUGCUUAUGGAGAACUCUUUGUUGAGACAGUAAGAAGCAUCAGAGAGUAUUAUGUCAGCCGCACCAUCAGGAAACUGAGGAGGAGAGUUGAUAGGAUUAAACUCCUACAACGACCACCUGAGUUCACCCUGCCUCUCUACAAUACCACUGCCUACAUUGGCGAAGAUGUUCGCUUUGGUGUCACCAUUACUGUGCACCCAGAUCCUCAUGUGACAUGGCUCAAGAAUGGAGAGAGAAUUAAACCAGGUGAGGAUGACAGAAAGUACACGUUUGCAAGUGAUAAGGGUCUGUACCAGCUGAUCAUCCACAACCUGGACAUGAGUGAUGAUGCUGAGUACACUGUCAUGGCCCACAACAAGUUUGGAGACGACAGCUGCCAAGCCCAUCUCACUGUGACACCUCACCCUGUGUCAGCGGAGACCAUGAGGCCCAUGUUCAAACGCCUGCUGGCUAAUGUUGAGUGCAAUGAGGGGGAUAGCGUCCGUUUUGAACUCAAGGUCUCUGGGGUCCCAACUCCUAAUCUGAAAUGGGAGAAGGAUGGUAAACCCCUAGAGUUUGGUCCCAAGGUGGUUGUCAUUCAGCAGGAUGUUGAUUACCAUGUCCUGCACAUCAGAGAGACUCUGCUCGAGGAUGCUGCUGUGUACAAGGUUACGGCAACUAACUCUGCUGGCUCUGCAAGCUGCCAGGCUACACUGAAGAUCAACCGCCUUACCUACACCAGGAGAGAGUAUAAGAGUGAGGAGGAAAAAUACCUACACGUUCAGAAACAAAUUGAAAAGACUAACAAGAUGGCUCAGCGAAUUGCUGCAACCGAGGAGCAGGUACCUUUCAACCCCACUGCACAGGAGGCUCUUAAAUUUGCUGCUGACCUGUACAAGCCUGCAGUGAGCACCAAGAACGUGGAAGGGGAAUUUGACAUCACAGUUGUGAAGUCUGAGACCAAGAAGCUGGAGGAGGAGAGGAGAAUCUUUAUGCCAUAUGAGAUACCCGAGCCUUUGGUUCACGAUCCCAGAGAUCUGGAUGAAGACAAGGCCAUCAAGCAAUUUGUGCCUCUCUCAGAAAUGAAGUGGUACAAGAAGCUGAGAGUCCAGUAUGAGCUUCCUGAGAGAAUGGAAAGGAUUGUGCAGAAGAGGCAGAGACGUAUUCGUCUGUCCAGGUGGGAACAGUUCUAUGUCAUGCCCCUUCCCAGAAUCACCGACCAGUACAGGCCAAGGUGGCGUAUUCCAAAACUCAGCCUGGAUGAUCUGGAGACUGUCAGGCCUGCACGCCGUUCACCCUCUCUUGAGUCUGAGGUGUCCUUCAGAUCCAGGAGGAGAUCUCUUGGAGACCUGAGUGAUGAAGAGCUGCUGAUGCCUGUGGACGACUACAUUUCCAGAAGGAGGACAGAGGAAGAGAGAAUAAAGCUGGAGGAUGAGCUGGAGCUCGGCUUUUCUGCCUCCCCUCCUAGGAGUCCGUGUACAUGUCUGGACGAUGUUGAGCGUGAAGAGAGGGUGCAGGAAGUCAGACAGCAGGAGGUCAGAAAGCAGGUGGUGGAAGUUGCUGAGACAAAGAAGAAACGUACAGUUUCUCAGUACAUGAGAAGGAGGAGGUCAUUGUCUCCCACAUACAUCGAGCUGAUGCGUCCAGUUUCAGAGCUGAUCAGACAACCACGUGUCAGACUUGUGGAGGUAGAGGGACAGAUUGUAGAAAGGAGGUCUCCCACACCAGAGAGGACUCGCCCACGCUCUCCCAGUCCCAUUAGAUCUGUUGAGAGGUCUUCCCGUUCCUCCUCCCGGUUUGAACGGUCUGCCCGCUUUGACAUCAUGUCCCGCUAUGAGGCCAGAAAGGCUGCUCUGAAGGCUGAAAGAAAAUACCAAGUGGUUAGCCAGACACCUUUCAGCCUUGACCAUGCUCCUCGUGUGACUGUCAGGAUGCGCUCCCAUCGCAUUCCAAUCGGCCAAGACACCAGAUUCACACUGAACGUCCAGGCUAAGCCAGAGGCAGAAGUCCAGUGGUUCCAUAACGGAACUGUGAUCUUUGAAAGGAGCGAGAAAUACAUUUUCUCCAACAUGAGUGGUGUUUUGUCCAUCACUAUCCUGAACUGCCAGGAUGAGGACAGUGGUACAUAUCGCUGUGUGUGCUCCAACACAAAGGGAGAGGCAUCCGACUACGCCACCCUGGAUGUGACAGGAGGUGCCUACACCACCUUCUCCUCUCGUCGCAGAGACGAGGAAGUUCCUAAAGCAUAUGUCCCGGACGUUACUCGAAUUGACCACUAUCAUACCACCCACUUCAAAGCGGGUUAUGCCACCCAGAGCCACUUUGAGGUGGAGGAGAGUAAGUCAAAGUUCACUGAGACACGUGAGGUUGUUGAACGCGAGCGAUAUGCUGCCUCCUCAGAAAGGUACUCCUCUGCCGAAAGGUAUGAUGCUUCGCUCAAAUACGCCUCAGCUGAGAGGUACUCCUCUGCUGAGAGGUACGAUUCAUCUGUCAAAUAUGCCUCCGCAGAUUACCUGUCAUCUGACUCCUCCUUUUCCUCAGACCAGUAUUCUCUAACCAGGAAGCACACCACAGCUGAAGCUAAAGUUAAGACAGCUUCUGUUGUGUCUGCUGUUUCUGUUUCUGCUGCUGAAGUAGUUUCUGUUGAAAAAACAAAGCCUUCCCUUCCAGCCAGAAUCCUCACCAAGCCUCAGUCUGUGACAGUCACAGAGGGAGAAACUGCCAGAUUCUACUGCGAUAUUGAUGGAGAGCCUGCACCCACUGUAACAUGGAUGCGUGAGAGCAGAACUAUUGUCUCAUCUCAUAAUGUCCAGGUUACUACCACUCAGUACAAAUCUAGUUUGGAGAUUUCCUCUGUGACUGUGUCAGAUGAGGGCAGUUACACAGUGGUGGUAGAGAACUCAGCAGGCAGACAGGAGGCUCACUUUACUCUGACCAUUCAUAGAGCAGUUGUUAAAGAAGAAGUUAAGGCCGUCAAAUCCCAUGAACUACCAGUAAAGUCUCCAGAGCCUUCAGCCUCAUCCCCUGCUCCUUCCAUAACUUCCCCUGUUCCAAGUGUAAAGUCACCUGAACCCAGUGUGAAGUCCCCUGAACCUUCAGUCAAAUCACCUGAACCUAGUGUAACUUCUCCUGCUCCGAGUGUGAAGUCACCCGCACCGAGUGUGAAGUCUCCUGAGCCGAGUGUAAAGUCACCCACACCGAGUGUGAAGUCUCCUGAGCCGAGUGUGAAGUCUCCUGAACCUGAGGGAGUUAAAACCCCUAGGGGCAUUAAGUCCCCUGCGCCAUCUGCAGCCUCUCCAUCACCUGGCAUAAAAUCACCAGCUUCCGGUGUCAAAUCUCCUGAACCUGAGGGAGUCAAGUCUCCUCGGGGUAUAAAAUCCCCAGAGCCCAGACUUAAGUCACCGACAACUAUCAAGUCACCUGAACCUGAAGAGGCAAAAUCUCCUCGUGGUAUCAAAUCUCCUGAGCCUACAGGACUCAAGACACUAAGAGGGUUGAAGUCUCCAGAACCUGCUGGAAUCAAAACAGGGAUCAAAUCCCCCAGGACCCUGAAAUCCCCUGAGCCUGAGGGACUCAAAUCACCUCCUAGGAUGAAGUCUCCUCCUCCAACGAUGUCCCCAAAGAGGGUUGUGUCUCCACCCACAGUCAAAUCCCCAACUCCGAAACCUCCCAAGAUCCUCAGUCAGCUAACAGCAGAGGUCUGUGAGGGUUCGGUGAGGAUGUCCUGUGUCUGCGAGAGCACCAUCAGGGAGGUGGUAUGGUACGUUAGUGGGAGGAGACUCUCGCAGAGCAGUCGCUUUGAAAUGAAACAGUCUGAAGGCUCCUGCAGCCUCUUAAUCCGCGAUCUGAUGGACAGCGAUCAGGGAGAGUACGUCUGUGAGAUGACCUCAGAGGGAGGAGUCGCCAAAUCCUCCUUCUCUUUCACCGGACAGGUGUUCCAGUCCAUACGCAUGAAGGUCACCGCCUACUGUGAGCAGCAACUGGCACUUAAAGGAUCAAUGAUGAUGAGUCACAAAGAAUCAUCAUCAUCCACAAGCUCGUCCAUGAUGAUGAGGAAAGAAGUCCGCACCAUGGAGGAGUCUUCCUCCUCCUUUUCAUCCUCCUCCCAGCAGGCGAUGAUGUCAUCCAUGAUGGAGUCCAGUGCCUUCAGCAGCAUGGCGGCCGAGAUGAAGCUUGAGACCAUGUCCAUGUCCAGCUCGUCUUCACUGGCAUCUGAGUCAUAUGCAAUGAGCUCUAGCAGCCUCACUGAGAUGGGAUCUUCAUUCAGAGCGAUUGGUUGUGCUCCCAGGAUCGAGGCUCUGCCGGAGGACAUCAGCAUGGAGGUGGGCAAAGUCCUGACUCUGUCCUGUGCCUUCUCUGGUGACGCCAAGAAAAUCGAGUGGUCCCGCGGUGGCAAAACCAUCGAGGUGACCGCUGGUGGACGUUUCCACAUAGAGACCUCGGAGGAUUUGACCACCCUCAUCAUCACCGGCGUCAGAGAGGAAGACGCAGGAACUUAUACCCUCAGACUGUCCAACGAGCUCGGAUCCGACUCAGCGAGCGUUCACAUUAGCAUUCGAUCGGUGUAGAAAAACCAAAAAAACUCAUCUUCCCCUUUUCCUCUUCUUCCAUGUCUAUGUUUAUUUAUAACUUCAGCAAAAAGCACCGACAUGAUAAAGAAUCUCCAUUUCUCUUCUUGUAAAUAUGAACUAUUUUUUUACCAAACGUGACAUUAAUUUAUGCCAAACUAGACUCAAGUCUAACGUUGUUAUAAAAUGUGCCAUAUUGGAUAAAUAUGACUUAGGUGAUGAUCCAUUUUUCUUUGACAUGUACAUAAUGUAUAUAGCCGAAUUGAACGGUUAUGGGAAAUGUAUGCAUUGUUAUUUAUGACAAUAAUAUGAACUGAAACAGAAUGAAACUGAAUGUGGUUUAACAGGAGAAAGUUCCACGAGGAACGAAUACCCUGUCCAACCAAGAAACUAAACUCUGUGCCUCAACGAUACGUUGAAGUCUAAGAUUGCCUCGGCAGGUAGAGAGGCUCCCUGCCGAUGUUUCCUCGAUCAGAGACGCGAUAGAAACCAGAGCUUGAGGUCCUGAGUGCUGUUUGCCUUUACCCUCGUGUAAGCAGCACGACUGGACCUCAUGCUGCGACUGAUGAUGUCAGAACCGCCGUUUUCACGACCUGCUCACAGUGCGAGCGGCCUGCACUCCCUGAGCGCCGAUGUUUCUUUUUCUUUUGUUUUGUGCUCCGCCUCUGGCCAACAACCGCUCGCUCUGGCUCCGCCCUCAUAACACCCACCUGACAAUCACGUGAAGAAGAAAAUAAAGAAAAAAAGUGGAGUCCGUUGUGCGCUCGUUGGCAGGGGCGGAGCUUCCUCCCGGAGGCUGCAGUGUGUUUGUGUGUUAGUUUGUAGAGAAGUUCACCUGUCGGACAGGGGGCGCCGCAGAGCAGAGGAGCUGCAGCCAGAGAACAAGCCUGUGCUGCGUUAGAAGGAGGCGUGGUCUGGUGAGUCGCCCCGCAGCGUUUUGGUUUGAUUGAAGUUAGAGUUGUAGCGUUGAAUAUUUUUGCAGCCUCCUCGAGUUUUUCUCCAAUGAUUGAUUUAAUAAAGCAUGAAACAGCACAACA